This is a messenger RNA of Xyrichtys novacula (pearly razorfish), 92762 nucleotides long. The record is from the annotation of a GenBank genome assembly. NCBI's taxonomy places the organism in Eukaryota, Metazoa, Chordata, Actinopteri, Labriformes, Labridae.
GUCACCGCCAGGCUGCUCGGCUGCGUCAGAGUCCAGCUGAGCCAAGGAAGAAGGAAACGAGGAAUAAAAGGGAAAAGGCAGGUUGAGAGGGAGCGGACGGGCUGUGUCGUGCUCAUCGCGGACAGGCACUCGCACACACUUACACACACACAAAUUGAACACACACAUACACAUACACACAGUGACGGACAGACAUGGAGGGCUCCACGGAGGAAGACCACAAAGAGAAAUUAUUAUGGAACGUCAAACGAGAGGUAGGCGCUGUUUGGACGGCCUGUCGAGCUGCAGAUUUGUAUACUUGCUGUUUGUAUAUCUCCUGUUUUCAAUGCAAACUCGGGCAGCAGGCUGUUGCAUUAAUAUUUAACCUCGUUUGUGCAUUGCUGGACCUGAUUUCCUAUAUUUUCACCUAAGUUUACCCCAACGAAUCUUAAAAAAACCACCACAGAAGCCAAAAACUCCACCUGCUUGCAGCUUUUGCAGCGUCUGCUUCCUUUGACCAGACUUUAUUCAGUAUUUAGCUGCUUUAUUUCUGCCCAAAUUUACCACAAAGAUAUCCCUUUACUGUUGGAAUCAGAUUCGCAUGAGUAUUAAAUGAGUUUGAGGUAUUUCACUUUGCCAUUGUACCUACACUUUCUUACAAAAUUCUGUUAUUAUUCUCCAUGCAUGCUUACUGUGAUAUUUCCAAGAUAUCUAAGUGGGGCUGCAAUUAUUGAUUAAAUUCAGCAUCUUUAAGCUGCUCGUACCUUUAUAAUUAUUUACUCAGUUAUUAAAACAUCAAGAAGUUUUGUGGAGGGAAAAAAAAGAAGUAUUUGAUUCUAACAUUGGCAAAUCUUAUUGUUUUUGCUUGACAAAAUCUCCAAAGAGUUUAUUUAUAACUCAGAUAUUUGGCCAUUUCCCCCCCUCUUGAUCCAUGAAUUCAUCCAUGAAUAAUCCUGUCCUGCAGGCAGACAAUUUAGCUUUAAGCGCCUGUCUGAAUUGUAACAGCAAAGCGUCUUUUCUGCACAGGUUGUAUCCGUUUGUUUCCAACAGCAGCUCAACAGAGCCACAGGCUUUUUGUUCCAGCUGAUAAAUGUCUUACCUCCCACCAGUGAGGGAUAAAUCAUUACUCCUUUAACCUCUCUGCCCACUCCACCACUGUAAUCCUCCUGCCGACUUUACCUAAAGAUCCACAACCAGAGAGAGAUCUCCUUGAGCUGAAAUGUCAGAGUAAAUCAGCUGAAUGUGGCAAGGUGUGGCUCACUGCUUCAAUGUGAGACUGAGUGUACAUGUGAGCUGGUCGUUUCAUCAUUUUAAUGAAGAGGAAAGGUCACGCUAAAAAUAUCAAGACAGAAAUCUAGCCAACAGUCAAACAGGAGAAGAAGGAUGGCUGCUGGAGGAAUAAAGAGUCAGUUUUACCAAUAAUAGCUUAUUUCUUCACUUUAGCCUCAGGACAGGCUGCAAAUUAUCAGGAUUAUAUAGAGGAUGACAUGAAGGGGAAAAUGAAACCCUGUUGUGGACAGGCUUGGGUCCCUCCACUCACUGUGCAAUAUCGGCCUUAUUACACGUCUGCUCGCUCAACAAAUCAAGACGUUUAUACCAAAUAUUGAUCAGACAAUGAUUUUAUUUCCUCUGUUGAAAAUAGACUCAAAGUCUGUACUGCAUCCAUGGCAACAGUUUAUAGGUUUCUCUGUGGUAGCCUACAGUUUUUGUCUCAAACCUCUUCUGUCUUUUCUCCAUUUCCGCCUCUUUUCUUUUUUCCCACUGUAAACAAACCAAAGUCAAAUGAUCAGACUUCUCCCUGCUUAUUGAAAUGCUUACAGUUAGUCCUCCAGAGUAUUGCUUUGAGCUGUAUCUGAGGCAACAGCCUACUCUUCAUAGCAACAGUUGCUCUUGAUAAAUAACAGACUGUUGUUAUGGAGAAUCGUCCAAUAAGAUUUAGGGAUAAGGCUUAAAACCUGAUUCAAGGAUCUCAUUCCGCAUUUUUUUGCAACGAAGACCCAAUAUUUGAGCAUCUUGAACCUGCUAUCUGAAGUGGAGUAUGUCAUUUAAAUCCAAUCACUGAUACACAAGCAUAGGAAGGAGCACAGUGGGGUGAAGUUUGUAUUCCACCAAAGCUGGAGAUAAGGAGGAAAUGCAAUUCAUGUUUCAAAACAAUAUCUUGGUUUGGAAACAACCUGUGCUGUUGCCAAGCACAUCAACAAUGUGCAUCAAAUUAAACCAAAAUGCAGCAUCUUUAACUCCCCGCAGGUUGGAAAUACUGUCAAAUCUGGCAGCUGUGGGACAGUCAUCCUCCUCCUCAGCUCAAAUCACACGCAAGCUCGGUUGUCUCAUCUCUCCACAACAUGAUAGAAAAGCAGAGAUAGUGAAAGCACUUAAGGCGAGGCUCAUCAUGGAGGCAAAAUACAGGUAUCCUUAUCAAUUGGGGAUUUUCUAGUUUUCGAACCAGAAAUGUAAUUUCCUUAUUUAUUGACCAGUCUGAUAAGAAUAAACUCAGAAAACAGUCACAAUUUAUUCAACAGGACUAAACACAAGAUCAUUGAGACAGUGGGUGAAUGAUGUUAGUUUAUACAGUUUGUCAAGGGCGCUUUGAUGUGAGGUCUCAUUGGUAGAAAAGCCAUGUUAGGGUCUAGUUUUGGAAUAAAAUCUAGAUGCAUCAGUCUCUAAAUGUCAGCAUCUGUAAAACUUGAUACACCAAAGGUGUGAUCAUGAAUCUAUUUAGAAAUGUCACCAACUCUUUCAUUUUUUUGUCGAUCUUAUGUCAGACCUACAUUAACACGUGUCAGGGUGUGUACACACCUACGGUAUUUGCUCCUUAAAUGGAAAGCAGGGUAUUGCUAGCUUUUUCUAUGCCCCGCUGGCCAACUGCUGCACACUCUCAAAGGCAAUUACUGACUGUGGUCUGACUUGGACUUUGCAUCAAUCCCCCUUUUUAUGUUAAAAUGAUGAUUUUCCACAGAUACAGCUGCAGUUUGAGUAUUGCAGUUAUUUUGCUUUAAAACGUUUCUGUGUUUCUGAGUGCACAUUUGACCUCUUUUAGCUGACAAAAUCUGCUCAUUUGUGACCACCCACUUUGUCAACAGGGUUGCAGUCAAUCCAAACUAAAUGGAGACACUGCAAGUGUGGUGACCAGUGUUGGGCAUGAUAAUAUGAAACAGAUUUUUGUUACUCUUUUAAAAUUUAAGUCUGCACCACACAUUGCAUAUGUUGCUGUACAGAUGUACUAUAAAUAUCCAACUUAUUCUCUCAUUGGCUCAGUUCUUAAAAAUGGCAUCAUGAUGUCUGUGAGGUAGAAAAUUGCGUCUGUUUCUGGAUGUCUGCAGGAAGCAGGAAUCUGCAGGGAAAUAACUAAAACAUUGUCUUCUUGGGUCACUGUGCUAUUGGAAGUCGUGUGUUGAUGCUCUGAGCUGGAUCUUCAAACAACCUGGGGUUAUUGUGACUCAUGCUGUGUUGGCAUCAAUUCUUAAUGUUUCCUGCUUGUUAACAUAUGAAGAAAAAAAGAGUGCUUUGUUUGUCUGCAGGAUGUUUCUAAAGCUCCCCCGCAGCUUUGUAUUUGGCUGAAUAUUAUUAAAUUUACAUGGACACAUGUAUGUGGACAGGAAGAAUGGUGGGUUAUAUGAGGGCAAAACCUCAUAUAAAACCUCAAAGCAGAAGCUUUAACAGGGCCUUCUUUAACAAAAAAUGAAACCAUAGGUUAUUCAGAAUUACUUGAUUCAUCAAGAGUGCAUUCUGGAGACUUAAUUUCAUUAUUUUUCAAGAAAAAAUAAUUGAACUCUAGAUUCAAAAAACAUGUUGAAAAUCAGUGGGUUUUUUUAGAAGUUUCUAAAGUUGUUUUGUGUAUGAUGUUAGUCUUUCAUAGGGUUUUUGAGAAUGGUCCAUUCAUAGAGGUCAAGAGAUGAUUCAAAUAGCCGGAUUGAUUCUUAAGUUUGCUUUCCUUCUUACCUUGUUAAAUCAGGUGAAAGAGACUGGCUGUGAUCAGGCUCAGAGAUAGUUUGCAACUCACAGAUAUAGACUGGAACUAUCUAAGACUUGAAUAACCAGCAGUAAAAUCUUUAAAACAAUUAAAACUAACAGGAAGCCAGUGAAGGGUAGAAAAUACUGGUGUUAUUUUACGUCAUACACAUUUUUAGACACCUAAUUCUUGUUUUCAGUCAGACAGGACAGAAUUUCAGACACAUCAGUGGUGCAAGGUACUGAUGGAGUACCAAGCUGAGUGUCAUCUGCAUAGCAAUGGAAGUCUAUACUGUACCUAUGCAGGAAACAGUGAAUAAUAGGGAUCCCAAGAAGGAAUCGCACAUGACAGAAGACCACAGGAGGAGAAAGUGGUAUUUUCAAGCAAGGACAGGUGUGUUGUGAUCACUCUUAUUGCUGUGUGUUAUAGCCUGGAUAUUGUUUCUAUACGUACUCUCAAUUUACGCUUUGGUCACUGACCUUAGACACAAAUAAUAAUGCUCAUUUAGCAUAACCUCCAUUCUUUUGAAAUGAGGGCCUUUUAACUUAAUUAUAUAAACCAUUUGGAUAUUUUGUACUUCAUUGUAGCUCUAUUGCAGAAAAAUAGACCAGUUGUGCCUGAUCUAAUCAUCAAAUCUGUAAUUGUUGGUUGGAGGUUUGACAGCAAACAACCAAAGAAAUUAAGUUUGCAGUGACAUGACUGAACUAGCGUCAUGAUAAAUUUAUUCUUUGGUGUGCUUCCCAUUGAAUUUUUGAACAAGACUCGUUUCUCAAUCUGUGCUUCACCACCUUUGAGAUUUUUGAACUGCUGUUCCAUACUUGUUGGAUCUUAUCAGCUGCUCAUGUUUUUUUCCCCUCUACUCUGGAGUGCACCCACUUUCAUAUCACGGUAGGGUACUGCAGACUGUCUUUCUGCUGUUUCAUUUUAUUUGUGCAAAGUGACAGGCUGUAACAACACGAGACAAAGUUUAAUGUCGUCACCAGCAUAAAAUUCAUCAUCAUUCUGUAUCAAGAUUGUUCCAUCGCCAUCUUUUUUUGUCAUGCCUGCUACACUUUGUCAAUUUGUUUGCCACAAACUCUUUUACUUGUUGAUCCAAUUCUUAUAAAAGAUGGCAACAUCAACUCAGAGCUGUGUUUGAAAUCUCAAUAUCAAUCAGUGUGGUUGAUAUCAAAUAAUGCACAGAGUGUAUUUGUUACGUCUGGUGUUUAUCCAAUUACAUGUUGUGAUAUGUUGCCCUUUUCCGUCACUGUAGUGCAGAGUAAGAUUGUUUCUUUUGGAGACUUUGAGUCACGACAUGAUGAAAUAAAAGCUUGCCUAUUUGUUGGUAAUUGGUCUUAGAUCAAUGAACCACAUUCAUGUGAAUGAGUUGUUGCCUGAGAAACAUUGAUCCGUUGUUUUGCAACUGUUGUAUGCUGUCCAAAAAAAGUGCAAUAAUUUGCUCCUUUUACAGGCGGUUUGUUCUUUGGCUGCAAGUGUACAUGUGAGAAAAAUCAUUUAAACCACAAGAAGCUCCUCCAUAUCUCCUCUGACCUUUUUGAUCGGGCUGGACUGUGAGACAGACAGACACACAGACUGGUCUGUUUCAAGCCCAUCAGCUCUGGUUUGGGGCGCUCUGUCUCUUUAAGCAGCUCUCGGCUGUCUCAGUGCUGCUUGGCAACCAAAAGCUUUAGCAGCACACUGAGAAGUUAAAUUGCAUCAGUUGGCGAUUAAUAUCACAGCAGUGAGGCGCUCUGUCAGGUGGUUUUCUCUGACUAAAACAAAAGGGGCCUCAUGUGUGUUCACCUGCUGCAGCAUGGCUCUCUCAGUGUUUGUGACAUAUAUGUCAGCUUUUUGAUGAACAUGCACCAGAAGUGUUCUCCGUUUACAAAAAAAAGAAGCAUUAGCCAACUCGUUAAGACUUUCUUACGUUUAUGAAAUUUGUCAGUUUUUUAAAGCUUGAAACUAGCGCAAGGAGGUGUCAUUGAAGCAGCAGAAGAAACAGCCCUGUGUUUAGUUCUUCCACUCAAACAUUCACAGUAAAUGAUGCAGUUGAUGGUCAAAAGCUAGCAAGACGUGCAUCAGAAGAUGAUACUUAAGCAUAUAUGGGGCAAGAUAAGCUAGGACUACUUUGUCCACAGGGGGCACCAAAAUUGAUAAAACCAAAAGAAAUAAACUAAUGCAUCUACAGACACAAUAGGCAGCCUGAUCAUUGUGACUAAAAAGGGUUUUUUUAGCUAACACAGCAGGAAGGGAGUAAUAGAUGCCAUUAUUGUUUAAGCUCCAGUGAGGAAAUUCCUGUUUGUGUUGAUUUUGGCGCCACCUGUGGACAAAGUGAUACCUCUUAUAUCUUUGCUGAUAUUGUCUUGAACGUGUCUAAGUCACAAGAAAUGCAGUCCUAGUUGGAAUAAAAUUGAUUCCUCAUCAUUUUGAAGAAAGUCAUGCAAGAGUGCCCCCCCCCCCCCAAUCAGUUAAAAAGAGUUGUGUCCCAUUCCUUCAUUAUGAGAAUCCUUUGACUAUAUUUCUUAAGAGAGCAGUGUUCAAUAUCUUGACAGGAGGAGAGAAAUUAAAUAGUGAAAAUAAAAUAUCAAGAGUUAUAGCUUAAAGUUUAUUGCUGCUUUAAAGAUGUAAAUGAAGUCUUUUCUUUGCCAGUUUCAACAUUUUCUCUUUGACACCUCUCUUAUCGCAUUACAAACUUUGUUUAAAAAUUCCAAUUCAAUUUCCUCAGUCACUUUGACUUAAAUGCACUCCUAUCAAGCUGUCACUCAUACCCUGUAGGUGUUAAGAAAGCUCCUUUACCUGCAGGUGUGCUGUGUUUUAGCCAGCACAAGGAGUCUGGUGCCCGAAACUCUUAUGACAAACGUGAUAAUGGCAGAUGAUGGGAAGAAAGCAGGGACCGCAGUGAGCCUGCAGUCUGGGCUGUAGUUUGAAAAAACUGACAGGCUGGAAUUUAAAUGACAGGAUGAGAAGAUGAACUCCAAGUGCCUGAAAAUCACCAUCCAAUUUAUGUAGUUACAGUCUGUUCUGCAGAGGUGUUUCCUUCAAACAAUGUGGGAUUUUCGAAGAGCAGAUUUGAUUAUGUUUGGCAGGCGUUUUAGAGUUGAAAAGAGCGUUUGUCCACAGUUACAGUUAAAUCAGACUGGUCCAAUCAGACAGCAGGUGUCUGCAGCUUCAUUUCAUAUGAUCUAGAUCUGUCUGCAACACUAUCAGCAAAUAAAACCUUUUUCUUAACUGAAGUGAGUUUACAAUUUUUACCAACUGUAGCGUUUCUUAACUCUAAAGAUCAGUGUGCAUCAAUCAGUCGUGUCUUAACUGUCUUGCAUUGUUAAAAAUGUGAUAUGAAACAGACAGCGGCUCGAUCCUAAUGUCAUGAUCUGGCUCACAAAGGUUGUGCUCUUUCUUCUUCAUGCUUACCUCUGCUUCUUUAAUCUUGCAAGACUUCAAUGUUGACCUUUUGCCUUUUGAAAGAUUAAUGGUGGUACUAGUUGGCCUUGCACUUUACUUCAGGAAGCUCACAAUGAGUAAACAAUAAUAAAUGUUUGGAAAUCCAAGGAAAUGCACCGCUCAGCCCCUCUGGAAUCCACCAUGUUGACUUGAAAUGAAAAAGAAGUUUCUAAAGUUGACCUACCUGUAUGGGCUGGGUUCUGCAGCUCUGUGCAGUUUGCUCCACAGUUGUUUUAUUGUAAUAAUAAUAAUAAUAACUUAGUUUUAUACAGCGCCUUUCAAGUGACCCAAGGUCGCUUUACAAAAGGAGAUGGGGCUAGGGGAUAGAGGGGGGGAGGGGGUAGAAGUGGGGGUGGGGGGCGGGGUGGUAAAGGACCAUAGGCCUCAGUGAAUAAAUGUGAUUUCAGAUGCUUUUGUAGCUGAAAUGAGCUGUAAGAAUCUACAUGCUCUACUGCGGGGGGCUGCGCUGUUCACUCUCUUCCUGAUGGUGCUGAAUUCUAUCCAUAUGUUUGAUAAACCUGAAAGAGAGGGACGCUCUUAUCUUUUUAUUGUCGAGUUGAUACAUGACAGCUAUGACAGAAAUUUCACGUCUUUUAUUCUGUUUUAUGCCUGGACCACACUAGAAAAAAAACAACUCAUUCAGAUACAAAAGGACUCUGCCAUCUGUAAUGGCAUAGCCUCUUUGUAGCCUUUCUAUUACUGUAAAAAUAGUCAUGUCAAAGUGACCGUGGUGGAUGUUGUGUAAACACUGAAUACUUUAAGUGUUAUGAUGCUUAUGAAUACUCAGGUGUAGUUGCUGUUUACUUUCAGGAGACAGUAAAUAUUUCACUUUAAAUCUACGUGGCUGUUGGCGCCAGCUUUUGUGGGCAAGGUGUUUUUUGCAGCAAAGUGCAUUUGCAUGGAAAGGGGCAAUUAGUGCUUUAAAUUCAUGCAUAAUAGUUCAAGGAUGCAUGUGCCAAAUAGUACACAAAGAUGAUUUUUCAAGUUUUAUGUAAUGGAUAAUUUAAUCUUGUACAUAUUUACUUUCAGACACCUGAUGCAGAAUCUUAAAGAAAUACAAAAGCAGACUUGAAGUUCUUAAAGUUCUCCUCUGUUCCUGCACCAACACUCUGACCAGUUUAUCAAAAACUAUUGCCCCAAUCUUAUAUUUUUCCAACACCAUUUGCUGGCUACACAAAAGUGCUUUGGUCACCAUAUUUCGCACUUCUCCCAUCUUAACAGCAUUAGGCUGCCUCUGCUGUGCAGAAAUCUCCUGUCAUUAUUCAGCAGAGUGUUUGAUAACUGCUGCCACAGACACAAUCUUAUUUUAUGACUGGGACUAUCUGACUGGGACUGAUAUUUUACCCUCUUGAUAUUUUUCACUCUGAGGUUAAAUAUUGUUUUCUGCAGUAUUCUCUGUGAGGAGAAAGGGGAGAAGUUAAUUUUAAGCAAUAUUUUGCAUCUUUAAAAGGAAAGAAAUGGUUUCAGGUUCGCUAAAUGUUAAGGGGAGAAUAAUUCAUGUGAAAGGUGCAGAAGAUCAACAAGUAAUGACAAAUUGAUUCACUAUCUCUUUCCCCAGUCUGCUGUCACCACAGACCCCCACCUCCUCUUCCUCCUCCUCACUAAAGCAUGAAUAAUUACCUCAAUAAUGACUGAGUCCCUGCUGUGGCCUAACAACGACUGAUAAGGAUGGAAACACAUCAUAUCCCAGCCUGUCAGACUGAAGGGUUGGAAAGACAUCCAAUCAUAAAGACACUAAUACAGAGUAUAUGACAAGAGAUGUGAUUAUCUUGUCGGUAUGAGAUUAUGUUGAUCCCAGUGAAGAAUACUUUUGGACCAUCGGUCCCUAUAUAUAUUUAUGAGGUUCAAGGUCCUAUAGAUAUUGAUAUUGGUCAUCUGACAUUGGUUUUUCAGGGCUGAUACAGAUACCGUAGGGAAUGACACACUAGGUUCGAAGUAGGGCACUUUUUGGUUAAUUCAUUUUAUUGGCCGUCUAUAAAAUAAAUGGCCGGUACAGAGAGAUAGUUAGCGAAAUACUAAAUAUCAGCCCUGUUAAUUGGCCAAAGCCAAUAACUUGUGUACUUCUAAUAACAUGAAUAUUUCAGAAAAGUAUGGUGAAGGAUGCCUCUUUGCCUUUCCCUGUUGGAUCACAUGACCCAUGUACAGAAGAUGUAAUCAGAAGUUCUUCUGUCAGGUCCUGAUCCGUAGCAUAUUUCUUUCUUUCUCAUGUGUUGACAAUGUUUGUGUGUUUCUGAAUAUGCAACGUUUAUGUCCUCUACUUGCAGUGCACCUUACAUUGAAGGCUAAAACAUAGAGGAUGCAUAUUUGGAGUGUGGCAGCAGCAUCGCAUAUUGCGCAGCAAAUCGGUUGCCAUUCUAAUCAAUGCAGCAAAGCAUACAGGACGUGUAUCAGCUCUGUCGCAGCCGCGUAUCGAGAGCAGCACUGCUAAAGAUACCUGGCAAGUCUAUUUUUGCUGCUCUAUGCUUCCAAUGCGCGUCGAUCUACACAGAGAAGAUCGUCCUAGACAGGAAGUCAAGCACAAAAACCAUGCAUGUCAUCUGGUAUUUCAAAAUAAAACACCACAUGCGAACUCCCGACUGUGUAUGAGUUUGUGUAGAUGAGAAAUACUUCCUGUUUAUGGAUUUAUCAGUAACACAGAACAAUCCGAUGGUCAAUCCAUGAUCCAUGUGGACCCCAACAGGACUUGUAACUGCUAACUCUGUCUGAAGGUAACAGCACAGCGUUAAGGAACAUAGUUUACUUAAGUAAACACGAGUAAACCUGCAAAAACUGAAACUGUAAAAAAGUCAAAUCACGUUGCUCAUUCAAAUAUAGUAGAGGCUCAAUGGUCACUGAAUUAUAUCCACACUGGCAGGAAAUAGACCACAGAAAGGCAAAACGACCUGUUGUGAACAUGUUGUUUCCUCUGUACUGAGCCCAGCUGACCGGGGCUGCACUACGCUGCUGCUUUCACGCUCCAAAUACACAUCCUGUAUGCAAUACCCAAUGCUGCUUUAGGGAGCAAAUACAGAACGCACUUAAUAUGGACCCUGUAUGUUUUCAGAUUGACUGUCACUAUGGCGCUUUCAAAAUAUUCAGUUCAAGCUUUUUACCUCUCAACAAAACAAUCAAGAGUUUAUCCUCAAAAUUGCUUAGAUUAAAUUCACACUUCAGGCAUGUACAUCUGGCUAAUUUUUCCUUGAAUUAAAUUUUACAUCAAGCCAAAUUCUGUAAACUCAUCCAGGGAAACAGUCGGAAUCAGAAACAAGUCUGUUGCGUGCUCAUCUUUAAGAUUUUCCUCAAGAGAAAUCACUCUGUUGACGACAGAUGAGAGUAAAAGCAUGUAAUAUAACUGAUAGUUUGUUAAAGAGCUUUCUCCUCUCGGUUUCCCUUAGCAGCUUCUCAGAAGUGUUUCAAAGCUAUCCUAGGGAUUUCCUGGUAGUAGAUGCUGUGUUUACUGCUGGAUAAACUGUUUAUAAAAGGCCUAUAUGGGUCAAAUGAAAACAAGCCAGUGUGUUUUUGUGUUAAGAUGCUGGUAUGCUGUUUUCCAUGUCUGUGCAUGAGUGUGUGAAGAACUGCAACUAAAACUAACCUCAAUGAAAAAUGUGUCAGCAGCUAACACUGUAUAUUCUGAUUGGUCAAAACUCCAAAACAGGGAUGAGAAGAAAAUCAGCUGAGGGAGGUUUGACAUUUCUACGUGCUCACUAUUACAUUCAACAGCCAUGAAUCUGUUGUAGGCAUAUCUGUAGACAGACUCACUGGGCUAAAACUAAAACAUCAUUUCCUCGUUUCUCUUAUCAGUGCUCUUAAAUGUAGUUCCUGGUGCACGUAGAGGUGUCUGGUAUGUUGGCAAAGAAAAAGUAAAACAUCCAGAAAGACCAGAUCCUCCAACUGGACAAUCAGUUCAACAAGGUGAUGCACAAAGUUGUGAUUUCAAGCAGUUUUAUUCAGUAGUUAAUGGCAGAUGGUGUAAUUUGAAUCAUCCUGGGUGUAAGAACAUAAUUGCUGUCUAGAAUACUCACAUAAUGAGAGAAAAAUAUAGAUCUUCAGCUAAAAAGAGAGUGACCUUUGACCCAAUUGAAGCAAGAAACGCUUCAUCGAGUUGUUUUAUUCUCGUUCUGCCGUUUCACAAUUACAGGCUGGAUUUAUUGAAGCAUUUAAUUGCCUUUAUUAUGGAUCUGUCAGUCACUCUCUAGCUGGUGUAUUGAUUUUUCUUUCCUAUAGUUUCUGUUACAGCUCACCCAAGAUAAGUUUGCAGCUGCAUGUUUGUUGUAGUCACAAGCUGUGCAACAUCUAAAAAAAACUGUACAGAAUAGAUGACACUAAAUUCUACUUCACCUCUGCCCCCUUUAUGAUGCAGGGGUCAGAGGUCAGGGUUACAGCACAACAGCAGCACAGAGAUGAUGGAGAGUUGGAGUCAAUCAUACUCUACCUUUGCUACAGUUCUGCAGUCCAAUCUGGAAAACAGCGUGUAUUUUCCAAAAGACCACUAAUAUCAAAAUAUAAAACUCAAUUGUCACAUGGAAAAUGCAAAAUUAAAUGUACAGUAUUGCUUUAUUUCCAUGCAUUUGCGUGUUGCCCAGAUGUAAAAGAAUAUUAAGCAGUGAGUUGUUGUCGAAAACAGAUCUUUAGAUCACUAAAGACUGACAUCAGGGGGCUAUUCACAAGUUACCAGAGGCCCCCAGGUGAAACUAAUCCCCUGCAAAUAUUGCUUGAGGAGCGAUCAGGGGGUCGUGCUUCUCAAAAUAAAAAGUGAAAUUAAAUCAAUGUUUCAAAGUCACGAUUUUAAUAAAUUUCUUAUUAGAAUGUCCUUUUAAGCAAUAAGUCACCUCUCUGUAUGUUAAUUUUUCAUCUAUUUUUUUUUAACCAACAUUAAACAAGCUUUUCCUGUCAGAGCCAGAGCUCAUUAUAAGCAUUAAUGCAGAUAACUGAAAAAGCCUUGUAAACAUAUUAGUAUUGAUGUCAAAUCAAUAAACAGCCAAAAUCCAUAACCACAAUGCAGCUAUUCCUUAAACAGCCAGCAAAGCACAGAUGUCAGUAGCAUGGUUCUUUGCUGCACACGUAAAGCUUUAAAUCAAAAUCUUACCUUAAAUUAAGCUCAUCUUGUGAUGCAGAUGAACUGGCAUCCCAGUUGGCUCAAUAGAAAUUGGUUUUAUUCUUACCUUAUACAUAUCUAGAUUCCAAAUCAGGACUACAGGAAGGCUGGCUCAGCACCUGGACUCUUCUACUAGGGCACGGAUGAAGUUCAAACCAAGCAAAUCCAGGAGCAUAUCCAUCGUCAGGGGGAGACUCACAGACCAGAGGUUCCACAUCAAGGACACACCCAUCCCAUUGGUGUCUGAACUGCCAGUCAAGAGCCUAGGGCGACUAUACAACGCACAUCUCAAAGACUCGGACCAGAGUGAUCAGCUGAGGGAAGAAACCAUCAAAGGCCUCGUCAGCAUAGACAAGACCUUGCUUCCUGGCAAGUUGAAACUGUGGUGCCUGCAGUUUGGAUUGCUCCCCCGCCUGAUGUGGCCUCUAACAGUCUAUGAGAUCCCCAUGACCAAAGUCGAGAAGCUGGAAAGAACAGUGAGCUCAUACAUCAAGAAGUGGCUUGGCCUCCCGCGUUGCCUCAGCAACAUCGGCUUGUAUGGACAUGGUGCCCUGGAACUGCCCAUCUCUAGCCUCACAGAGGAGUUUAAGUGCACCAAGGUGAGGCUGAACAUGACCCUGACUGAGUGGCAAGAUGAGGUGAUCCGUGCAGCUGCUCCCAGACUGGCAACUGGGAGGAAAUGGAACCCAUCUGAGGCGGUACAGCAAGCCAAAUCUGCUCUCAGGCAUGGAGACAUUGUGGGACAGGUGCAGCAUGGAAGAGGCGGGUUUGGACUCGGAACAAGUCGACCCACAUGGCACAAAGCAACAUCAACCCAGAGGAGAAAGCUGGUGGUUGCUCAGGUUCGGCAACAAGAGGAGGCAAACAGAUGCGCGACAGCAGUAGCACAGUCCAAACAGGGACAGUGGACCAGCUGGGAAAACCUGGAGCAUCGUAAGCUCACAUGGAAGGAUCUUUGGGAAAUGGAAGGAAGCCAAAUCAGCUUCAUCAUCAGAGCCACCUAUGAUGUUCUUCCCACACCCAAAAACCUAAACCAAUGGUUUGGAGAAGAUCCUUCUUGUGCACUCUGUCAAACACCUGCAACACUGAGUCACAUCCUCACCGGCUGUAAAACCAGUCUGUCCCAAGGCCGCUACACCUGGAGACACAACCAGGUCCUAAGACAACUGGCGAUCACUCUGGAAGGAAGGAGAACAACCAUCAAUGCCCUCCCUCCACCAAUGCCUAGACGCCCAAACACCACCCCAUUUGUAAGAGCAGGACAACCACCGGCAAAACCAUCUGCAAGAGUGGAGGCAACCCUUCUAGACUCUGCCCGGGACUGGAGGAUGCAGGUUGACCUAGACCAAAAACUCAUCUUUCCGCCUGAGAUCCUUCCAACUAGCCUCAGGCCGGACCUGGUCUUGUGGUCAACCACCCAGAAGGUUGCGUUCAUCAUUGAAUUAACUGUACCGUGGGAGGCAGCAGUUGGUGAAGCAUAUGAGCGCAAACGACUGAAGUAUGCGGACAUAGCAGCCGAGGCAGAGAAGCGCGGCUGGAGGGCCCAGGUGCUUCCGGUGGAGGUUGGGUGCAGAGGCUUCGUUGCAACAUCCACAACCAAGCUUCUGAAGAGAUUGGGAGUACGAGGACAGGCCUUCCGACGAGCCAUCAAAUCAAUAUCAGAGGCUGCCGAACGAAGCAGCAGAUGGCUCUGGAUCAAGAGAAAGGACUGCACCUGGGCUGCAAAAUGACCACCUAGGGGUAAAAGCAGAGGGGGGCACACCUGGGACGCCAGGUGUCGCCGUUGAGCCCCCUGGAGGUGUCGUGGGCCUAUCAAUGAAACACCAGUGAAGGGGGGUGCCCACCUGAAGACCCCAGUGAAGCUUUUACACCCCCCCCCCCACUCAAUUCCAAGUGCUGAUAUAAGGGAUUGUAGUCCUAUGAGCUCAACAUUCUACUAUGGAGCCAUGUGGUUGUAACACGUUAGUGUUAAAAUAUAACACUACUUCCAUCUCCAACUCCAUCUGUAGAUGCAGUGACAAUGCUCACACAAUGCUAUUUAGUUGUGAUUUUGUUAAACCUAUGCAGUGAUUUCCACUGCAGAGUCAUGUCUGUUUUUCAUUCAAUGAAAACUGCCCUUUGGGGAUACAUAAAGUUGUCUGAAUCUGAAAUGCUACUUAAGGGCCUGAAGAUCACAGCCAUCCCUCAACAUUUUACACAGUUUCUAAACUCUUGUCGAAUUGAAGUCGUGAAAUUUAGUGUGUCAUUGCUUUGAAUGGAGAAUAGUGAUUUGAGUAAACUGUUGGUUAUGGCAUGUUCAUAGGAUGAUCUAGCUCAUUGCAGGUCUUCACAGGCCCCUCUUCCCCCCUUCUGGACAGCCCUGCCAUGGUUACAGAAAUGACAACUUUUCCCACCCACUGUUUUAUGAUGUAGGAGGGAAAAGUUUGAACUGAGUGCUCCUGCAGUCUGACUUUUAUUAUCACACAACUGAGCAAUUAAAUUCAUCCUGUUUAUCAAUUAGACCCAAACAAGGCGGAGGUGUCAGACAGGCCUGGCUUUAAUUACUGACGACAUUAAUUCUGCAGAGAGAGCAGAGUUAGAGGAGCGAGCACAGACUGAGUCAGUGUUAUUGAACUCACUCCGCCUCUCCUCCUCAGGGACGCAGCACAAACACUCGUCUGAAGGUUUCCGGGUGUUGGGGUAUUAAUUGGAAGUCAGUGGUGCGGAUGUUUGGGCGACACCAUUGGAGCUGUUAUUAGGAGCUGUCAUAGUGUCAAGAGGGAGCGGCAUAAUUCUUUUACAUUUAUGUUUAUUUAAUCAGGAUCUUUCCACACCAUUGGUUUUCCAUCAGCUGUGGGUAUGUGCAGUGAUAAUAUACACACACAUUUUGACAAGUUCUGUGCAAUGAAGGCUCAUUAAAAAAAACGUGAAGUUCCCUUUAAAUGCCCAUGAAUCUGUUGCUAAAGUUCUUACUGUACAGUCUGACUGAUUGAAGCUAAUGAACAUGCUGUAGUAGAAGUAGCAGUAGGAAACAAUCAACAAGGCUAAUAAAUAAAGCCAAUGAGAAAGUGCUGAAAACUGCAGUUCCACAAGUGUUCACUUAAAACUGUGAUUUUGUUUAACCCUGCUGUAUGAAAAAAAUGAUUUUUUUAAGUCAGCCUCCAGUGGACACUUGGUGAACUGCACUUUUGCAUAAUCUCCAGUGUUCACUGCUGGAGGUUACCACUAGGUGUCACUGAAGUUAAAUCAGUUACUACACCUUGCCUGGGUCAUUUUUUUUAUUUUUUUUUUAUUUUGGUGCUUUGGGUUUAAUGUACAGAGAAGCCUGUGCUUCAACUUAUGUAGUGUUUUCUCAGUAUGUACUGAGCAUUACUUGCUGACAUACUAAGAGCUUAAGAUGAAGGCAACAAGUUCCCUGGAAAUAUCUGCUCUUCCAUGGAUUUGUGUGAAUUUUUUUCUGACUUUAGAAAAAUAUAAAUUAUUUUAAUGGGUAGCUGAUGACUACAGAUAAAAAUUGAUUCUCUAAACACAGGAACUUCUUUGUACAUUCGAUUCUCCCUGGACUUCUUUGAGCACCAUCACCUGCUAAUGCCUCAUUCUACACUUCAUCUUUCUAAUCUCCAGGUCCUAUUUAAACACAGUCAUAACUUUGUUCAUUUUAUCGCCACCUUCAAACUGUGAUGCUGUACCAAGUACCAAGACAUAUCCCUCAUUUGCUGGAGACCUGCGUGUCAUCAAGUAUUUUACUGAUUUUUUAAUAAGUAUUGAUAAGCUUGGUUUCUCAGGGUGGCUGGAGGCCUGAAGCCGAGGGCGUUUGAUAUAAGCUUUCCAACAUUUCCUCUCUGUAAAGUGCUAAUUACUGUGGUGUUUCUGCACUGCACUUCCCAGAAAUCAGUUGUCAGUUAAACAGUGUGGGCAACACUGUGAGGUCUCUGAGGAUUUUCUGUCAGCACAGACUAAUAUUCAACAAGUCAGCCCAGGAAGGAACAAAAACAAAGGUUUAUAAAUAUGAAAACAAUGCAGAUUAUUAUUGCAGUGACUGUGUCGAGUUUAUGAGUUGUUUUUAUGAUUCUCCUUCAGUUGUACAUAUUUCAGUUAUGGCAGAUUUUUAUAACAGUGUGGUUUAUUUUCAAGACAGCUGUUUCACUAAGAAACUUUAUAAACAAAGUACAUAUGCAUAACUUUUGUGCUUUUGAAAAAACAAAGCUGCAUGAUUACAGCUUAAAGCUACUGUGAGGAAUUUUAUGCUUGUGUAAGCACAAAUCAUGUAAAACUGCUAAAAAUUUUUGCACUGAAGUCAAUGGGACAAGCCAAAAAAAAAAAAAGGAACAAUCACUGGAGUUUUUUAAAUGUCUACUCAUCUGGUCCCGUUUCUUUUGUUGUCAAAAUAAAUCUUUGAAAAGGAAUGUUUAUUUUUGUAGGUGUGCUCCUUGUUUAAAAUAUCACAAUAGUAUUAAUCGUAUGAAUUAUUUAAAAUCUCUGAAAAAUCUCAUUGUAAUGUACUCAACCCUGCAGUAGCCCCUGUGGCCCUUUUAAAAUAUUCCAGGGGAGAUUUUCUAGUUAUUGUUGUUACUAUCCUGUUACUGACAAGUAACUGUUUGAAUAUUGAUUUUAUGAUAUUUUCUGUCAUUUUUCUUGUUGAAAUUAAUUGUGCUGACAGCUCUGUGAAUAUCCUCUAAAUGAUUUCAAACACACUGACACACACUGUGUCUGUCUGUCUCGUUCAGGUGAAACAGAUCAUGGAAGAAGCAGUGACGAAGAAAUUUGUCCACGAAGACAGCAGCCACAUCAUCGCAUUGUGCAGUAAGUACUGAUUUUUGUCAAUACACUGAGAAAAACAGACUGCCUUCGUUCCAUCUCCUCCGUAUCCUGCACACGCAUACACACACUCACACUCACUCACACAUACACACUUGUUGAGCUCCCCCAGCAGGUGCCUGGGUGCUGUGUCUCCGUCAAGGACUCAGCUUGACGUCACUGAGCUGCUGCAUCAAUGGAAAGUUAAUAAUCACAGUGGAGCUAAUGGAAACCAAUUUCAGAGAUAGGCUGUACAGAAACCAGGCUUUCUGAGCUCCAGACACGUCUGUGUGUGUAGGCCUGUGCAUGUGUGUGUGGGUGUGUGUGUGGCAGCAGAGGGGUUGCCUCUCCUGACUGGAUGCUUGGUCUUGCUGUGGGUGAGUCACAGCUUCCAGCCAGUCACAGGGUGGACUCUGCCUGCAGCAUCCCAUCGGCUAGAUCACCGUUGAUACGUCAACAGAGCGUUGUUUCAUAGGUGUAACACGCAGGACUGUUGAAAACCUACAAGAAACUGGCAAUAAAAAGAUUAAUAUUUCAAGAGGAUUGGGUUCAUUAUCAAUGAUUUUUAUCUCUAUGUGAGCUGUGGUGGUGCCAGAAUGAUACCAGUUAGAGUGACGUAAAGCUAACAGCUCUUAUACAUCCUGUCAGUCAAAUCAGCUGUGUCCCUAAUAAUGCUAACUACUUAUCCUAACUCAUAACCUUGAUAUCUUUAAAGCUUUGCUACAAUGUGCCCACCCUGCAUAUUUGAACCAGGCUGUAAACAUGUGGUUUUGCUUUUUUAAAUGGGUCUGCAUAUAGCUUUUUGAGGCUUCUGCAACCAGUCUCAAGUGGACACUCGUGGUCAAGUCAGGGUUGGUGAGGGUCAAUUUUUUUCAGACUUCAGGGGGGCGUUCCAGAUAAAAUUCCCACUAGGAACUCUGAAAUUCUUACUUCUCAGGACAACUGGAAUGCAGCAAUUGAUACCAAAAUCUCGUCUUGUCAGACAUGCAGAUACUGACGGGGUAAACUUAGUCACAACAAAAGAAAAAAACUGUAAAAAAGGACACAGAGAUGGCCUGUGGUUUGGUUCACCACUGAUCUGAUGUGGGUUAUAUCUUAAUUAUUCAGGAUGGUUGUGGGUGAUUAUUCUGAAUUUCCUGGUUAAAAAUAUUCUAUAUUAAUGUGUUUCAUAUCAGAAAAAUGAAUCUGUCAUGGUAGCUAACUAAAUGAAGACCUUUAAUCACACUUCAAGCUCAUAAUCUCGUUAUUAUUAGGAUCCUGGCAGCAGAUUAAAUACUGGUCAUUAAUUGAUGAUUUACGGUAUAUAAAUACAUUAAUGUGUCCGAGCCAUCUAUCGUUAAAGAUGAAGUCCACAAGAAUUCUUGACUGGCUAAAAAACAGUGAAUUCAUGCAGGCUCAGGUGAAUUAAAACAAAAUUAACUCUAAGCACUUAUUGAAUGCUUUUUCAUGCGAUUUAUUCUAUAUAUAGAUUUUUUUUUUGUCCAGCUUUGUCAACAGGUGAGACAUUGGAUGUCUUUUAGAAGUUCCCAAACAUAAUUUUCUAUAUUCAAUAAAGGUGAUCUCAACAUUCGUCAAAAUAAUCAUGUCAAUUGUUUUUCUUGAUACUUGUGCAGUCCAAGUACACAUGGUUUUCACAGGCUUCCUGUUACACUUCAAGAUUAUGUAAUAACUUGACAUUCAUCAGGUUUGGUUAUAUCCUGUCUUAUCAUGAAUAAAAUAAGCCCUGUAAAUGCCACGUAGCAUGUUAAUGUCACCACAUGGUAUUAUACAGUAUCAGUCCUGUCUAGAGACUCUUCAGGCUAACAUCAUGACGUCAUUGUGCUGCAGCUAACAUCUGCCUCUGAGCGCUUUAUCUAGGUGCAAAAGGUUAAAGGUCAGAUGCUGAUGAUAACCAGUGAUGUCAGAGCAGGAAUGAGUCCCUGCUGGUCCAUUUUUACUCUAACACUUGGUCAGUGUGUUUCUUCGUCUUUGGCCAGUAAGGGUCACAGUAAAUCCUGUGUGUCAACACAGGAGACUCGUAUCAGGUACCACAGCUGGAAGGUGAACACUUAGGAUGAGAGUAACUAAACAACUGAAUAACAUAAACCUAAACAGACACAUUCAGUGUCUUUGGUGUUUCUACCUUCAUAAGACAGCAACCCCCUAUUUUUGCAGCCACCUAAUUUUCAGUUAUUAUACCUGGUAAUACAUGUAACUAGAAAUGCAUGACUGUGUUAUUACAAAUGUAAUAAUGGGCAGUUAUGGAGAAACCAUCAAGCUUAAGUACUUCUAAAAACCUCCAUAACUACCUAUCAGUUCGACUAAAUACAGAGAAGUUAUGACCUGUAAUGGCGACGACCAUUACUCCCUCAGCACCUCUGUUAUGACCUGGUAAAUACGUGGUCAAGGCAUGAUUAACAAGGAUAGGAAUGUUAUUACAGAAAAACUACAGGAGAAAUACUAAUUGGUUUAGUAUGGUAAAAUUACUGAUAUAAUUGUAAACUUCCUGUAAAGGAGGCUUCAGUUUAUAUGUAAACUGCAUGAAUAAUAUUAUUAUAAAUCAUCUAGGAAUUUAGAUGGUGCUUUCCAGUAAAUGACUUCGUUUUUUAACAGCUCUCUAAAAACUCUUUUCGCUUUACCACCUUAAAAACUAUGAAAACUGACAAUAGAACUUACAUAGUAAAGUCAACAUAAAUAUGUACCCUAUUUUCCAUGGCAUAUCUGAGUACUACAUGAAUAUUUACUAUGUAGGUCAGCUGAUGUAAACUGUGCUGUAAAAGAAAUCUGUGGUUGUUUCCUGGGGGUAUUACCAGGAUGUAACCAUAUACUGUACUCUGUAAUAGAUAACUCUCUUUUACAUACAAUCAACUCAAACCGGUUCUUAUGGGUUCAAAGAAAUGACAGAGUACUACAGAAAUAUUUUCUCAGUAAGUAAGCUGAAACUGAGACUGUAAAAGGAUGUUUCGGCUGUUUCUUAGGUGUUGCAAGAAAAUGAGACAAUGACAAACACAUUACAUUCAGAUUAUGGACUUCCUCAAGUAAAACGUUCCUUUGACAUGAAGUAAAAAAAAAAAAAAAAAGAAAUCAGUUCAGAUAACUCUUUUACUAAUAUACACGGUUUUAUUCCACUCAGAAUUUUUGAGGUUUCUACUCAAUACUAAAUAUUUCAGAUGCAUUUACUCAGUUUAUUCGGCCAUUAUUCAACUGAAACCAUUUAUUCAGACACAAGAGAAAAUUUUUACUUAUCUCUUCUCAUUACUGAUAGUUUGUUUUACUCAAUUUCAAAGCUUUAAACCCAGCUCAAUAUUUAUGGCGGUAAAACUGUUUCACUUAAAGCAAUAUGCAGUAUUACUUUUUAGAGUGUAAUGAUGUAAGGACAGUCCCUCUGUGAUGGCAAAGGUGUGUUUUGCCAACUGCUCAUCCCUCUCCAUCUCCACUGUCUUUUGUGCACUCCAGCUCUAAACAUCAUGAUAAUAAUGGUCUAAAAUGCAAAAGCUUUAGAGCAGCAAACCACAGACCAACGGGUACACUGACUCGACUUCUUACUUACACAGUCUGUAGGUACUACAAAAAAUUAGCAGAGCCAUGAACAAAAUCACUAAUAUCUGCUGAAUUUACUGCUCUAUCUUUCUCGCUCUUCUUCAGACUGAAAUUUCAGCAGCUGAGUUGAUCAGGAAUCAGAUGAUUUAUCUGCUGUAUGAUCAUAUGUGUCAAUAGCCAAUUUCAUCCUCUGGCUUUACACUCUAGCUGCCAUCAAUGUGGAAGAUGACUUUCACACACCACUUGCUUACUGAGCUUCGUUGGGUCGUAAUUUGGAGUGAUAGAUGUGGUUUCAUCUUUUCCAAAUGAGGCUGGAACGCUGAGUUGGUUUUUGGAUUUUGAUCCAUCUGUAACACUCUCAUUCUCACUUGGACUUCUUGAUUUCUGUACUGAUUGCCCAAGGUGCACAAAGCAGUCAAGUGCAAAAAGGAUGGAGCGCAAAAAUGAUCAAACCAAACAACGUAUAGUGGAAAAGAAGAGAAGGGGAAGAGGAAGAGCACACACUCUGCUUUUGUGAAACCAUAAAGAACAAAAUGAGCGACUCAGCAGGCAGCAAAAUUUAAUUCGGUCUCUAUAUAUUUGGGAUUGUGGGGAGCCAUAAUCCUAAUAGAAGUUGAAACUCGAUGAAUUACCCAGCCCUAUAGUCAACAUAUGAUCAGUAUAAUAUAUCCAGUAGGAUCCAUUAUUGAUGUAUUUGUAUUGCAAAGAUUUUAUAUCAGACAAACAGAAUUACCAGACUUCCUGGCAGCUGUAUAAUCAUUAUCACUAGACUAACAGAGGCUGGUAUCAUCAUCAGAUAGCCCCCUAAUGGUCAUGUGACAGAGGAUAUCAUCUGUUAUGAAUACAAAUGUUUCACCAUCUUGUAAAGCACCGAUAUUUUUGUGUCCUUGUUUAAUGUACAGUAAGAGUUGAGAGGUAAAGUCAGGUUUGAUCACCGAUUUAGAGUUUCAUCAAUUAACUAAAGCCCCAUAGAAACUCUCCUGGUUGCUGUUUUCUAUCUGUGCUCCUACAUAACACCUCCUGUUAAGAAGAUAAAACAAUGUUCCAGAUGGUAAAAGGGCUUUUCUCAUCGUGCUAGCCGUUAUUUAAAAUCUUUUUAUUAAUAAUAAUGAGCCUGUUACCUUGGACAGCCAGUAAGGUGUCAGUGGGCGAAGGUGGCACCCCAGUUAUAGAUAGGAACCUGCAGGAUGUUUGCUGGCCUGUCUCUCUGCGUGGUUGGACUCGACUGUUGCGUAACUGUGUCCAUGUGUAGGAGUCCAAAACUUCACCACGACAUUUAAACUGAUCACAUAACUCACCCUCAUUAACCUCUCAAAUGGGGGAGUCACGUUGUGCAAUGUUAGAUUUAUCUUUUCUGUAAUCUGGUUUCUUGCACGUUGUCUUACUUUGUGUGCAAUCGAGACUUUGAAAGAAAGACAAUUUCACUGCCUUAAAGCUGUGUCCUAAAAUAUCCUCUGCCCUCGAAUGAACUGCUGGUGCAUGUGUUAUUAAAAGAGCACCCAAAUACAGUCAUUAAAUAACUGCCACCACCUUCAUUGGCUUCAUUUUUCCUUCAUGUCGAGCCAAAAACGAAGAACUAAAAUAUUCAUGUGAAAUGAGAACAGUCAUCCAUCUGCUACAUACGAGCUGCCCUGAAAAUAUUCACUCUUCAAUUAACUGUACAGCCUGUAAUUAAAAGACUAAUGGGUAAUUAUAGAUGACAUCGAAGCGCCAAAGCCCAUUAAGUUGUCAUUAUGUCACAGCGUUAGAGUAGGCUAAUGAGGGACUUUUUACCAGCCGCCAUUUUAGGAAUAAAAAAGAGGUUAACGUAAAGGAAACCAACAAGCCUGAUUCCUUGAGAGCUGGGAGGAUGUAAAAUGUUUAUAAGACAGAAUUUGAUGGUUUACUUACCAUUUACAGCCAAUAUUUAAAGGAAAAUGGCUCAAAACCAACAAUUCAGUCGUUGAAAAUGAAACAUGUAAAAUUUAGUUUGGCAUGUUCUUGCUGUUUUAGGCAAGGUCCUCCAUGAAAAAGGUGUUGUUUUGAUGGCAGCUAGUGUUGCUUAAAAUGCUUGAAUGGAGCCUUCCCAGAUUAGGCCAAUCAAGCCUGGGCACUAAAGCCUGUACCAUCGCAGAUGAUGACUUUGAAAUUGUGUAUCACACUAACAAGCUGGGUGGUUCCUCCCCUCUUUUGAGCAGAGGAUUCUGUGUCCAAAAGAAAAAGAACAUCAAAUUUAGAUUUGUUGGACCACAAGACUGUUUCCCUCUUCGUCUCAGUCAUGGGAAUAUAUUAUUCGUGCUCAGCACUUUCAUUUUGCAAUUUUCACACUUGAUAUUAUAUGACAAAAAAAGGAAAAGAGAUGUAUUACUGAGUCAGUUUGAUAUUCCUAAUCAAAGUUUUUCAGAGGAAUCGAUUGCUGAAGUGGAUGGAAAACUUUGAACACAUCAUUAAUGAGGCUCUCUGGCUGUAUCUUGUGGCUUGGUUUCUUAUCUUUAAAUAUUUUUUUUCUGAGUGUUGCUAGGGCAGGAUUCCUUCCUCCGGCAUGAUUAGCAGGCUUACUUUUGUUUACAGCUGUGUAACUGUGUAUAUAAGUAUAAGAUAUUGAGUAUGCAUCCUUUUAUUGUGGAAUUUUAGCCUUCAAAAGAGCCGUUUUUCAAAAACAAUGUGUGUACUGGAAAUGGAGAAAAGAGAAACUUUGUGUUGAAGUCAUUGAAGCUGUCAUUCCCCAUGGGCACAGUGCGGGAUGAGAGAUGUAAAGGAAGAUGAAAUCGAGGUGAUAAUUGAUCUGGGUGAUUGGGGGCUAGCAGGGGGACAUAAUGUGAUUAACUGGUAAAGAACAGAGGAGUGAAGCAGAGAGGGAAGGAGAGGUCGGUGAGUAAGAGAGGGAGGAAAGGCCUGUAGCGUCUAAUGGGCUCAUUGGGAGGCUCAUGGUCAUGUAAUGACCUGCCACUGAACGACAUCUGGGGCUGCACGCUCUGCAGACAGAUGAACAGACGGAAAUAGAAAGAUGAAGUGCUACAGAGAUUUAGGAGGAUAGUAAUGACGAAAAAGAGAUAUAUUUAACAAUGGAAAAAAUGAAAGGGCAUUUGACCAUGGUUAUAUUCAUCCUUGUUAAUGUUCAGACAGAUCUAACUCGAUUAUUGAAAAUGAUUGUUAGGUUUUAGAGCUUUUUAUAAGUUGUUUGAUGACUGCAUGCUGUAUAUUCUUAAUUCUUAUUUCAGUUAUGUUUUGAAAUCUCAAAACAGGGACUGUAUAUGUAUGAGGACCUGUAACAUUUAAAGGCAUGAUUGACAAUCUAAAAAGCAGUUGGAAAAAAAAAUUACCCAUUGAGGCAGAUUUGAAAAAAAGCGUCGCCCCCCCCCCCCCCCCCCCCCCCAACGACACACCCCCUCUGGCAAAGCAAGAAGCCGGCCGGCAGACAAUCCUAUGCUUGCUUCAAAUUUCACCAUGUCAGAUUGCUAGUGACUAGCGGCAGUGAACGCCAGCUCUGCUAGCAAGCACCGUCUGCAGCUGCCUGGACAGCUACCAUGUUGACAUUGCAGAGAUUAAUAAGAGUUAAUUAUGUAGCAUGUGCCACGAUAAAAGGCAAAAAGUACCUGUUCAACAAAACUCUGCUGUCUCUGCAUCUGUUUUCAGGCCCGAUGACCCAAUGUUUAUUCAAGUUAGAUUCAUCACUUGGUCACAUUUCACUUUUGGCGGUGGGGCAAGCUGAAGUGUUUUUUUUUUUUUUGUGUGUGUCCUUCUCCAUCUCAGCUUCCGUAGCUAAGUUGCUACCUAGAGAAUGGGGGGGGGGAGUCGGAACUACAGGAGAGGGGUGUGUCGGAUUCAGCGAGGUGAUUGGGUGGAGAGGUAGAGUAGGAGAUUUACCAAUAGGAGCUGUCCGGGACGGAUGGCUCUGAUUGGUCCAUGUUUUUGCAGCCCUGCACCUAAUAGGCUGCUAAUUCUUUUUGUUCACUUUGUGGAGAGCGCACAAUAGGACCAUGAUCGCUACAUAAACGCAUAAUGAUUACCAAUCUCUCCAUUCGUCAACCAUGCCUUUAAUGUUUUGUCUUUUUUUUUUGUUUGUUUUUGUCGUGCUGGUAGACCAUGUUACAUUGGAGAUUAUGGAGCAAAAGGAUUCUGACAUAGCUAAACCCCCCUCAUAUUAUUUUCAUCUGUUGCCUCCAUUAUAGUUGAUUAUUUGACUGCUGUUUCCAAAAACAAGGUGGUUUUUCCAGUGCUUAAGGAAAAUAGAGCUGAAUUUAAAUUAUUUGCAUCUUCACAAGGUGACUGAUGGAGAGCAGAGAGUGGUGAGAGCAGUCCAGACCACUCUUCAGAGCCACAUCAGAGUCGUGACAUCCUGCUCUGCAUAUUAUUCUUUCAACUCGACACUCAACACGAUGCUAACACUGCAGCUGCAAACACAUACAGAAACACAUACAGCGGACUUUGUUUGACCUCACUGGAGCUGCAGAUUUAUGAAAUUUUGGCUUGCAAACUAGAAAACAAUCAUGCUGAAAAACUGUCAUCCUUAUAAUUACAAUGCAUACUUUCAGUCUGCAUCAGUAACUAAGAGUGGAACUAAGACUCAUGCUGGAGGAUUGUUAAAAAUGAUCCCUGUGUUAUGUGUUUGUCUUCACAUGUAAUAGUGAGUUCAUGCACAAUAUGCCUUUGUGACAUCUCAGGUGUAGUUCAGGUGUCUUUGUCUCCUUGCACCCCUGGAUCAGGCCUGUGUACCUCAGAGAUUAGUAUCCACUGCAGACAUCAUUAAAUUCACUGGUUCUUCUAGUUGGUUAAUGUGUUACAAGGGUGAAUAACAUCAAGUGCAAACCAGUUGUUACAAACAUAUAAAAGUAUUCACUUCUUCAAUACAGGAGAGAAAAUACAGAAGCCAAAGCCUGGGAGGAAACAUUACCCAGCUUAGCAUUAGUCUCACAUUAUUACUUCAUCCCAAACCUUCACUCACCCCCAGCAGACAUGAAAGGCAGCUUCUAAACUUUAUUUUUUAGUCUUUUUCCUCUCACAGCAGACAGGGGAGAGGUUUUCAGAAAGCAGAAAAAUGCAUCUAAAUGUCCAUGAAAACUUUUCAAAGCACUACUGUGGAAUAAUCCAAUUCUCAGCCGUCCACCCAAAAUGCCCCCUAAACUCAGACUCAGUAUUCCCCCUGCAGGGAAAUCUCCACGCAUGAACCCACAUGCAGGCAGGUGGAUUGAUUUCAGGCUGUUAGACCUCCUGCCUGUAUAAUUUUAUUGGUCAGAAACGCUGCAGGCUGUUGUUGUAACCCCGUAUAGUAGCACAAUAAAUUCAAACAACCGCCUUAAACACACGUAACACAAUAGAAUGAAAACGCUACAAUAAAUAAACUGAAAAUUCCCUAUCACAGGAACAAUGUUUGCAUUUGUUCUCUGGUAGUAGGUGGCAAAAAAUCCAAUUUCAAUAUAAAACAAAACCUCACCAGCAUCAGAAAUACAGCCAACAGAUUAGUAUGUGUGACUGGAAUGGCUGUGUUAAUGUCUCCUAGACAUUAGACUCAGUUUUGCUGUUAGGAGUGAGUAACUCAGAGGCUUUUCUCUGGUUUAACCCAGCAGUAUGAACCCUGAAGGACAGGAAAACUACUUUUCAAAUGUUUGUUGAUUGGAGGUCAGAUCAAUCAUGUCUGGUUUCAGAUGUUCAGGACAUCUACACGCUCCAUCCAAAACAAGUAUAAGAUACUGUUAUGUGUAUGGAAUACAGGCCUGGAUUAUUAUUAAAUUUUUGUAUUUUAUAAUUGGCAAGAACAAAGUAAUAUCAGCAUUAUAUAUCGGCCACCAGUUGAUCUGCUCUGUAAAUAUCAGCACCAGUAUUGGCUGUUAAAAAAAAACAUAUUGGUUGGACAAAAAAUGUCUCUUCAGACAAGUGUGAAAGUUCUGGUACCUUUAAAUUGGGCUGUGCUCACACGGUUUCCAAGAGGAGACUGUACAAACACCCUGCUCUUGUCCUGUACAUGUCAUCAUAAGGCAAAGGUUUCUGAAAACUUUGAGUUGACAAGUUGGGAUGUGUCGUCUGAAGAUUUAAGAAAUGGCGAUGUCCAUGGAAUCCAGUUUCAAAUAAUUGCAAUGUAUUAUAUUACUGAUGGGGUCUGUAGUUGGGGGCUUAACUGGCUACCAAUGGUGAGGGUGCAGUUUGGACAACAUAGUUUGAUUAACGUCAGCCGAUGCCACUCAAACACCAAGCCUUUCAUUAUCUUGGCUGGUUGUAUCCUUGGGUCCAUUCAUUUAUUUCUGGUGACUCUCAGUGUCACUGUGUGUAGUCGGACUUUGUAGGACUUCAUUGGUAAAAAAAAAAACCAAAAUGAAACCAAUUUUAUUUUAAUUUUUUAGUGUAAGUAAGAGGUCUUCAGUUUGAAUAAUGAGCUUUGUCCAGCCUGUCCUUCCGUAGAGGAGAUAACAACUUUUAAAAUGUUUUGUUUGUUGAAUGGAGGUUUGAUUAUUUAUUCCUGAUACAUUGGAGGAAGCUGGGAAACUAAAUGCUUUCACAAAAUUGGUUUUAGAAAUGUUUUCUAUCAAACAGAUUGUAACUGGAGUUCUGGUACUUCUGGUAUCUACUGUUAGGGUCAAUUUGAUCAUUGGAUUAACGGCUUGAGACAUCACUGUGGACCGCCAGCUGUUUUGUGAUUGGUCAGAACAACUCAGAGUACUAUAAUAAUGCAGACAGAAACCAAAACAUUUCAAAACUCAGUCUGCCACAGUCUGUUUAUAUGUGGUGUCUGUGAAUAAAGUAGAUGUUGCUACUUUCCAUGUGUGAAACAUAGCUGCAGCUGGAUAACUGCAUGUGAUAAGGGAGCACAUUGGAAACUGCUCUGUUAUGUGCGGGUAAUUUAAACUGCUAAAUCUGUACGAUCGCUCUCAAAUGAUAGAAAAGAUGUCAGUUUAUCAUUUACUACUUCCAUCUGCCACUUCUCCUUGUCCCUCUUUACACUUUUCCUCCAAGCUAAUAGAAAAUGACAGGAAUCGGAGGUCUACAGGGACCACAGUGAAGCGUUAGGUGUUCCACUGAUGAGAGAACUCGUUGCCAUGACAACUCCGCCUCCCACAGAUAAAUGUUUGUACCUUGUAUCAGGGAAUGCAACUCACCGAAAUACAUUCAGACUCAUACACAUGCUUUAUUGCUAUAUUUAUAGGAUUUCUCUGCUUGCAGCCUUUUUGACGAUUAUUCAGGGAGAUAUUUGAUCUGUUGUCGGGCUUGAAAACAGCUGGAUUCAGCUGUGAUCUGUCUGGAAACAACAAAACAUCCGCUGUAAACAAUGUCUUUCAUAACCUCAGUGAGGGGUUGAUUGUAUCAUUUAGGCACUAUUUUACAAAUUUUAGGGUUUCAGUGAUUUAAAGGUAAAAUGGGUUAUGGACUUGUCACAUUAGAUUUCAUCAAGUAGCUGCUGUAGUAGCUGUAACUUCAUCCCUGCAAGCAAGUGCAACCAAUAAAAGCAGUAUACAUGGAUUAUUGGUACCCUUGAUUGAUUUUUGAGGUUAUAGACAGAAUUACAGAAAAGAUACCUACAUUUAUGGCCUUUUUUGUUCAAAUUUGACCCUAUUUUGGACUUGAAACUGUUGUUUCACUUCUCUUUACUCGUUAAAUUAACUAUUUUUGGCAAUUUUGUUUAGUAUAGAAGGUGAGUCGCUGGUCUAUGGGACCAAAUCUUCAAGUCUGUUUGUGUCAUUGUUUUUCAAAAUGGCUCAGUCAGAUCCCAGACAACAUUUCUAUUGUGCUAAGGACAGACUGUGUCAGCUAAAAUAACUGAUCAUUUCAAUAGAAUAAGGAUGGGCAUUCAAAAUUUAAUAUGUGAACAAUCUUUGGAAUUAAAAAUGUUGAUUUUUGUUUCUGACAAAUACAAUUAUUAAAGCAUUUUUCCCUGAAUCUUAUACUUUUCACAGAAGCACACUGAAGACAAAUGAUGGUAUUGCAUAGCUACAGGAAAUACAGGGGCUUUUAAAAUUGAUCUUGUCAUAUAAAGUGAGAUUCAGACAACUAAAAUGUGAAAUUGCUGCAACAUGUGACUGAACAGAAAUAUACUUAAGGGUCAUACUUGUUCUUAUUGAUAAAAUAAGCACGUUCACACAAGUGUCAGCUGAAAGCGCAUCACAAUCACUUUGGCAGCAGAAAACAUAAACUCAGGAGACGCUGGUGUCCUGGCCAAUCUGGCUAUCACCAGUCUGUCAGAAAAAGUGACCUCAUGGACAACUGGUGCAUGGCUGCAGCCCUUCAUUGAACGUCUGCUGUACACAAUGCCUCUGGCCAGUUGGUUCCAGCUCACUCAGACAACACUUGGUAUACUAAACAGUCCUGCCCUGAACAUGGCCGUUUCUCCUUUCACUGUCAAUGCUACUUGAAGUAAGAGCUGUUUUGGGGAAAUUGAAAUUUGAUUAUACACCUUCAAUUCUGCUGCUGUGAGGAAUUCAAUAAAGUCAGAGAGGUUUGAUGCAGAUAUCCAUACAAACAUGCUUCGUUUUGUUUUUGGUCUCUGUUCUGUCAAACACAGCUGCACCACAGACAGAAUCAGGCCUUAGGACUUUAAAACAUGACGCCUGCUAUGAAGUUUGUGGUGGUAUUUUGAGAAAAUCAGAGGUGUGGAAAGGAUGUGAAAAUCAAACACUUGUUUCCUUUUUAAAGGCUGUUGUGUUUUGUCAGAUCACAUAGCACUCAUCUUGUUAGUCCUGUUUACAUAAACUGCCUGAUAUCUAGGGCCAGAAAUAAAAAGAACAAAUAUAAACUUUAUGUGUGUGAAAAUGACAGAUGCUUUCUCUCUGCUUUCUGUAGUAGGCCUUUGUACGUUAUAAAUUGGGUCCUGAUUGAAAAAACAUAUCUAAUAUUUUAGUUUUUUUUUUCUUUUGAAGAAAAAAAAAGCAAUCAUAAUUUUUUAUUCCUAGCAAAGACAUUUGAAUCUUAUAUCUUCCUUUAAUUACUGUCUGUGAGCAACUUGAGAAGCAUUAUGCUUGGUUUCUGUUUGUCUGAGUGUGUUCAGGAGAUUGGUUUUUAAUUGCUGCUGUUGUGAGUGGUUGCACUCUGUGUGUUUACAGAUGGCACUGCUCUGGGUUAUAAUUGAUGCUUAUAUUGUUUUCUGUCUUUUUAAAAAGUGAUUGUUGAAGUUUACAGUAAACUCUGCUGUUGGGUUCAUUUGAAACUUCAAGCGUAAGUGACAGGAGCAAAACUAUUCCUGCUUAUUGACUGAAGACUGAUGGACGGUCAUUUGAACAGUUCUCUUACUCCUGCAAACACAGACAUAGUCACUGUAGAUAUGCUGGUUAGAUAUGAUCUGGGUAUGCAAGUUCUCCUUGGAAACAUUUGCACUUAAUCUCACUUUGACCUCCUCACAUGAGUCUUCUAUUUUAUCAGCAACUGGCAUGUCUUCUUUCUUUUUCUUCUAUUAUCAAGGCGGUAAGCAUUAGGUUCUUACAUGAGAUACAAUCACUGAUCAGCAAUAGUUCACCAAUUUGACCAGGAACAGGUGAAAUUAGUUUCAAAGAGAUAUUUUACAAUAACAACCCAUUAUUGACUAUUCUUUUAUUGUUAUUAAAUAGAAACUAAAUAUUUGGCAUAAAUUUUAGAUACUCAAAAAUCCAACAUAACUAACCCAAAAAAACCUAACCCUAACCAAUUACCUUCCAAGUUACUAAGAAUAAUUCACAACACUGGUAUCUACUUGUAUGGGAUGAAUGGGUGAAUUUGAGUUUAAAGGAAAGCAUACAUUUUAAAACAUGAGCACGCUCAAAGAGCAAAAACCUCUUUUUUUAAGAUCCUCAUAACUGUGUUUUAUUGAUGGAAAGGCUAUCAGAUGAGCUGAUUUAGCCAUGAUUUAUUAGGAAAUUUUUGAAGUUAAUAGCGACAAUCCCAUUUUAAAAAAUUGAGAAAAUUGUCUGUAUUAUUCUUUUUGUGAUGCUUAGUAUUGUUUUAUUUCAGUUUAUUAUAUUUAUUGAUUUUUUUUUUUUCUGCUUUGUGAUGCAGUUUGAUUAGCUGCACCUGUAUGCUUUGCUUGUAGCUCAAACUCUGGGCACUUUGGUGAUAUUCUAAUUUUGUACAAGUGUAUAUCACUUUUGAGUCGUCAACUGGCUCUCUGAGGUUCUUCUUUUUAAGUAAAAUGUGUGCCUAGAGCGCAGUUGGGUUGAUAAUUUUCAUCAUGGCAGCGGCAAGAAGAUGAGAAAUAAAAGCACAUGAACCAAAAUUAAUCAUGAUGUGUUAAUUUCAGGCCUUUUAACACAUCAUGAUUGAUGCAUGAACUCUGACAGCUCCAAUAUACUGUGAACUUUUGAGCCAGAAAAAUAUUCACAAACAUGGGGAAAAAAGUAGAAAAUGCUCUUUUUAAUAAUAUAUAAAGGUUAAAAACAACUCAUCACAAGGUUCUUAGGCUAAAACAAGGUUGUCGUGGAACAGCCUCACUUCUGUUAGAAAUCAGUGUCCAGAUUGCUGAUAUGAACAACGUGUCGCAUGCAACUUUGAAAAAUUUCAGGGGUGAGCUAUCCUGGUAUUUUCUGAAAAUGUUCAGGCGUGCAGAUGUGAAAGAGCUUCACAGUCUGACUUUGAUAUUUUCCCAAAGUGAUUGUAAUCUAUAGUAGGACAGAGUGUUGUGUGUAACAGCUGUGGUGCGGUGUUUAAUUCAAACUGCCCACUCUUUAUUGAGUCAGCCUGCAGACAUAUUAAAAUCAGACUCAGAGUUAACAAAGGGAAACAGUGCAUUAGCAUUUAUGCCUGCUCUAUUUAAACUAGUUUGUUAUGAGCUUUGUGCCGUGGUGACUGCACAGCUUAGAUUUAUUACAGAUUUAAUGAGGAACUCUUCUCACAUCAUCACAGCUCGCCUUUGUUUUAUUGAUCUGAGAGCUUUAAAGCAGAUUUAAUCAGGUGUGUGCUGUGCUGUAAUAAUGCUUGAGGGGCUUUGUUACAGCACAAAAACAAUCAGCAGAGUUUAGAAGCAGGGUAUGCAGAAGUGUUUGUGUGCUUGUUUCACAAGUUGACAGAGGAAGGAGAACAUCCUUUUUUUUCCAACAGUGGUGCCAUUUCUGAUGUAGCAAUAACUUGUGAAACCACAUGGAAUUGUCUCCUUAGAUAUGUCUACAAAAAUAACACUAUCAUAUUUCUUCAAAAGAGUGGCUGCCUAUCAUCCUUAUCCAAUGAGUCUCAGUUUCACAGGAAAUUAUAAGUUAUUCAGAGGCUCCACUCAUAUUUCAUGAUUCUGAACCCAGAUAAUAAUCCUACUUCUGUGUGACUGUCAUGUCACGUUGGACAUUACAUUCAAAGUUCAAAACCAAAACACAUAAGGUAUUUUCAGACCAAACAGUUCUUCAGUUCUUGGAACUAUUCACUGCAGAGUCCCAGAGAGCUACAAACCAUGAGGACUUUUUUAUGUCUGCAUUCACACAUUGUGAUGGCUGAUAUAAACCACAAGGUGAUCUUAGCCGACUGACAGUUGCUUGAGCGCUAUGACUGAUACAGUACAACUGAAAUUAUGGAGGGCACAAUGGUGGGGACCACUCACCAUCUGCAGGGGCUUCCACCAGCUGACUGCAGCUCCAAAUGUUGGCGUUGAUGACCAUCUCUAAACACACAACUGCUGGAUUCUUCGUACCUUCAUUUAGUAUCAGCCUGUAUGUCAUCCUUUCAGUUCAUCUGAGGUUUGAGUUUUUCCACUUUGUAUCCACUUGCUGCAGAGCUGUGAUUCUCAGUGAACUUUUUCAAAAGUUUUCCUGCUCCUAACAAGUUUUCAAGUCUGAAAAUAAUAAGUGUUUUCAUGUUCCCCUCUUAUUGCCCUCUCCACUCAUGUCCACUCCUUCUGGUCUCAGGUCAGCCGUGCACACAAGGUGAUUAAAUAUUGAUUCAGUCAGUCAGCCCAUCACCUCUUCAGCUACUCAUCAAAUAUAUAAGAAAAGAAAAAAAACACACCGAGGUUUAUCUCCUCCAACUGAUGGGACUUCAGGAGCUGAAACAACACGAGCUAGUGGAAAUCAAUGUCUGAGCACCAAAGAGCAUGUAUAGAGGAACUUUAUCUCACUGUCACAGAGUGUUCAAAACGCACAUACACACUGAGGCUGUCACGACUUCAAGUUGCCAGUUUAUGGCAAACAUUAACAGGUAGGAGGAGAAAGAAACAGACCACAGCCAAAGCUUAUGGUUCAACAUGUUUUGGUUGGUAAUCUACAGUGGAUAUAAAAAGUCUACACACCCCUGUUCAACUGCCAGGUUUUAGUGAUGUAAGAAAAUGACGGCAAGAUAAAUAUUUUCACAACUUUUUCCACCUUUUAAUGUGACCUAUAACCUGUACAAUGCAAUUGAAAAACAAACUGAAACCUUUAAGGGGAAAAAUAAAAAAUAGAAAAGUUGAAAUAACCUGGUUGCAUAAAUGUGUAGUUCUCACAUGUAAUACACAGCCAGGACUUGCCAGAAAUUCCUGCAGCUCCUUCAGUGUUACUGUUGGCCUCUUGGCAGCCUCCCUGACCAGUUUUCUUAUCGUCUUGUCAUCAAUUUUGGACGAACGUCCUGUUCUUGGUAAUGUCACCGUUGUGCCAUAUUUUUUCCACAUGAUGAUGACGGUCCAUGGUAUAUACCAUACAGUGGCGGCUGCUGGUCUUUCAAGGAGGGGAAGCUCAUUUUUCUGGCCUACAUCAUAAUUGUAUUUGUUUAUUAGUAUGUAACAGAACAGAGUCGCCAAACACAACGGCAGUCGUUUUUAACAAAGACAAAAGUCGCUGAGGAUCGGUAAAGUCUCCGGAGCAGUUAAGAACAACGGAAUGAAUGACUUGGAAAACGCUCUGGUAGAUGUUUUAUUCUUCAAGAUCACUGAUUCGCUUGUUUAGCUGUCAAUCAAAAAAGGAUUUCGCCUCAGACAGCUCAUCCAAUCAUGGAUGCAGAAGCUCGGAGUCCGGGAGAAAGUCGGGACCGCCCUCUCGCCAUAGAACUCCAGUGAAGCUGGGCUUCCGAUGGGCGGGACAAAGCCCAGCAUUUAUCCAAUGAGCGUCUAGUUUCGCUGCUGGAACAACCCACUUUAAGCUUCCACAUUGAAGUCAGCAGAAGCCCAGCGUCCGGCUGUUUAAAGCGCUGAGGCGCUGCGAGGAUGAAAGAGAACAAAGUUAUGCCGGUUACCUGUGAUUAUCAGCUUCUUAUCACAGUGUCUGAACAAAAGAUGAAGGUUUUCUAGUGCGUAUUUAGUUAUUAAAAUGUACACACAGCCGUACGUAUUUUACCACUUUUUCUUUUUUUUGGGGGGUGACAUUUUAAGGGAAGCCGAGCUUCCCUUGCAGUCUUAGAGCAAUCGCCACUGAUACCAUAGUAUAUUUAAUUCCUUGGAAGUUCUUUUGGAGCCCUCACCUGACUGAUGUCUUUGAAUAAUGAGAUCCCUCUGAUGCUUUGGAAGCUCUCUGCAGACCAUGGCUUGUGCUGGAAGAUGUGGCUACAAAAAUGUCAGGAAAAGCAACUAGAACAGCUGAACUUUAUUUGGGGUUGAUCAGAGGCACUUUAAUUAGUGACAGGUGUGUGCUGAGUCCAAUUUAACCUGAGUUUGAAUUUUAUUGGUUAAAUCUGAACACAGACACAUCCCCAGUUAUUAAAAGGUGUGCACACUUUUGCAACCACAUGAUCUCAGUUGUUUAUUUUUACUUCGACUCCCUGAAAGAUUUCUGUUUGUUUUUCAAUUGGUGUUGUACAGGUUACAGGGCACAUUAAAGGUGGAAGAAGUUGUGAGAUAUUUUAUCUUGAUUUAAUUUUUUUACAUGACAAAAACCUGGCGGUUGAACAGGGGUGUGUAGACUUUUUAUAUCCACUGUAUAUAUUGGAUAUUUUGAUGUGCAUCAUUAAAAAACAAGCUAAAAAUGUUAAACAGCUCUGUUCAUGGCCCCCAUCUAGCCCACUUUAGUAAAUAAUUUAACACGUGAUCUCUGUCCCUCCAUGCUUUGAGUGACAGGAUAUGGGAAUGAUGUUUCUGAUUGGUUCAUCAGAGUUUAUGAUAGUUUUACUUUAUGUUUAACUUCACUCCACGAUCACUUGACCUUCUGUCCCUCCUGCUCCACAUACAGCUGCAAUUACCUCCUCCUCCUUGUAUCUGGAUCCUUUUUUUUCCCUAUAUGAUUAUUUCAGACUCUAAUGAAGGUGAGCAAAGCCCACAUACUUAGCAGGAAGGAGAGAUUUGAUUGCAAGAGGUCACUGGUAUUCUGGGACAUGCAUUUUUGCAAAUUAUGAAUGUUUUCAUCCAAUCAGCAAGGAUGCUUGUUAAAAAGUGGUCUUAACAACCCUUAAGUACAUAAACAAGCAUGUUGCUACUAGAGGCACCCAUUAGAUUAAAUACUGAAUUGAACCAGCAAAAAGAAAAUGGAACAAAUGGUGUACGGUUAUUCAAGAAGGGGCAAUACAUUCAAUAUUUUUGAACUUACUUUGACAUGACCUGUGAUUUGUUAGUUUUAUUGUCAAAUAAUUUUGUUUGAUCUAGUAGCAGCUAUUAACAGUCAUGAGAAAAACUAACUUAAAGACUCACUCCAAUGAAAUUCACCUUUUUCUUGCUGUCUACAGGUUCAUAUUUUUCUAAUACUACAGGACAUAUCAUGAGAAAAAAGAAGUGCGAAAUUGCAUAUCUGAGUAUUUCUGCAUUCAAAUUGCUGUGAAACUCUGGCAGACCCAAACAGCAGGUUCAGAUCAAAGACUGUAUAUAGAAUGGACGCCGUCUGCCUCCUCACUGGGUGAAGCCACUCUGAGAACAGCACCCUCUUGUGACGGGGUGCAGUAUAGGUCAUAAAUCCUGCAGCAAAGCUUAUGGAGCUGUGGACAAACUUUAAAAAUUUAUUACACACAAUAUAAAUCCCCCCCUCCUUGUGAUGUUGACAUGUAGUUGUUGUAAGACUGGUUUGUGCUCAAGUCCUCUUUUUUCUGUGCAGCUCCUUUUUAAUAGUUAUUAGGGGGUUCAUGUUUUCUAUGAUUGACACUUGAUACAGCCUAUGGGUGUACGAAGAUUGCGUAGCUUACCAGGGGAUACGCUUUUUGAGCAGAGCAUCAUCACAGCGACUCUCUGCGACUCCCCCACCAAAUGCAUACAAUGCUACUGCGCAAGUGGUGAAGUGCGUACAACACUACUGUGCAAUUUUGAUUUCAGAAAAUAAAGAAAAAUCACAGAAAUAGUGAGAGCCAAGUUGUCCAUAGUAUUUAGAGUGUAUGGAUCAGAUACAGUGAGAUUUCCUAUGUAACCAAUCCAAGCUCUGCCGCCGGAGCCCCACUAUGCAGGCCAGGAAAUACAAAGAAUGAUCGCAGAACAAGCAUGUGCGUUAGCUGAUUGAAAUGCUUGAAAGAAAGCUAAUUAUAAUACUAGCUUUCAUUAUGCCCCUAAAUAAAAUAGUGUCAGAGAGCUGCAUAGCUCCUAUGUUACCUGUUUCUUCUACUACACUGGCAAUGUUAGACUGCAAGCUAACUCACAGAGAAAUGUGCAGAGCAGCGCUGUCUCCGACCAUCACUCAGAGGCGAAUUGCUAAUGAGCUACUGGAGCUCUGCAGAAGAAAAGUCCUCAAAAACGACUCAGGUAGCGAGAUUUUGGCUAAAAACUUCAUAAUCACAGUUUUAAGACCACUGAAAACGCUUUAGCUAGUAAGAAAAUUAAAAAACCGAGUGAGACUUUUAUGGUUGUUAGUUAGGUAUUUAAUGGUCGCAAACAAACCUUGUCUGAUAGUGCCUCUCGGCAUUAGUUUUUACAUUAAAGAUGUCUCAAAGCAACAAAAAAGUUAAUAAAGGUGCACAGUACAUUUAAUGCCCUAACAGUGAAGAGUCACUAAACGUCUUUAUUCUAGUCAGUAGAUCUUUAAAAAGCCAAAAUGUUUAACCACAAGAAAUAUACAUAAAAAGAGAUAAAGCCUCUAUUCUAUGUUUAAUCAUUUAUAAGCACCGGUGUAAUAGAAGAAAUGAGUUUUGGGGUUUGUAUUUGAUUUUUGUGUAAAAACACUGAACCUUAAAGCCUGAGGCUGAGAAUGGUGAGGAUGCCUGUAAAGGUUCAUAUGAGGGUCACAGGUGAAGAAAAAGGUUCUUGUAAGUGCAAUAACACCAACAUGUACCUGUGUGCCGGUGACAACAGGACAUGGUUGACCUCAGAUAUCAUUUUAAUGGAGUGACAGGGUGUUCAGCUCAGUCACACUCUCUGCACAGAGAGACGUUUCCUGGAACAGAGAGCAGACGAAUUAUUAACAGCAGAACACCUUACUUUGCUGGAGAGAAAUCAUUCCCUCCAUGGGGGAGAUACAAAGCUGGUUCACUUCUUUGAAAAUGAUUCUGCACUUAGAGCCUCUGGAAAUGUUUCUUUGAAAAGUAAAUAAUUUCCACAUUGAGAUUCUUAUCUUGGCUCCUGUUGUAAAAAAGGUGAGGAAUAAACAGUGGUUGAUAAAUGUACUCAGGCUGCCUUUUAACUUUCUCCUCAGAUUAAACUCGAUUUACUGCACAAUCUUCUCAGAACCAUGUAAUUUUUGCAGUGUAAACCUAGUGUUAAGAAAUACUGAGAAUCAAGUUAUUUAUGAAACUUAUUUUCAAGAAUAACCUCACAAAACUUCUGGUUCUAGGGUUGUUAGCUGGCUGCCUCUUCUCGCCAAAAUAAAACAAAAGUUUAAUUUAUGACUUUUUUUCCCCCAAAAUUUACAGCACACUUCUUGUAAACUUAAAGCAUUAUUUUUUUUAUAAAUGUGAAUUUUUUUCAUUGAUUUAUAACUUCAUCUUUGAUUGUAUUUUCUUUAAAUGUCUGGACCCCACAGAGAGUAGUUGUAAUUAUGAUAAAAACUAAUAGGGAUCCUUGAUACAUUCAUACAUUCAUUCAUACAUACGUACAUACAUACAUACAUACAUACAUACAUACAUACAUACAUACAUACAUACAUAAAAUGAUGUGCAUCUUAAUUUUCAUCAUUCAUAAAAUCUUUAUUGUGCUAAUAUAACACCCACUCUUGGCUUUUUGUUUCAUAAAUAUGGUGUGUGAUUGUUGCAAUAAUGUCCCUUUUCCCUGUAAUUUUGACCUUUAUGAAAUUGACUGGAAUUCCUGGUAAUGCCUUAUAAUAAUAUACAGAAGCCAACAAACUGUAAUCAAUAAGACUUUAGAUUUUAAUGUCCUUAUAUUUAUUGUCUAAAACUCCUAGGAGGGGAUAGGUACAGGCCUUGCAGCUGUAGGUACAACCCCUCUUUACAAUUUUCCCCUAAAAUAUUUACUAUGAAUGAUACAUUGGACGGUCAAAACUCACUACUCAACUAUGUAGCAGACUUGAUAAGCAAAGACUGCUUUGUCCACAGGUGGCGCCAAAACCAACACAAACCAAAAAUUCUUCACAGGAGCUUUAAUUUCAUGUCUCACUCCGAAUAAAUGUAUACUUUUAUUUUGUAAAAUUGCACUUUUUUUUCCAAGCUGACUUAACUUUCAUAAAUUAACACUUGUUCAACAUCAUUUUGUUUUUAGUCUUGUGAUUCCACAACUUGCAUUUGAUGAUUUUGCACCAUAACUCCUUACACUCAAAUUUCUACUCAUCUUCAGUAACAUGGCCCUGUCACAUGUCUGUUACUGAAAUAAAUAAUUCAAAAAUACAUUAUUAACACCUUUUCAAAGGUACAACUUUGAUCUUCAACGACGAUUACAGUAAGCUGAAUGCGUCUCAUUUAAAAUCUGAAGCCUCUUAGCAGACCUCAGAUCCAGCUUGACUUUAAUUUCCAGCUCCCUACAGCUCACAUUCAGGCUUUACAGCCUUUACUCAGAGCUGUGAUGUUAGGCAGACUGGCACCAGGAGUCCUGACCGCCCGGCGAGGAGCAGCAGGUUCCAGGGAGGAGGCCCAGAGAGAGGGAGGGGUUGUGGGAACUGAUGCUAGCUCUCACCUCUCCCUCGCUGGUUUUAAUCCCUACAUCCCCUUCUCCUUUCUUCUUCUUCUCUGCUGGCAGCCGGGUGCAACCUCUCUCACUCCCACGUAAACAACACACUCCGUAGGUGCCGUUUGACAAUGGAGGAAACCUUGAAGGAACAAAGACAACAAAACAAAGAACUGAGGUUAUUAUUAUCAGAUUUGAAAGAGUGUGAUAUUAGCAGACUCUGAUAGUCUCCUUGUUCCUAUGUGCUUUAGAAAAACUUCCAGCAUAAGGGUUAAAGAUCAUGAUGGUUUCGCAGGAGUUGUGCCACGCUUUGGUCUCACUCUCAAACCUUAAAUAUAAUGCAGUAAAGUUCUACUACUGGUAGCCGUGUAAUGGGAAAAGUAAGCAAAAACCAGACAGCUGUGUUUUUUUUUUUUACUGUUUUAAAAAGUCUUACCCCCCCCCCCCCCACACACACACACACACACACAGACACACACAUUUGCAUUGCAUAUGCAUUUUGAUGUUAAAUUUUCUCUUCUGUGAACCUGAGCGGAUCGCCUUUAUCCAACAGGGACAGAAGCUCACGAUCUCUUUAAGUGACAGUUCUGGAGUUCAUUUGCAGCUUUGUGAUGCUUAAACAAACUCCCCACCUGCUGUGAAUGACUAAAUCAGGAGUUGUGACCAUACACUGUAUAUACUAUGGACAACUUGGUUCCGCCUUCCACCAGUAUAUGGAUUUAAAGCUGAUAGCUCUUGGUAUUUCCAUUAUUUCCGCAAUCUUUCUUCACGUUCCUGAAACCAACAUAGCACAGUAGCAUUGUACGCAUUUGGCGGGAGAGUCGCCGAGAGUCGCUGUGAUGGCGCUCGGCUCAAACAGCGUAUCCCCAGGGUGAGCUACACAAUCUUUGUACACCCAUAGGCUGUAUCAAGUGUCAAUCAUAGAAAAGAUGAACCCUCUAAUAACUUAUAAAAAUGGAGCUGAACAGAAAAAAAGAGGACUUGAGCACAAACCAGUCUUAUAAUAACUACAUGUCAACAUCGCAAACAGGAGGGUGCUGUUCUUGGGGUGACGGCGUCCAUUCUAUAUACAGUCUAUGGUCUAUGGUCUAUGGCGAUAUGACAAGCAUUGACACUGCACCACCACGUGGUGUUUGGGCAGAGUACUGCAGUGCAAUGACACCGAUGCACAAGUAUGUAGUGCUCACACUGUAGACCACUGUGUCACAGCCAGAGCAGAGUCAAUGCAGGAAACCAGUCGGGAUCUGACAGACUGGAGCCUGCAAUGUACUUGUUAUAUUUCCAUGUUAAUCCACAGAGCUGUGAAGAAAGUUUAGUCUUCUUAAUCAAACUGAGCUAAUAAAUAAUGUCAGCGCAGUGGUCCAUAAUGACCUACUCAGUUACUGAGUGCCACUCAGUUACACAAGCUUAAAUUUCACCUUUUCUACCCUGAAUCUACAUUGUAUUUUUCAGUGUUGAAUUUGCAUUUGAGCAGUAAAGUCUUUUGGUUAGUUUAAUUGAAAAAUAAAGAAUAUGUUAUGGAUCUAUUGUACUCCCCAUGCACCAGUGGAUUUAGAAUCAGUGUCUGAAUCAAAGUUCGACAAAUCCUGGCAGCGUUUAUCAAACAGAGACAGACUUUCUUGAUACAGAGCAGAGCUGUUUGGCACAGAUUUGUAGAUGCUUAAAGAAAAAAGACUUCAUCAGCUUUGCACAGCUGCUAUUUAUGGCCAGGUUGCCAUUCAGAAAACCCAUUCAAACACCUAUCAGCAGCAGUACAUGUGGAAGGACAACCUGCAAUUAGGAGCUUUUGUGUUAAGAAGUAUGAGCCAGUUGGUAAUUUAGCUGUUUCCCCAUCCACGUUUAAAGCAAUGUCUCUUUGUCACUGAACUGUUCAAGCUUCACCGCAGUGCUGUAGAAGCAUUAAUGCUCAGUGAAAAAGGAAAAAUAAAAACCACAUAUCUACAAAAAUAGAUAUCAGGAAGUGGGAGGGAUUAAAUUUAAACUGUUGUGCCUGUUGGAGCAGAGAUUUGGAUUCUGCUCAUUCAUGGUGGAGGACAAAAACACAGCUGAGCUCAGAGCUGAACAACUGUUCGUUUUCUAUGAAUAAAUGUGGCUCAUUAUCUCUCAUUUGCAUGGUCUAUUUGUAGGCAAUAGAUAGUUAAUUUAUUCAACACCAUGUUUUAGUGUGAACAACCACACCUCAGUUAUUUUAAUUCAUAAAACACCUUUGCGCUCUGCGUGGGGCGAAUGGAAAUAUCACAUAAACAAAACACUUCAGAGUUUGAAUACUUCACUGUGGGGGAAAACUUUGUUCAUGCAGAGCAACAGGUUUUAUGUAGUCUAAACUUUUAAAGUAGAGAGGUUACACCAAGUCCAGUUUCUAACAGACUAUCACGUUAUACACCUUAAUCAGACUUUUGCACAUUAGACUUAGACCCAGAAGUUGAACAGCACAACUGUGUGAAAAGAAGCUGAGUAGUCAACAAAACCUCAACAGAAGGAGAAGUAGGAAAGCAGAGAUGAAGGAGCUGAGCUGUUAUGGUAUGCAAAGCUGUAAAGUUGCCGUGUCAUUUACUGCUUGGCCCAAUUGUUUUUGGUUAGUGAUCUCAGUGGUCAACCAGGAUCGUAAUAAUUUGAGGGGGAAUUUUGUCACCUUAAGAGUUUUAAAUCAGUUGUUUUUAUGCUGAUGCUUGUAGACUGGGUCAAGGACAGUAAUACCAACAAGUCGCCAAACCAACCAUUAAGUCUUGUGCCACUAAACUGUUCAUAUAAAUGUAUUCACUGGCUGCUAGUUAGUUUUUAUAGUAUUAUCAAAAUUAUUUUAUUAGUUUAGCUUCUUACUAGACCUAAUCUAGUCUGAGAUGCUUUGAUAUAAACUAUACAAAGCUCCUCAGAUCCUCUGCUCCUCUCUGUUGGCUGAGUGAAACAAAAACACUUGGUGAUGCUGCUUUUAGCUGCUAUUCUCCCAGACGCUGAAACAGUAUGCCAGCAGAUCUGAGAGGAAAUACUGAUAUUUUUAAAAGUAAACCAGCCUUAUUUAUUCAGUCCAUCUGCCACGUAGGGUUGUUUAUUUCAUAAUUUAAAUGAUGUCAAUAUUGUUUGAUACUUGUUUACUUUUGAUUCUCUAUUUCAAUUUUUUUUUCUUACUAGUUUUAUGAUCAUUUUUGCUUUUUGAGGUUUUGCAUAUUAUCACUGUGAUGGUUUUAAGUAUUUGUUAUUUUAAUUUUUGAUCACUUGUUUAUUAUUAUCAUGAAACAGGUGUCGCUAAAGGACCAAAGCUUAAUUUAUCUGUUGAUUUAAAGGUAGGGUUAUUAAUCUGAUUUAGAUAAACUUUUUGUUAUUCUCGUUAAAAUGAUCUUUAUGUUCCGAUAGCAAUCAAUACAUGAUGUGUUCUUUAAAAAGAGCGAAACAUAGCUGCUAUCUACAGCAGGAGUAAAACUGGGAAAACACCAACCAAUCACAUCGUGUGGGUUCCACAUUUUUAAACCAAUCAAAUCCCGUGCUCUCCUCCUGCGUGUACGUGUCGCCAGUGUGCACUGGCCCUGAUUCAAUGUGCAUAGCCGAGCUGAGCGGGGUACAGCUACGCUGUAGAAUGGCAGAGAAACUACCUAGACCCAGGUUAAUGGUGACCGCUCCUCCUCUAAAAAUAGAGCAAGAAAAGAAAGAUGGAGGCAGAGAAGGCCGAAGCAAGACAGAGUUCGGAGAAAGCAAGGGCGACAAUGAAAGUCAACAUCGGGACAGCUUUUCAGUGAUGGAGAGAACUGAAAGAGGUUAGGUUAAGGUUUUUAAAAGUGAUGCCAUGGUUGCUCAUUUUCUGUUGGAAAGGUACGUUGAAGGAUUGUUUCAGAGCAAUUUAUAAUCUUGAUCAAGUAUGUAGCCAUGUUGCUAGUUAUGUGGUCAUCCCGAUGCUAACGUUACCUUCUUUGUCCCUGCUGUGCAAAGACUUCCCAAUCUAAAGUCCCAAAGUUUUGAGUCUGUAGUUUUGAAUCAGCAGACAGCAGCACCCCUCUGAUUUCCCUCCUCUCUCCUAUGGUAUCCAUCCCUGAAAACCAAUCUUGGUCAGUCCCUAAUGUAAGAAAUGCAGAAUAUUUGAAGAUACCUGAAGAAAGCACAUCAAUGUUGGCAUAGGCAAAUGUAUUUCUAUGAGCCUAUGUAUCAAACACCACAGCUCCAGCUGAAUAUCACGAGUAGAGACUUGAUAUCAGUAUUGAUGGGUGUUUGUGUUACACUCUCCACACAUCAUCUGUCACAGCAGCCUGCCUCUCUCUCCUGUGCUGAAUCAGCCUCAUCUCUCUCUGACAAUCUCCAUGAUUAGUGCUCCACUUCACUCAUAAUGAGCACAUCUGUCUUCUGGCAGUGACAGCAUUGAUUCUCUGUAAUGUGACACGAUGCCAGUUAAGAGAAGGACGGCUGUGAAAAAUGCCAGCCGGCGGCUGCUGCUAUGGCACCGCUGGAAGUUGUUCAUGUUAGAUGUGAAGUGGAGAAACAUAAGACAGCUGAUGAAUUACAGCAGCUCGAAAGGAGCCUCCUUUUCAUGUUUACUUUCAGUUUUUAAUUUCACUGUCAAAUUCUGCAAAAAUUUACUCAAAUAGACUUAGGCUUGAAUUUACUCCCAGUAUGUACUCAAACUGAAUAUUUACAACCACAUGUAGCACUGCCAGCUGUAACUUGCAGCACAGCCUGUUUGCUGGUUUGGAUCUGUUGUUUCAUUGCAAAUUUUAAUUUUUAUGGACCUGGGCUGACAGUGUGAAACCUUUGGAUGUGUAGAAACACAUUUCAGUUAUUAAUGUUAAUGCAGCUUCUGGUUUAACUUAUCAAUGCAUUUGCAGUGCUCUGUGUUGUGAGUAAAUAAGCUCUGUGCCUCUCUUGAUCAGGGAGUAGGGGGGCAGGUAUUGAUUCCCUUCUGGUGGGAUCACUACAUGAGUCCAAUAAACUCCAAAAUACCCACAACCCCUGCUAUGGAUCAGCAUUUUAACUGACCAAACCUGUUGGACUCUGUGGUUGAGUCACUUGAGAGGCCAGUGUUGCAAACAACAGCAUUGUGCUCUGCUCUUGUUUGCAGCAGUUUCAAAUCUUUGACAGCAAAAAUGCGCAGCAUGUGGCAUUUCCUCAAGCAUCCUGGCAGAAGUGUUGCUGAACAAAACACUAGUGAAUGUGCACACAGAUGAACACACAGCAGCUACUCCAAACUGAAUAAAUGAUCAGGGGCCUCAUUUAUAAAGCUUGCUUACGCACAAAACCUGGCUAGAAAUUGCUUACGCCACUUCUUACGCAAGAGUUGGGAUUUAUAAAAGAAAAACUAGUGUAGGAAUGUGCGCAACUUUAAGCAAACUCCACACCUUGCUUACGCACUUUUUGGAGACAAUCGGAGCAAGGUGAGAAUAGUCCGGGUGAUGCGUUCAGCACAACGGAUGACUCGAUGCAGCCUUUCUGUCCUGAGAGCUGCAGCUGCCGUACCAGGCAGUGAUGCUCGCAGAAAGCACAGACCCCACUGUGGCGGUGUAGAUAGUUUGCCAAUUUGAAUUUACAAAUGUGCAAAAAAACAAAUUCCAUUUACAUGCAUUUGUUUUAAGAUUAAUAUGACUAAAUCUUUUUGGUUUACGAACUUUCACCACAUAAGCAGCGGUGGUUAACGGAGCGGUUUUUUUUUUGAACACAUGCACGAGUGUCACACGUGCAUGUUUUUUUUUAUUCUCACCUGUCGCCGCCACGAUCUGAUGGUGCAAAGCCACUUUUUUCUUUGCCUCCACCUUUAGAUCAGACCACUUCUUCUUGAUUUCGGCACAGUUUUGUUUUCGUCUACGUCAUCGUCAACGAAAACAAAACUCCACGUGUUUGCGCGUGCGCGUGCGUGUGUGUCUGUGUGUUGGAGGAGCACAGCAGGCUGAUGAGAGCUAUCAGAGCGGACAGAAGCUGCUCCUAUAUGUUUAGCGUUUAACUGACUGAGUUUUGCAACUCUGUUCGUCAUUUUCGUCUCGUCCCAUCAACGUAAACGCACUUUCGUCUCGUCACAUUUUAGUCAUCUCCGACUUAUGUUUAGCUCGUCAACGUUACGUCUUCGUCGUGGAAGAAAAGGGAAAUAUUUCCGUCAACAAAAACAACCAGUGUUGUUCUCGUUGAUGAAAAUAUUUCUUUUUGACGCUGGUGUUGACGAAAAUAUUUGACGAAAUAUGACGAAAACAACACUGUUUCGGCAACGCUGCGCUCAGUGCCAGCCGCAAUUGCCACCACGGCAACGGCGUUUUUAUUGGUGAUGCCACUCGAAUGGCCGCCGAAUAAGGUCUCCCGUCUCGCCGCCACCUCAUUUACAAGAACCUCCACCUCGAUCUCUGAAAAGCUUCUUUUUCUACGACUUGCUGAUGCCAUGGUUAAGCGUGAAAUGCCGUGGAUCCACCAGGCUUAUCUACAUGCAAAUCACAUUCAUGAGGUAAUUUGCAUGACCAUACAUGGUGAAUUUUGGGUGUGGAGAGGGCGGGGAAGAAUCAAAUCCCUGCUGAGCAACUUUCCAGCUGGUCUGUGAUUUAUAAAGGGAAAGUGCGUGCAGGUGUGCGUAGGCAGGGUUUUAUAAAUCAGAUUUUUUUUUUGCCUACGCACUUUUCAGCUUUUCAACUUACGUACACUUUUAGUAUGGAUCCUACGCCAGGUUUUAUAAAUGAGGCCCCAGGCCUUUAAAAAUUGUCUAGACUGAUCCAGCAGAAUACAGUCAGAGUCUGCUUUUCUAUCUUCAGGUCUGAAUGUAACCAGUGCUCAAGUCCUGAAAAUUUAGAGCUCAAGACAGACUAGAGUAAAACCCAGGACUGAAACCUUAUAAUACUGGCUCUGACUAAAUGCAAACAGCCUGUAAAAUCAUUGGUCACUCCAGUUCUCUCUGUCUCUCAUGCUGUUAAUGCUUGCUGGUGAAUUUGGUGGUGAUAUUUGGUAGAUCUCUGCUCUUUGCUCACGUGCUAUCAGGUGUUUUGUAUAAGAAUCCUAUUAGAAUCCCCAAUCAACAGGAUGCUGAGUGUAGUUUAGAACAAUCAAAAGAAUCCUCAAGUCAAAAAAAAAAAACCCAAGAGAACCUCCCCUACAAAGGUCUUAUUGUACAUACUUCUUUUUAUAUUUAAUUUUAUUUUGUGUUUUUUGCUGCUGUAACAUGGGAAUUUCUCAGUUUGGGGGCAAUAAAGUCUAUCUAUCUGUCUGUCUGUCUGUCUAUCUAUCAACCUCAUUUCUACACCAAACCCUUUGCUAUCAAUUAUAAAAAAAAAAAAACUUAAAACAGAGUUUGUAAGUAUUUUUACAAACUGGUUUGCUAUAGGUCAAAUAAUGAUAAUGCAUCAGAUUUUAGAGCGCUUUAUUGGAGACCAUCAUAGCACUUUACAUUGGAUACAUCAUACAUUCACUCACACAGUCACAUCCUAGUGGUGAUAAACUACCUUGGUACUCACAGCUGCCCUGGGGCACAUUGACGGAAACAUGGCUGCCAGUUUGUGCUUACGGCCUCUCCGACUACUACCACACAACACUCAUAAUCAUACACCAAUGGAGGACACACACUGGGAGCAAGGUGGGUUAAGUGUCUUGCCCAAGGACACAAUAGACAGACCAGGGAUAGGGGGAAUUGAACUACCAAUCUUCCAGUUGUUUGAUGACCACUCUACCUCCUGAGCUACUAAAAAAAGUUAAACUGUGUAGAAAGUAGAAAGUAAUUUCCAAAACAUUUCAGGUUGCCAGAUUGUUAAAAAAUAAAAAUAAAAAAAAAGUCACAUUUGUAUUUAACAUUGUCUAUCUUGAUGCAAUUUGCUUCAGGUUCUCUCUAGUGCAUCAUUUGACAGUUUGUUUUAUUUAUUGGUACUAUUGUAGAUGCAGUUGAGUGUGUGCGGCACUUGAGUCCAACACAAAUUUCUCCAAGUGGAAUAAAGUGUUUCUUUUUACAUUGUAUAACAGGAACUCCACAGGGUUCUGUCCUCCGUCCUCUCUACAUUAAUUUUUAAUGUAUGCCAUAGGGGCCGGUUUCAAAAAAUAAUGUCUCAGUAAAAAGAUAUGCAUUAUUUUCUAUAUUUUUAAGAUCCUUCAAGUUGGGUUUAGAAAAGAUAAUAGUAUCGUGUGCAGAGAUAAGAACACUAAACAAUAUCAAGUGGUCAGAUUGUAGACUGAUACACUAGACAGUGACGAAACAGUGACCUUUAAAGAAAAGAAAUGCCUAUGAUGCCUCAGGAAUAUAAUCCUUCAUUUCUCAAGUUUUUAAUAUCACAUUGCUGCAAAAUGGUUUAUCACUUUCACAUAGGAACAAGACUGCAAAAUGAAAGUCCUGUAUUGUCUAUUUACUAUAAGCAGCAUGGUUUGAAACCAUUUUCUUUGAAACUGCAGAAAAUUUUCAAUCGGCUUUUGGUGCUGGAGGGGAGCCAUUGAUUUUACACAUCAAAGUCUGUUUACAGGUGUUGAGUGUAUAAACCCUUUUGUGUCUCCAGAGGAUGCUGUGUGAGGUCUGAUAAAUGUCCUCCAGGGAUGUCAGUCAAUGAUAGUUAACGCUAAAGAAGUUUGAAAAUGAAAAAAAUCUGUGGGCGGCUGAAGGAGUGAGCUUAAUAGAUCUCUGUAGCUUUCUGCUCAUCUCUGCUGCAGAGUAGACUUAAUGAUCUACAAGGCCAAGAAUAAAAGUUUGUAAGUUGGCAGUCCAAAUGAAUAAAAUGUUCUUUGAUGAAUUCAUUAAGGUCUUCAAAGCUCAGUUUGGUUUUCUGUAUCAGCCUUAGAAUUUAACGAAGAGGAUUUGGAAGCCUGGCAAACGAAAGCUGCUAAUAUCAAAAAGUAAAUGCAUUAUCAAACAUUAUUUAAGGUUGUAGCCGUGAUUAAUAACUACAACAAAAUGCUUUUAUGAAAUGUUGUCCUAACACUUCCAAGCAUGGCAUUAAAGCCCAGCCACAUGGUUUCUAGAUGUCUCAUCUAAAACCACUAAGAGGACAUAAAAAUGUUUCAUUGCUUUAAUGGUUUUGACUCUGAUGGUGUUUCCCUGAUAAUAGCAACAUUACAACAGUAACUGAAAAGCUCUGUGUGACAAUAAGAGGGUGGGAAAACACUAACCGAGAGAAGGAGGUGUUAGAAGUGACGGGCGUGAACAGAGGAAGCGUGAGAGCAUGGAGGAAGAGGUGUAAAGAUAAAGGUGUGAAUCACGAGGCAAUACACAUAAUAAAGUGUGCCUGUAUGUGUGUGAUAUGAGGCCUAAAGAUGAAAUGAGAGUUCGUCACUCCUGUGAAAACUCAGGGUAUCGGAUAAAGGCCGGAAAAUAUGUGAUUGCAGCAAUCAUGAGUCUAAAAAAAGGUCUGAAAGAUGAACCGUUUGUCAUGUGUAAGCAAGACAAAUCAGUGAUAACAUCGUGACCACUGCUGUACCAACCAAUGACAGGUGAUUUAGGGGACAUUCAUACCAGGACUGUUUGGUUCGUUUUAAAAGGACCAUGGUACCCUUACUCCUUUGGUCUGGGUGGUAUGAACGCACAAGCAAACCAUGGUCCAGAUCAAACAAACGGACCAUGGUCCUCCAGAGCUAAUGUAGCUGAACUUUUAAUAUGUCAAUGUAAACCAAUAACACACUUACAAUGUAAUGAAGCCGGGAAAUUAUGCCUGUCCGGAGGCUGCAGCAAGUGGAGAACAGCCGGUCAAAACACCGGACUGUGUGUAAACUUGAUGAAUGGCAGAGGGUCUGUGCUCUAAUAAAAUAGUCGGGUGAUAUUAAACACCUUGGUGUUCUUCUGUUCAACAAACAUGCUGACAAUGUGUAAUAGGCAUUCCUUUGCAUUAAUGUCGGACAUCUCCUCGCACAACAUCUCCGCUGGUGAGUUGCGUGAAGCAAGACGUCUAAUGUUCUCUCUGGUCGGCUACUUUUUGUACGUUGUGGGACAAUGAAGAUUGUGCCUCAGGUGAGCAGGUGACACACAGUGAUUUUCCCUUAUAAUUAUCCCUCUUUUUUUUAACCAUUUGGUUUGCUUAGCAAAUCCCAUGUGAAAGCUAACCGGACCAAAUGCAAAUUGCAACACUGUAAACAUUUGGUCCCCGAUCCGGUUCUUCUAAGCGGACUUUGGGAGAGAAAGGCCCCUUGAUAACAUCUCAUCAUAAUAACACUUGUCAAUAGGGGAGGUCUGGCAACUAGUAAAACUCAGUCAGGGCCAGUUGCACCAAAGAGGAUGAAUUACAUUACAAUGUUAAAAUGUUACAAUGUCAUUUAGCAGAUGCUCUUUCCAAAGUAAGGUACAUAUGAGAACAAGAACACAAGCAAAGAUCUAGACAAGAGAAAACAAAACAGUGCAAGUCAACUGGCUGGAAGACUCAUUCAACCACUGGGGACAACAACGGAGAAUAGUCUGACUGAGUGUUCUCUUAAGAGCUUUCAUGUCUUUAGCUUUCAUGAUGGAAGUUGAUUUGCAGAAAUGCUCUGUUCUGACAGCUCCCUGCCCUUCCAUAUGCAUUCCUGGUUUGUCAAAGCCUGUGGCAGGAAGAGCACAUCUCCCUGUUGUUUAUGGUCACUAAUGGAAAGCUAAGGCAGGGAGAGCAGCAGCAAAGACGCCCAAGGUACAGAACAGAGCAGGCAUCAUUGAUGAUAGCUAACAACUUCACUUCUUUGACUUUUCUCCUUUAUCAUGUCAAAAUCACACAUUUACAGCUCACUUUGGUGUACUGUAAAAUAAUAAAAUGUUGUGGAGUGUGGGUUUUAUUGGGAAGACUUCUAAAUCUAAAAAAACAAGUGAAGCGGCUCAGGUGGGCAGUCUUCUCCGGGAGUCUUGGCCAACUCUGCAUUGUAAUGGACUGAAAAUAGAGCACCUAUUUUGCCAUUUUCCAAUCUCAGACAUCGAUCAGCUAACAUACUGUGGGCUAAGCUUGACUUUGUGGCCUGCCUGAACUAACUCUACACUCAACCUUUGUCCUUUCUUUUGCUGUGUUGGAUGGAAGAAUAUGUUGCAGGUGGAAGAAUGUGAAUAUCUUUGACGAAGGCCAAACCUUAACAGUCAGAGGACUGUGUCAGAGCAUCUUUAAGCCUGCAACCCUUGUGGGGUGUUUGCAGUGGUCUGUAUCUACUAAAGGUAGUCAAAGAAAGCGUAAUCCUACCUUUAUCCCAUAACUCUCAUUCAUCUUCUUUUGUUUUCCUUCACUUCAUUUCAAGCUCCUUUAUCUCCUCCUCUGACUCACCUCACUUAUAAUUACGAUUCACUGAACCCUGCCCUUAACCCACCAAUCCCUCAAUAUCUGCUGUCUCAUGUGACCAGAGAGGCUGCUGCAGUCUUAGUCAUAGCAGGCGCAGCAUCUCUGAAAAACUUCCAUCGCAGCCCCAACUGAAACAGCUGCAGCUCAGCACACUGCAGAGACCCAAAGCUAAACUGGUUAAAGCUCUCUGCACUGUGCUGCAAUUGUUUAUUACCAAUAGCAACCACAGAUGAGUAGCUAUGGAAACCUUGUUGACCCCUUGAACACCACUGCCCUCCAGAAAGUAGACACUAUAAAGAGUCAUCUCCGUCCCUCCUGAUUUUGUCUUUAUUUCUCCUCUGAUCUCUGAAAACUGAAAACAAGCUUUGAAAAGUUCUGAAUAUCUCUACUUGAUUAGUUAGUUGUGCAUCCUUAAUUCCUGUUUGGCAGGAAAAAAAUGACAUGCCAGCCUCCCACCUGCAGCUGUCAUCCUUGUUGACAAACAGCAGUCACUGGUUAGUGAAAGCUGUCCUCUUUUAAAAGCUACUAUUAAUAAAAAUCAGUGACACAUUUCAUGACUCAGCAGACUGCCAAUUAAAGCUGUGCUGGGCCCUGAUGAAAAAUCUCAAAGAGGAGGAAGCUGCAACAAAACUGUCUCACAUCUCCCCUGUUUUAAUGUUACCUUUUUUGAACCAUCCUCAAGCUGUGUUUACUCUUGUUUUUUUCCCAUCAUUUGUUAAAAAAAACCAAGGUGUAGCAUUGGUUGUUUUAUAGGCAGACAGUAUGGGCCAAAGUCUUUUGCAUCAUCCUGUUGUAUAAUAUUCGAUGAAAUUAUUACAUUACUUAGUUUGACGUGAGGUGGCAUGACAUGUUAUAAAAAAUCAAUAACAUUAUAUUUAAUUUCAAUCACAUUACUUUGCUUACUGUUAGAUUAGGUUACAUCACCUCACUUUAUAUCCCAGUAAGUUACAUUAUGUACAUUAAGUUGCACUAUAUCAGAUUACAUUGCUUUGUAAUGUUAUGUUAUUUUGCAUUACAUCAUGUAGCAAUAAGCUUUAAUCUGUUACACUAUAUUACAUAAAGUAACAUAACAUUAUAAUGCAUCAUGUUAUGUUACAUUUCGUAAAGUUACGUUACAUAGUUGAAUCACAUAAUAUGACAUAUUCCGAGUAACAUCUUAUUACAUUAGGUUAUGUAAUGAUAGUCGAGUUAUGUUACAUUAGUCAUGUUACAUUAUGUAAUGUUAUGGUACGUUAUAUUAAUGUAAAAAGAGAGAAACAAUCCGCACACUUCUGGUCUGUUUCAAAAAGAGCUUUACUGAAGCAAGCUUUCGGUCUGUUAGACCUUCAUCAAGGCAUUCUUUUUACUUUAAAGUUUCUGCUAAUCCUGCACCUUCUCUCCAGAUUGAGCGGUGACCCUUCACUUUUUUACGUUAUAUUAAUGUGAAAUUUUGUCGAAUUACAGUGUGUCAUUUAAUUUGCUGUAAAAACUUGUUAAAACCAUUCUAGCCACUAACAGUGCAGUCGAUGUUGUCUUUACAAAAACCUUUGGUGUAUUAGAUUUUUUAGACUAACUUGUAAUCUUCAGACAAAUGAAAAUAAAGUGAUUUAAAUAUUAAAUAGUUUGUAAGCUUAUGGCUAAAUUGUGAGAAAUGUGUAGAUUAAAAGUGUCCUUUUUGUAUGAUAUCUCUGAGAGUGAUGUUAGAUGCGUUUCCAACCUCAAGUUUAACCUCAUGGCUGAACUUGUGUAUUUGCUCAUUUACAUUAAAAAAAUAAACAGUGCCUCAUGGUGCUAAGAAAAAAAAUGCAUUUCAAACCCAUUGCAUAGCACCACUGAACAAUAAGCCUCAGAGAGGUAUUUUUCACAUAUUGAGACAUUUAGAGCUGGGCCCUCUCAGUCUUACUACCUCAGUUCUUUGUGCAUUAAUGUUGUUGGAGAGGUGUUUUUUUUUUUUUACUUAUCAGUUAUGAAGGUAUUGAUCCAGUAGAGCUGGUAGAUUUGUGGCUUUUGCUUACAUACUUUUAUUGCAGAGUUCAAGAAGUUAAUAGUGGUGAUUACUGUUGGAGAGCCUUCACCCAAAAGAGGAAAUUGAAUAGAAAUAUGACUCAGACCCAGUGCGCUGUCUACAGAGUAGGAUCUUUGGCCUGUAUAUUUGCUUUGCUUUGGUUUGCAGCAUCGCAGCAAGGCUGCAAGAAGUGAGUCAGCUCUCUGUGUCUGAUUGAUUUUACCUCUCAAGGUGUGAAAUUAAUAUUUGUCUUUUUGCUUUCAGUGGUGUUCAGAUUACAUGAAUAGAAAUACAAUGAGUCAAAACUACUUAAAUAUUAACACAGUUCUUCUGUAGGUACUCACCGCUUUACCUUUUUCUGAUUGUUUAACCAGAUAUAAUGUAAAAAAUUAAUGAGGGGAUUGAUGGAAGUGUUAAACUUAUUGGCCGUAGGCAGUUCUCUCGCUGUGGGUUUUAGAAGAUUAUGCACCAGCUUGAACUUUUCAGGUUGAUUUUCAUUCUAUCCAAGUCGAUGGUGACUGACAAGGGAAAUCAUGCUGCAACUGCCCAAAUGAUUUCCAUUAAGACAAACAGACCAGAAGUUCUGAAAUGAUGCAAACUCGAACACAUCUCCGAAACUACUGAAAAGACAGAAAUGUGCUGCAGAUGAGAAACAACUGCACUGACAGCAUUCACACUGCAGAUAAAAUAAACCCCGCAAAGUUGAAAACACAAGCCUGGAAAAUAACAGGAAAAAGUUCAUGCAUAAAAUUUCACAUGCACUUUAAGAUUUGCAGCAUUAUGUCUUCAUGCGUUUUGUAUCAAUGUAAAGAUAAUGACAGAUCUUGUUACUGAAGAGAGGAUAUUAUUUUUUCAGCGUCUGCCUUCUGUUUCGUUGUACCAAACAAUGUCUGACAAGCAAACAGUGGACUUUUUCCAGGCGGGUUGUUUGACUUGCUUUCUUCACAGAAUUGCUGCAGAGAUUGCUGGAUAAACACCGCUUUGUCACCUGUUUGGCAGUCGGCUCUGUUAUUUCCUUGUGGGAGUUGGGCAGCUUGAGGACAAAGUGGGAGGAAAGAGCGAGUGUUUCCCAUCUUCACUGCUAAAACCAAUAUCACCUCUGCUGUUUUAAUCUCUCCCUUCUGUGUUAUUUUUUCCCUCACAAUCUCCUCCAUCUGUCUCAGGACUCUCUUUCCAUUGGAGCUGUCAGUGUCCCCCCUCUGUCUCUGCUUUUCUUUUUCUGUCUGCACCUGGUUCAGGAGCAGCAGCAUGACUCAUAAAGUCUGUCUCUCAUAAGUGAAUAAAAAUAGUUAGACAUUGUGCAGGGAAAGGCUUGUGAUGAAGCUGUUUUUAAAUUCUUAUGAACUUCAGAUUUAUUGCCAAGGCUGUAUGCAGCUGGCCGUCCUAAACAUGGUUUAAUCAUUUUUCAUUUUCAUUAAUAAAUAUUCUGCAGAUUGCUCAUUAAGAAGUAGCAACUAUUACUUCAAUAGCAGGCUUAUAUUUUAUUAUGAUAUGAAUAGACAUCCCUCAGUUCUUUGCCUGGCGGUUGAUAGCUUGUAUCAUGUUCUUGAAUAGCUAUUCUGCCGUCUUGCUCACCUGCCUCCUCCUGUCCCUCUCCCUGCGCUCCUCUCUUCACCUGGUCAUUCUGCUGCAGAACAGCACAUUGCAGAUACAGCAAGCCACAGUUAACUUUGGCAGCAUCUUCCUUGUGCCCUCAGGCGUCGAGUUCAGAGAUCUAAGCUGGAUAUAAUGAGAGUAAAAGGGAGAUCUUUCAUACUCUGCUGUAGAAGAAAGGGGGGUUUGGGCUUCAUUCACCUCAGAGGAUCAAAUGAGUGCACUAUGGUAGAUAGCACAUUAAUGGUUCAGUGUAGAGGAUCAUAUUUUCAUGAUUAUGAGGGGCUAUGAUUUUAAUUAAAAUUGAAAUUUAAUUUGUCCUUAACCCCACCCUGGGAUAUACUUUGGUUAUUUUCAUUAAAGCUCCUAUGAGGAGUUUUCUUUAUCUGGCCAUGAAACUGACUGAAAUGAAAACUGAUGCGUCAUCUUGAAAAUAGCAAACAAGCCCAUUCACAAGACGACUGACAAACAGUUAUAUUUCAUUUUUUAACAACUGUGAGGGGUAGGUUUCAGACCAAGUGAUUAGCUAUACGCUGCUGAGACAGCCUUUUUUCACAUGGUCUAGUGCAGAGACCCCUGAUAUAUUAUACUUACAAAAGACGGCAGGGUGCGAAGUAAUGUCGAAUAACUAACUACAUAUGUACAAGACAAACUCAGCACUUUUUCAUCCAUCAAGAGCACCACAAUCAAUACAAACCAAAAAUCGAACUUUAAGUACAGCCAUGUCACAGUGCUGCUUUUCAUCACUGACAGGCACUUUGCUAUUCAAAACCUUUUUUGCACCAAUAAGUCAUAUACACCCCAAAACUUCAAUAAAAGUAGCCUAGGUCAAAAGAAAAUCUUCUUUAAUACCCUCGGUUCAUUGGCUGGUGAAAGAAUAUGGAGCUUCAGGGGUCGAGGGGCUGCCUGUCCUCUCUGUAAAAAUGAAAGCUAUCCUGCUUUAAGUCUAAAUCAAACUAUUCUGCUGCUUUGAGAGAUUUUGUUCAUUGAGGAGACUCAGAGCUGUUAUCACUUUCAGAAGUACUUCCUUCAUGACUCUGAAUAGAUGACUCUUCCUGUCAAAUCCUUUGUGGCUGUGAGGUCCUUUAUUCAGUAGUGCGUGUACCGUACAUAACGUUAUAGGCUAUUAAAAGCCCGCUAUGAGCAUGGAUCCGUCCUUAUCUGCACUCAAAAUAUGUGUGAUAUAACCUUGUGUUCCUCGGUUCAGCCAGAGCAGGAAAGAACGACAGCCAAGGAUUUUACAGUACAUUUGUUCUGAAUAGACAUCAUUUGUGGUGACUUUUUUCUUUAAAAAUCACUUUGUAUGUAUUAUGGAAAUCAGUCUGCAAGUUCAAAAGAUAUCUUUGCACAUGUUAGACUAAAACUUGUGGAUGAAUCAGUAAAUAAUAAAAAUUGAAACUGCAUUUCAAAAACGUUUCCAUGGUCUUCAGCAAAAAGGAGCAGAGAGCAAAGUUAAGAUGGUGUCUAAAAUGUUGAUGAAAUACAAUUUUAAAGAUUCAUUUAAACACUAUAAUUACUUUUUGAAAUUAGUACAAACACAACAUAUCUGAUGAGGAAACUGAUAAAUACUUAAUGAAAAAAAGGCCUUAUUUGAAUUUCACCUCUUUGUGAGAGACUUCAUGAGCAAGUACCUCAGCAGUUUCAGAAAACUCUCCCUUUGUAUAAAUUUGCAAAGAAUUUGCGGAUCCUCAAGCCCUCAGGUGGCACUGCAUUACAAACAGACAGGACUCUGUAGUGGAAAUCACUGCAUAGACCAGGAGUCGUUUCUAAAAUCGACUCUCACUGCAUUUACAAAUGGAGGAUAAAACUGGGCCAUGCAAAGGAGAAACCAUGUAGAGACAUGAUCCAGAAACACCAGCGACCUCACUGGAGCCCUUUAUGGAUGGACUGAGGUAAAGAGGAAACCAUCCCCCGCUCUGACAGCUCAUCAUGGUCAUUGUUUUGGGGAAUCAUACAUGCUCUGCUUCUGUGCUUAUUCAUACACAGUUCAAAAGCUAGCAUCUAUUGUGGUAUGGAGGAUGCAUAUGUGUCCAUGGCAACAGUAGCAGGUUGUUUUAAAUCAUCCCUGAUGGACACAUCUGCUUGAUGUGGUUACUGAGGCAGACAAAAAUAAGUGAAUACACAGUCUGAAAAUGAUCUGAUAUAAAAGUAAAAAGGUAUUAGCCUAUAAUUUUGUUGGUGAUUUUGACACAGAACACAGAACAAUUGACUUCCUAAAACAACAUGUAGUCAUUUUUACUGCUGUUUGUAUUAAAAUCACUGAUUAUUGCUGAUGAAAAGACAACCAGUGAGACAGCAGGUGGAUUAAUGACUUAAUAUCCAAUUAUGAGCUGACUGUCUUUGUUGAAAUUGGACGCCUGUUCUUGGAUAGUUUUUCUGCUGAUGGAAGGAAUAAACCACAGAGGGUCUUGGAGAUAGUGACAGGUAGAUCCUGAACUGUCCCCACUGGCAUCAUUAGCAGAUCUAAUAAAGACAAAGCUAAUUAAGCAACAGCACUUGUCUCCCUGUACCUGUCUGUCUGUCGGUCUAAAAACGCGAGCUCAGGUUUUCUGCUGCUGUCAGUGUCUCAGACUGUCUUACCUUUUCUAAUUAAACAGCUCCAGUCUUAUCCCAGUGUCCACAACGCUGUCUCUGCCUCAUGAAUCACUGCAGGAGACUAGCCUAUCCACCAACUCCUGCAAUACUCUGAUGACGUAUAUCUGAAAAGUGUGUCCUUGAAAAGCUUGAAAGAAUUCUCUCGCACAAAUACCUGGUAAAAAUUGAAAACCGACUUUGAAUGGUGGAGGUGGUUGUUGCCACUCUUAAAGACAAAAGCUCCAAAGACUUCAAUGUUAAACUGCUUCCUCACAAGUAGGAGUGACAUUCAUUUAAGCCCAAAGAUAUAAUUCUGACUCUGUUGGACACUCACAGAAGGGUUUUGCCUUUUUCUGCACAUCUGCAGUGGCUUCAUUUUUCUGCAACAGAGGUUGCAAAGACACGGGGGGCUCUAUGUAAGAGCUCUGAUUGAUGGCUUUAAUAAACCGGUUAACUUCAGGCUUAACAAGCUGACACACACACUGGAUGGAUGUCAGUGUCACCACAGCAUGUCUGUGAUUCCCCACCCAUCGUGUGUACAUAAAUCCUUAACAGAGGGCUUUUAAAUGUAAUUUGAGUGUGUAUUACAGGGUUGUGUACUUUAACAGCCAGAUAUAAACUACUGUGAUUAACCACAGCAAUAACUGGAGGUGAAGAAUCUCAUGGUGAUUUGCAUCGCCAUUACAUCCAAGUGUUUUUUUAAUAAUUUAAGAUGUUUGACAGCACCCUCUGGUUACUACGUCCAAUGAGAAGGGGAUUUCUUUCUAGUAAAAUCUACAAAAGCUUAUAAAUGGAUCCUCCUUUUUCAGCUAUGACUUCAGUCAGCUCCUGUCAUGCUGUCUUUGAUUUGAUCCCAUCAUCACAUUAUGUCAUAACGUCUUUAAAACAUGUUGAAAAUUAGGAAUGCAUGGCAUAUAUCUAAGCAGAUGAUAUGAUAUUGGCCCAAUAAUGGGAAGAUUCUGAUAUUAUUUGUAAUUGCUUCAAAAACUCAACUUAUUCAAGUUACUUUCCUUUACUUAACAAACCAACACACUUUAAUACAGUAGGUGGUAAUAGUUCAUCUGCUAGUACAUCCAGACAAGAGCAAAGGCGGCCACAUUAGGCUAAGGGAACAUAGUGAGAUCGAAAUCUUAUGAGACACUACACUAUGAUAUGAUACGAUACGAUACAAUCUUUUGAGGAAAAAUCACUAUGAAGAAGAGGAAGUAAUCCCAUGUGAAUAGUACUUCAGUUAAUCUUUUAAGGGGACUGUCUGUAAAUAGUGAAUUACUUCUUGACAUCAGUGUUCAAUGUGAUCAGCAUGAUCUCCAUCACAGUUUACCGUAUGUCUUUUUUUCUGCGGUAACUUUACAGCAAAGCCCCUGACACCAACACUUUCAUUCAAGAAAUUAAACGACAUUUUAAAAAUUAUUUAGUCAAUUAAUGAAUUCGAUCACAUGCUAUGAGACGGCGUGUCAAUGCCAACCUGCUGCACUAAGAGAGUGAAAGAAAGACUUACUAAUAGCCUGUACCAUCAAUACCAGACAUAUGAGGUUAUGUAGCUGCAUGCAUGCAUGUGUUAUAGCCCAGCAUGUCAUUGCCUGUUCCUUGAGUGACAGAAAAAACGACCUCCGAUUUUUUGCCCAUUGAUAUUACUGGUCCCCACAGUAGUAGGUAGAGAUAAUGUCAUGACGAUGUAACAAAAUGAUACAUCUUACUUUGCCCCUGAAAUAAUGUCAAAACCUUUCCACUGAGCAUCUUUUGGUUUAAAAGAGGUCGAAUAGAUGUCUUAAUGUAGCCUAGAUGACUGGUCUAAACUCAGACAACCACAGGUCUAAAAAUUGAAGUUUUUUAGACUUCUAAAUCUAGACCAGCCGGCUAACAGGUCUACACUGUAUAUUGCUCAAUCAUGAUAAUAUAAUUAUUAUAUUCAUACUAUAUCAUAAUUAUUUUGGUUAAGAACUUGGAGAUCAGUUAUGCAACUCACAGUUGAUUUUUGAAAUAAAUAGUUAUCGAAUAAUGGGUUAAAGUCCAACAUCUAAAUUCUGUCUAAAAAUAUACAGAAUCUAGACGGUUGAAAUUAGGGCUUAAAAAAAUCAGACGUCUAAUAGCUGUCUGUUGCUCAGUGGGUUUAUUUGCAAAGAGGGUCUGGGGGUUUCGGGCUCUUUCUGCUGCUACAGUAGUACAAACUCCCAUGUUGCCCCUGGGAGAGGACAGGGAAAGAGGCAAGAGGUAUGUAGGUGUGUGUCUGUCUGUGUGUGUGUGUCUGAAAAUGGAGGGACAGCAGAAGCAUGACGACAAGUGAGGCUGUGGUGCUCAGGAACAUGAAGAAACCCUAACCCAAACCCCAAACCUUUACAAGCUAACAUUUGCCAUCAUAAGUCAUGAAGUAAUGAAAUUUAUUCCUAUAUCUUGGUAUUAUGAGGAUGGAGGCUAGAAAAGGUUUGGUAAAAUGGAGAGAAGAGGCAUGGUCCCAAUGUUGAGCUCAGAGAGUUUAUGUUUUCAAGACUUUAUAGGUUCCAUGAAUGCAUGGGAUGCCAAUUCACAAAUAAAUGUGUUUAAUAACCAUGAAAUCAAUAUCAUUAAAAAAUAAUUGCAUUUAUGAAUUUGGCCAUAAUUGAGCGUCCGUAGCUGCUGCCUGCAAUGCUGAUUUAACAGCCAGAGCUGCAGAAAGUUAAUGAGGCAAAGCUAAAGCAAUCAAUAAUAAAAUCCUUGAAUUUGCAGCACUUGAUGAUGCACCUUUCUCUCCAUAUCAUGUAUCACUGGCAAAAUGCUUUGACAUUGCAAUGUUUGGUUCAUCACAGUGCUUAUUUUGUAAUGAAUUCAGGUUUCAGGUAACAGUGUUGGCCUGACCUGCUCUGUUCUUGUAGUCCCACAGAUGUGAAAAUUAACAUACUUAUGUCCUCAGUCUCAAUAUGCAGUCAAUUACACACAUAAUAGAAAAGAUUUGAUGAUUCAUCAGAGCUCCACCGACACUAAAAACAUGAAUUAGCAGGCUGGCAGCGAGGGAAGCUGCAGAGAAAGGGGAGAGGGGCGUUGUCUGCUCCCUGUGAGAGCUGCUCGCAUCCUCUGCUCGAUUUUUGUGUUUCCACAGAAACAAGCGAGUAUUAAUGUUCCCUCCAAGUCUAUUACACGCUCCCUAGAAAGCUCCACUCCAGCUCCAACUUUACAGCUGCUAAUCCUUACUAUCCCUUAAGUCUUAUUAGAUACCCACAAUACUUCUCGGCAGGUUAACGUGUUAAUCUGCCAGAGCAAAGCUGCUGUGAAUAUACUGUACAGAGCUUAAACCCUCAAGCCUCUUAGCAAUAAAAGCAGACUAUUACACUCAUAAAGCAAGAGUUUCUCCCAGUGUCAGAGAGAAUGAUGUUGUUUUUGGUCAUAAUAUCCUGCCGUAAUAUCCACCACAUAAAGACAGUGCAUCUGCACACAGCAGCAAAAGCUCCAAGAUGAUGAGUCCAUACUUUUCUCUGUGGUUUGUUUUCAGAGAUCCAUUUGCAUCAAUACAAUACUCUCUCAGAAAGUCGUCAUUCAAUUCUUGUUUACGAAUAAGCCUGCACAUUACACGAAACUAAACACAUUGCAGUAAGUGUGAAACAUUUUUGAGUAACCACGUCCCAGCAUUGCUUUUAUGCUUUUACCAUCACUUCUUAGGAGCUCAUUAGGGCCGAGCGUUAAUACAACAAUAAUGGAAGAGGGGUUAGGGGCGGCUAAUGGAUGAGUCACAGUGUGAAAGAGGCUGUUUUCUGCAUAUGAGUCGAUGCAGUCCUUCAGGCGAUGUCGGGAUUUCUACUACAGCUAAUACGCUGAUUUGCAUUUUCACCUCUGCACAGUCAUGGAUCAGCAUAUAUUCUGCAAUCCUGUGAAAGAUUUGGGUUUAUGUAGCUGUUUAUUUGCAUACACAAUAUCACACUUAUUCAUAUAACUAGUUUUUUCUCUGCUUGAAAUAUCCUGAGUCAGAAAGUUUUAUGUUAAGAACCAUCCAGUGUAAGCUUUCACAGCAGGAGGAGAGUCAAUAUAUUCCAAGAAUGGGGUUUUAAUAGUUUUUUAUUGGCUUUGAAUGUAGGAACUCCAGUCAAGUUUUUAAUCUAAUGAGAAUUUAGAGAUCUUAGAGCUUGAUAGUCCUCAGGCUAUAACACAACUGGAAACUGUUGACCGUAUAAACACAUCCAGCAGCUGACAUACGACUUCAUGUUGCAACCAGUGGAAAGCACCACUACCAAGAAGUUGCAGUUUUACUGUAUGCUUACUUUAAACACUAAAUCAUUUUUUAUUUUUUUAAUGACAGUUAUUUUCUAGUACUGGUUUACCGCAACAGCCCUACAAACAACCUGUGUUUUUUUAUCUGAUCAGAAAACUUUAAGCACAAGUUCCAAGUUGCUUCGUUACUUUUCCGUAAUUCAUCAUAAGCCAUAAUGAAGUUUGUAUUUACAGUGAUUUAGAGAGAGCAUGUUGUAAAUGUUUCCAUAUCUAGGAUGUAAACUUUGAGAUAAUCUAUUUUUGCUGCUUCCCUGGAGGUCAUUUUAAAGUCUGCCUCAUAAAUACUUCAUACCAUCUUUUUUUCCUUCUAACACCAAAUUUCUGCUGUUGGUAGACAAUUACCCACCACAGAAACUAUUAAAUUAUGUAUGAUCUUGGUGCUAAUGACCAGACAUCAGAGUCCCUCCAGUGGAAAGGGCACGUUCAGGGAGCAGCUGUACUCAGGCUAUACCACCUCCAACCCUCUAAAUAUUUAAAGAUGUUGGGGGCGGCCAGCAAUCGUAACUCACCUCUGAAAAUCAUAUUUCAGGUGACUGAGCCACCUCUAAUUCCAUAAGCAGCCGUCAUCUCCCCCCUACAACAACAGAACCAGAAGAAAGUGUUCUCUAAUGACAUUAUCUGCACCCACAAGUCCAUUAGCAAAACUCUGAGAAGGCUGGAGGUGGAGAGAAGAGCUAGGCUGCAGCAACAUGUUAAUAUAUACAGAAGAGACACGCGCAUGAGAUGUAUUCACAUCACUGCUCUCAGUACUAUUAACUUCAGCUCUUCUGCACAAAUUACAUAUUGCAAAUUCAAAUUGUUCAUCUGCUUGUCUGAAAAUGAAACAAAUGGUCUUUAAAAACAGGCUUCAAAACUGACUGGUGCUAUUACUUCUUUAUGAGCAAAUAAGAUCAUUAGUUUUAAAGCCUGCUAACUUAAACGCUGCAAAAACAGAACUGAGCACCGCUUUAAAUCUUUCAAAUAAAAAUAAGUACAUGAUGAGAUUAGUUUUUCUGGACUAAAGUGGUCUUUAUGGAACUUUGUUUACACUUUCACAUUUAUACUAUCAUAAAAUGUCAUACCCCUAAAUCAAAAAGUUAAAACUGUGAUGAACAACAGCAAGUAAAGCUCCACACAUGUCAAUCAAAGGCUUGUUGGCAUGAAGGGCUUGAAUGGACUUGUAGAUGAAGGAAUCAGUAUUAACUCUCGGUCUCCUCUCUCUUCAGCUGCCAUCGAGGCCUGUCUGGGUCACCUCCUGAAGAGACGGGCAGCUGGCUUCCUCCGCAGCGACAAGAUCGCCGCCCUCUUUACCAAAGUCGGCAAAGUCUACGAGACAGCCGGCGAGGUUUGUCGUAAAGUGCAGGAGCAGCUCCAGCAGCAGGCUGAUCUCAGCAGGUGGGUCACGUCGCUCCUUUCUCCCUCUUUGUUAUUGCUUUCUGCUAAACUGAGUCUAUCCAGAAGAUUAACCAACUUUCAAGUCCUCAAACCUCUUCAGUUAUUAUUUCUCUGAUUAGAGUUUCUGGGGAGAGAGCACCUGAAACAAACUUGAGGAUGUAGUUUGUGAUAAAUUUAUGAAACUCGUGUUUUAGUUAGGACGGAAGUGUCUGCACUACAGCGUGACUUUGUGAUGAUGGUUGAUAAUCUUUGUUUAGGCUGCUGAACUUCAGAGUCAAAAUCUAACUGAUCAGGCCCUUGAAUGUUAAGAUGGAGUAAAAAUGUUUGUGGUGCCUGAGGCUUUUUUACGGGGUAGCUGACUCUGCUGUUGUUAUGGGCAUGGCACUUACUGCUCUAUACUAAUGCCACCAAGCCUGUAUGAGUGAGCAGAAUUGUUGGUUAUGUAUUACUUAAAACUUACUGGCUUGUGAAUCCUCUUUUCUUUUUGGUCUCAUUCUUUUCAUGGCACUGCAGGUGCAUGCCCAGAAUAACCCAGCUAUGACGAUAAUGGGCUUUCUACGUUCUUCACUAGUAAAAAUUACAUAUUUUCUCAUGACAAUCUAUGCCACUAUAUUAACGACUUUCCUUUUUUAACAAACAUUUUUUUAAAGGUAAGAUUUUUUUUUUAUAAAUAAUUGCAGUGUGUUCCCUUCAAUGUCGUUUCUGCUGAUUGUCUGUAAUGGUAAAGGCAGCCUGUUGCUAGGAUGUGUUGGUUGCUCGGCUGUAUGUGUCUGUGUCUUGGUAAAAUAAGUAAGACGGCAUGUAGUGCAAUUUUCUUUUUUUUUUGUUGUUUUUGUUUUGUAAUUCAAAGUUAUAAAUUCUAUGGACUAGAGAUUAUGUUUUGCAUACAUGACACGAUACGAUACGAUGACUAAACCUUAAGUUAGCCGAUGCAUUCUUUAAAAAGCAUGUCGUCUGAAAUUUUCUUGUGAAACCCCAAAUUACAUUCAAACUAGUCGAUGUUUGAACUCAUAUGAAGCUGGUGCACCCUUAUGAUGGUUAUUAGAAUUGUGUAAAACACACACCUGCAGGCCAUCCCUCUCUCUCUCUCUCUCUCUCUCUCUCUCUCUCUCUCUCUCUCUCUCUCUCUCUCUCUGGUGAGUUAAGUAUUUGCUAAAGCUAAGCUAUCAGUGCUUACACUGUGAUAAGCCUUAGGUCUGUGUCAAGGUGUGCCUACAAUAAGUGUGUGCAUUUUUGUGUGUAUAAGUGUGCACACAAAGGAUGAUAAAGUGCUUUAUCUGCAGGCUCUUAGGUACAAGCAAAGCUGUUUGCAAGCCCAUUAAUUGUCCAUUAGCCUAAGCCGCAUGGCUACAACGUCUCUCCAGGGCUGUGGAGACGCUUUUAAAAAAGAGAAGAAAGUGCUGUGCGACAGGCACACACAGACAUGUCUGCUUAUAUGGUGCACACACAAUGAGACACAGACACAUUGUGUAUCAUUGUUGCAGGGAUAUUAUGCAAUGUAAAUCAGCACACACUCUGCACUCCGCUCUCCGUCUUCAUAUCAGCCUCUUCCUCUCAUUCAUCCGUCACGUCUCAUUGGCCUUUAUUUCCCCAGAUACACAGCAUACACACAACACUACAACCCAAUAUUGUGUUUAGGUCUGUUCCCCUAAUAAUACAUACAUUCACAUAAACAUACACAUUUACACAGGGCGCUCUCACCCUGCCCCCUCCCCUAACUUUCUCCACCUACCACCCAACCUCAGGGCCCCAUCUCUCAUUCACCCUGGUUGUCAUGGCAACAUGGUGUGUGCCAAUGGCAGCAAAAGAGGCAGAAGAGCAUGAUGGGAAACAUUAGAGAGAUGGAGAGCGAGAGUAUGAGCAGACAUCAACAGCAGAGUUGCACGGUGAAGUGAAUGGUAAUUACAGCAGAGCAGGGCUGUGUGUGUGUGUGUGUGUGUGUGUGUGUGUGUGUGUGUGUGUGUGUGUGUUCGCGCGCACACGCACCAGGGGCAGAUUGGGUGAAGGGUUUGUGUUUUUGCUGCUGUUUACAGAAGCCUGCUGGUAGACGCUCAGCCUCAGGUUCUUGUCUGUGUGAUGUAUAAACUUUACAAUAUUCCUCUUUUCAACAUUUUCCUCGGUGAGAAAGCACCAUAAAGAAUUACCAGCGGACCACCCUCUCCUCUAUUCCUCUCCAUCCCUCGCAGACUCUUGGGGUAAAGAGCAAACUAGCAUAUCAUCUGCAUUCAUUGCCUACCCUGCAGGGCUCCAAGCACUGAGACCUGCUGAGGCACAGCUCCCAAAAACACUGACGGAUGAUUCAACCUCUUAAAUCUUGGGCUGCAUCCCAGUAGCUAUUUUAUAAUCGUUUUUUGAGAUCUCUGAUCUAACAGCUCAGAUCAACCGUCCACCUGUCUGAAGCCAUAUGCCACAAAUCUAGAUGGGAUCAUUAACUGUGCCUUAACAUUUGACUGCACAAUAAAUCGAAUAUUUAAUCAUGAUCAUGAUUUUGGCCCUUGACCAGGAGUAUGAGGUUACGUCUGUAUUUAUGCUGUGAUAAAAUGCUAAUGUAAUGAGAACUGGAUUUGUACACUCAACACAUACUAAUCACCUAAAGUCAUGAUAACUUCAGCAACAAAAAUUAACGAUGCAUCCCACAUGAAGUCAGACAGAAUUCAUCACGAGUCGAGCAUUACUUCAACAUCAAUUAUGCAUUGAUUCACUAAAAAACAUGUGCCUUUAAUGCAAACCAUUACCAAAAAAAGCUUACCGGGUUGCUCUGCAGGACUCUGUUGUCCAUAAAGAGUCUUCCCCAGACUUCCUUGCAGUUAUCCUACUUUUUUUGCAGUAGUCCUGUUAUUGCUAGCUUAAUAUUAUCAAAACUUCUUCACUAUAGUGUUAACAAUGAAAAGGCCUGAUUAUUCUGAUCACUUAACAGCUCAAUGUCAAUACAUCACCUCCCGUUAUUAAUGUUAACACCCAGUACCUUUAGGAAUAGCCCAUCAGGCUGAGCCUUGGGUUUCACAUAGAGAAAAACAAUAUGUGAGACAACAUUAUGCAUCUAACUAAGCACUUACUGAAUCACUAAAGAGUCAAGUCUGAACAGUAUAAUCUAUCAAGUAUAAAAAUCUACAGUAUAAUUGUUUAUGACACCCGAAAACACUCAGCUCACACAUUUUUCUUUGUAAUGAUCAAGCUCUGCACAAGAAGGGAAUCCAGAUGCCAGUUAACUUGCGCUGAUAUAUUCCCUCCAUUUGUCAGCUCCAAAUGCAAUCUGUUUGUAAUCAUUGCAGUCAAAUCUGUUAGCUCCAUGUUGACAUUUGUUGACAUUUUGAAUUCAUAAAGACCGAUGAUGGAGAGACAGCAUGACAUAUGAAAUGCUGUUCCCAACGAGGAGGUUAAAGCCACCCUGUAGGAUCAAAAACAUAAAUAAAGACCAAGUGCCAGUUCCUGCCAGACCCUAUCCCUUCAAGCAUACACCUAAUUGAGAUUCAGAGUAGUCCUGGCUCACCAGCAUUGAAGACUUUGUAAAGCUUUCCAAUGACUGAAUAUUUCAUGAAGGUGAGUCCUCAUCACUUUUUCUUCAAGAAAACAGGAAGAAGAAAUCCCUUUAAAGCUGAUGUGUUAAAAGGUGCACUAAAGACCGAAAACAAAAACAAAAAAAUGAUAACAAAGAGACUGAGAAGUUGUUUGCAUGUGUUUGAUAUGGCCAGUAUCAAUGGAUCAUUAGUGUUAGAUAUCAAAAACAUGCAAAAAAGCGAGCAUAAUGUAACAUCCGUAAAGGACUUAAGUGUCACAAAGUAAACCAUAGGUCACUUUUAUGUUCUCCUUAGAGAAGACAGGAAAGGACAUAAGCAACUGUUGAAAAGACCCAGUCUGCUAAAAAUAUCGAGGCCCAUUUGAAGCACAGCUUUGAAGGUAACAUCCAGGAAUAUUUAUGUUGACAUUUCUGUUCUUAAUCAGCUCUGCCUAUUUUCAAAGCCGCGCUGCUGACACGCCUUUAAAGAUAAAUGAGGCAAUACUGCUGCUAUCAUCACUACCACCUGCUGUAAGAUACUUUGUAGAGAUCAGCAACUGAGAUCAUCUGAACUCGCUCACCUGUCGUUUCCUGGGUUGUCCCACUUUUCCCUAUCAGAGAUGGUCAGAGCUGAGUAGCUCCUCUGGAUGCUCUCAUAUCUGUUUUCGCUAAAUGUCAUUAAAUACUUUCAAGACUAGCCUAAGAUGGAAACACUUUUUUUGCCACAGUGUUAACAGGCGAGGAGUGUUAUGUGCUAAACUCAUUUCCAUUGAUUAGUUUGACUCAGGGUAGCAGCUCUUGUAACAGUUAAUGGUCAUAUUUAUGGGGUUUCAGGAUCAGUCAUUCACUGGAGUUAAAUGGCAAUAAUAAAGCCCUUCAUAGGGACUACUCUGCUAUAGCUGUAACAGCUAUAUUAGUAAAAAUUAGAUGGUUUAUACUUUGGUUUAAACAAACUUCUUGCACCAUUUUCUGAACAGUUUUAAAAACUAUGAAAGUAUUGGUUUGGAGUUUUCUUAACCCUACAACUUGCAAACUUAUUGCCCCAUUUUUUCACCUCAUUUUAUUUUUUGGGGUUGUCCUUUACAUUUCAUCUGUUCAAAUAGAUCAAAAAUCAACCUUUUUGGUAAUCUGGACUUUGAGCUGAUGAGAUUUUCCUCUUUUUGAGACACAGAACAAAAUAAUAUUGGACAUGCAUUAAUCUCUUGUUUUCAACUCUUAAAGGCGUUUUUUUUUUCACAUUUCAGUCCUUAUUUGCAUAUUAAAUCAUAGCAAGUCAUGUGAUUUGUUUUCAGACUACAAUUAGUUGUGUUUUGUUGAUAAAUAAAAAGAUAUAUAUGUGUAUGAAUUUAAGCUGACCUCAUGUGUUUUAAAGUUUGCAAAUGACAGAAGGAGAAAUUGAUUGUCUUGUACAACAUAAAGUUUCAGUCCUUAAAAAAUGUCAUGGGGUCAUCUGAGUCAAAGGAGUGUAUUCAUAUGAGAGCAUGAAUCUGUUCAGCAAAUGUCAGAGCGGUCUGCUUCUCCGUCAGAUAAUGAGCCGUCUUGUUUGCCCGGCUGAGUUUCGACCUGGAGUCAAGUCAGGGCUCCAGCACACUGGUGACGUCAUUAUCUGGUCCUGUUAGUUUGGAGGGUACGUGUAUGUCAUCACAAUGAACAGAGGUCCCUGAGGUUACAUGGACUGAGUGUCAAACCUUUCUGAUCAGCCUGCAGAAAGGCAAAAAGGACCUCUACACUGGGACAAGGGUGCUGUACCACCUGACAUCAGAUUGAGGUCAUGCCUCGAAACAUACCCGGGGAUUACGCCACUAUCUGCGUAUCUCAUGCUGAGACUCUUCAGUGGUUCAUUAUGGAUAUCAAACACUAUAACAUUCAUGUUGAUAUGAAAAACAAGUGUCCUCAAAAUAAUGUCAAAGUAACAUUUGGGUGUUGAUGAAACUGGUCCCCAUUUGCAAAUUUCCCUACCGUGGGAUGAGUAAAGAUUUAUCUUACUGAGAUUUGUGAAUUCAUUAAACCCUGUUAAUUUCAGUUCUGCUUUUGGGCUCCCAACAAAAAGAAGGAAACAAUUCCAGUAUGAAUAAACAUUUACUUCAGUUUGGCUUGAAUUUAAAAGAAUGGACUGUAUUAUAGUAUAGUUACUGUAUUAAAAUCGCGUUGCAUUCUUAUUGAGGUCAAAAAUAAUCAUGCCCUCAAAUAUUUACACAAUAUCCACGCAAUUUGUCAGUGUCCCUACCUGUCAGUCAAGUCAGCUUUGCCUCUGAUUCGCCGACCUUGUAUCCUGAAAUUGUUAAAUUUUAUUAUUAAUCUAAAUAGUUUUGCUUCGUUUUCUUUUUCCUUCUUUAUCUUCCCUUAGUUAUAAAAGAAUAAUGUUGACAUCAGUAAAUGAAGGAAUAGGAUAAAUCCUUGUCACAGCUGGCUUUUCAGUUUUGAGAGCUAAACUGUCACACCAGCCAAGGCAGGCUUGUUGUUGUUUGUGAAAUAUUCAUUAUCUAUUUUACCCUCCUAAAAUACUAAAAUCUAAAUUAAAAACCAAUGAGAACGGGAUUGGAGAAGCAGAACCAGAACUAGAAAUUGAUAAACCUGAAACAAAACCUCACUCUAAACAAAAGUGACAGGUGUUAUAAGCUUGAUCAGGAAGUGUAGGAGACAAGAUGCCCUUUGUUAUGUGUCAAAAAAGCCCUGCUACACCCUGCAGGAUUCUUCAGCAGAGGAAGACCCUGUCUCUCUGGAUCUGUUGUUCCUCCCUGACAUCAUCCUUAUUCCUCCCCAACCCCCAGGAGACUGCAGAAAUCGUGACUUAGCCGAAACCCCUUUACACACACACAAACACACACAGACACUCACUCACACACAUGCAGGGGGAUUUGUAGCAUCGUGACUGUGGCAGCCGAGCAUCCCGCCCCCUCUGCGUGGACACACAAACACACACUCAUUAGCUCAUUGAAGUGUGAGUGUGUGUAUGAAUGGGUUUUGUCUGAUUUCUGCAGAGGUGUCGGGGAUCAAACUGAGUCCAGCACCUCUCCUCCUUUUAUCCAGUCCACACUCCAGCCGGCUGAUGUCGGACACCUUCUGUCUGACGCAGUGUUGGUUCAGUGGAAGCACAGCUGUGAUCAGCUAUUAAAAAUAAUAAUGAGUUUAAUGAAUGAGUUUGUAACAGCUCAUUAUGCUGUUAAACGCUGCCUCCUGAUGGUCAAACAGAAUUAAAUUACCUAUUUGAACCUCCUUGUUGCUUUUACUGUACCUAAAUACCUGACAUUUGGGAAUGUCUCUGCAAAACUAUAGCGCUUCACUUGAUGGAUGUUUGGGGAAAAGGUCAAGCUGUGCUCUGUCGUCUGUACUCUAAUGACGUCUUAUAUUCCUCUUCUCUCGGCUGGUUUUUCAUGUCCCCCUCUGAAAUAAUCUCACAGUUACACAUACAUAGUAAAGUAAGAAUAAAAGAGAAAGGAUUGGUUAUUUCUUUGCACUGAACCGACCAUAUUCCCAUCUUCUUGUGGCGUCAUGUAUUGCUGUCAGUCACUAUUUGGGAAGGACCUGGCUGCAGAGCCCAGUUGAAAGUUGGGCUUUACUUGUAAUUGACUGUAAAAUUAAAAUGUUUGCACUUGCAUAUCCAUGAUUUGAUAGAUGACUGCAUUGGAAGUGCUUAUGUUUCUACUUUUCCGUCAAGUCAUGAUAAGGGUCCUCAUCUAUGUAUGUUAAUAUACAGAAUCUUGUUCAUUUCUUGCAGCCAAAUUUGUUUCUAAUUUGCCUGCCUCUGGGACUCUUGAGGGAUAAGUUACUUUUACAUUUAUGAUGUAGAGUCUGGGAUCUGUGGGCCCUGUGCACUAUCAUGAGUAAUGAUAGUGUUCAAUGUUUUAACACUCUUCCAAGCAACCCUGAUCUCAACAUUGAGCUAUCUUUCCCAUGGUUCUCGGUGUUAAAUGGGCUCUGCUCUUAAAGCUGCCCUGCUGUGAUGAAAAAAAGGUCUCUCCGAAAUUGAAAUGUUUUAAAUGUCAAGAAUAGUAUUUCACUUCAUUACAUAAACUCUCAGCUAUACAUAAUAGUUAUUUGAAAAGGUCUGACAUUUGAAUUGUGUAGUUUUCAAUUAGUUGGUCAAAAGACCUUUAUCUGAAAACUACUAUCAAUUAUUCUAGGUGGGAAGUCUGGGUUAUCACAUACUGGAGCAAAUCUGAGUUAGUUCAAGACCCGCCCUCUAACUUUCUGAUGACUAUUGUUGCUGUUGUCUGAAUAUUUUACUGUCUCUUCCCGCAGGAGAACACAGAGUGUGGGCCACGAGCCCCUGAGGAGACAGGGCUCCUCCACCACCAGCCGCCCCCCUCAGCCGCUCUCUGCACAGGCCAUCAAACACAUCUGGGUCCGCACAGCUCUGUUUGAAAAAGUCCUGGACAAGAUAGUGCAGUACAUCGUGGAUAACUCCAGGUGAAGUGUUUUCUUCUCCACAGCAGUGACUCACGGCUCCUCUGGAGGCUGUGCAGCAGCUGAGUAGCAAACAGCCUGUUGAAUCACCUGUUACUACUCUGCUCGCUGUCUGCCUGCUUUGUUCUGGAUAAUAACUCGCCGUCCACACUCGCUGCGUCACACACACUGAAAUGAUGCACUCGUAGUACUUCAGUGAUCAAAGGCUCACACAUGAAGUGGGUCAGCAGAGUUCACAGACAUGACGGCGUGAUUCAGACUCUCUAAACAGAGAAAGAGCCAGCUGGAGUGCUGUUUUUGUGCUUUUGUGAGGUUGUAUUGUUGUUGUCCUUUUUGGUAACUGGGUAAAUGUAGAAAACUUGGCUUUGUAUCCAAAUAAAAACACCUACGAUGUACUUCAAAUUCAGAGGCAGACAUUUCAAAAUGAAGUGCUCAAGAGUCACGCAGGAAGUUUGUCACACACUCAGCUUUAACUCUGAAUGUAACCUUAUCUGACCUGAACAAUGAAGCAAGUUUAGGACUCGCAUAUGUCAUUUCUGCGGUAAAAUGUCUGCUAGUAGCUAGUCCAAAGUUUAAGUAUUUUUUAUUUGUUUGUUUUGUUUUGUACUUCCAAAUAUUUCCAACAGGACUGUUCCUGACUGGACUUGUAUUUUUCAGUUAAAUCAAAGUAGCCUUUCUUCACAAAGCUCACUCUUCUUUUCUCUUUAACUUAAGAGUGACACAACCAAACCAUUUCUAAAACUUAACUUAGACCAGAAACAAAAAAUCAGACCAGUGGUAGCCUUUUUUUUUCUUGCACCAAACUGCUUUAUCGGUGUUUUCUUAACUACAAAAGUCACUCUUGGCUUGUUCAGAGAUUGAAAAGCAUUCUGGGAAAUCUAUAGCUCAGCAAGACCCCUCAUUAAAAACAGCUGACAUUUAAUAUUCCUGUGAUUCACUGUUUCUGUCUGUGUGUUUAUCUCUGCAGUAAAUACUAUGAGAGGGAAGCUCUAAUGCAUGACUCAGUGUUCGGGCCCAUCCUGGCGGCCCUGCUGGGUGAGUAUUUCACACUGCCAACAGCACCACAGCUCAUGUUCUGGUGUUUAUGAGAUAUCAACCAUCAGGUAAAUAAAUGUAGCAGCUGCUCAGGGGAUUCCUGUCAGAAAAUGACCCCAGAUUGAAGCACUAGCUGAGCUGUUUGUAGGAAAAAAACAGUUUACAGUCCACUUCUCCAGCAGUCAGACAGUCAGACAGGAGACACACCUUUUAAUGAGCUGAGAAACAGAAACACACAUUUUAUUCAACCUCCCCCGGAAAAACAAACCAACAAGGAACAGACUGGAACAAAAAUCUGAAAUGUUUCCUCCUAAAAAGCUCGUCUGUUGUGAGCCAAAGUCUGGUUUGGGUGGAACCUUGUUCAUUAUAUCCACUGACACACUUUUUUUUCAUAUAAUUUCUCUCCAGGCAAACUUUCAAAAGCUUUGGGGGUUAUUUGAAUACUGUGUCCAUUAACUUGUCUGAAUUUCUGUGCUGUGUUUUCAGUGGGGCCCUGUGCUCUGGAGUACACCAAACUGAAGACAUCAGAUCAUUUCUGGACUGACCCGUCAGCCAAUGAGCUCGUUCAACGCCACAGAAUCCACGGAGCUCACCGGGGCCAAGAUGCUGUAGCCGGGCGUCGGCCUGCUCUAGGGGUGAGUGAGGAGAAGGGUAUAAAUCAGCCGCUUCAUGUUUACUUUGGAGGUCUAGUCUGGAAGCUUUUUGAUAUGAGAUAAGAAGGCUGUUCAUUUUUUUUCUUAUUUGCACAGAUUCGUAAGAGGCAGUCGAGUGGCAGCAUGUCAGAGGAUCGGUUUGCAGCAUCAGCGAGGGAGUAUGUCGAGUCUCUUCACCAAAACUCCAGAACUCACCUUCUCUACGGCAAAAAUAAUGUCCUUGUGCAGCCGGUACGACUCCUCACCCCAAAAACCUGAGCUGUAUGUGUUUGAAAAUCUACGAGGACAAAACAGGAAGAUAUUCUUCUCAUUUUAUGGCGUCUACAGUAUUGAAGUUAUUCACUAUGUGUUGUCGACUUCGUAUCUCUACUUACAGAAAGCAGGCUUCACACCAGCCGUGUACCCAUCUAUCAGUGUCUCACAAUGGGGAGGCAUUUAUAGUUUGGCAGUGUAAAGGAAACUCAGUCUUGCAUUGAAGAAGAGAGGCAAAGUAAAGAGGAGCUAUUCCAGGCAGGCUCUCCCAGUCUCAUCAUUCUAACCCAGUUUGAACUAAAUCAGUUUACAGCUGCAUGUACUCAUCAGAGACUAGUUACAUCAGCAAACAGGCUUUUUAAUAGAUAUUUAUUAAAAAUUUUCAUCAUUUCAUCAUUUUUUAUAUUCUUGCUACCACCAUCGCCCAUCACGAUUACGUGCAGCUUCUUAAUUAGCAUGCCAGCAAGAAGAGGAACGCUAUCCACAAGACUGUUUCAUUGAUUUCCUGCAGUCUACAGGUCACUCAGUUAGAGGCAAAGUUACUAAUUGAAGUAUUCUUGAUUCUCUUUGAAGUUAAUCCAAAUCAAUACUGCACUUUAUUUGCACUACAACAAAAUAAGACAGAAUCUUACAGAAAAAGCGCCAUUUUUUACCCUCAGCUUUCCACUUUGACUUUAUCGGUAGAUUCUUGAAUUUUAGACACAUUUCCAUGUGUUGCUGCUGAAGCCCUGAAGUAGAAAUCUAACUCUAAAACCUUCAAAUUCACAAAGGAGCGCCCUGCACCCACUCAGCUGGUACAUACAUGAAUUGCAAAUGACUGUUAUAUCAUAGAUUAUUGUGCUGCACACACGGACUGACAGCGCUUUGUUUGUGUGAUCUUUUAAAAUAAAAGCUGUCUUCCUCCUGCCUGUUAUGAUCGAGCUCUGCUCAGAAGCUGCAGCAUGCUUGACCCUGAGCCUAUAACGAGCAUAAAUCUGCCUCCCACUGAGCUCAGCCUCUGACAGAAACAUGUGAACACACAUGACUGAGCACACACAUACACGCAUGGGCUCAGCCCUGACUGAAUGCUCUGCAUGCUAAAUGUCUCUUCAUAUAAUUGUACUCUUGGCACAAUACUUAAUACCACUACAGUUUCCACUUUCAGUUUCCAGUUUCCACAGAACAAAUGCACCAAAAGCAGCCCUAUGGGCCAAACAUCUAUUCACACAGUGACUUAUUAAAAGUAAAAGAAAACACCUUAAAAACUUGAACAUGGGAUUUAUUAACCAAAGACAAAAAAAAUAAUUCCCAAAGAUAAACUAAAGAACAACGCAGGAGAAUGAGAGGCAGCAGGGCAGCAGUUCCCGUCCAAAUGUCUCUCUCUACUGCAGGCAUCCUUUGGCCUCUAAACGCUCAGGAAUAGGUUAAGCUGAUUGUCAUUUAGUGAUUUCACCUGAGCAGAGCAAGGGAAGACAAAAAAGAGGGAAAGACCAACAAGAAACAUACAGCCGUAACAGUGUCAAGAUUAUUUUUCAAACCUUUGUCCUAUUUCUAACACAUUUAAAGGGUACAACAUGCUGAGACCAAAUGACUAUCAGAAUUCUCAUGUAGCUCUUAAAUUCAAUCAAAUGAUCACAAACAACAGAAAUUUAACAUGGUCUAACAUUUAAAACCAGGUUUUUGGGGAAGCCUUUCUGCACUUUUCUGUUUUCUUUGCUAAAACUGGCUGAAAUAAGUCCUCAUCACUCCUCUUUCUUUUCUCCCUGGUGUCACAGAAGAAGGACAUGGAGGUGUUGCGGGGCUAUUUAUCACUUCACCAGGCUGGGGAAAACCUCACCCUGAAGUGGACACCCAAUCAGCUCAUCAAUGGCACACUGGGAGACUGUGACCUGGAAAAGAGGUAACAUUGACAAUCUGCUAUAUAUUAUUAUAUUUAAAGAUAUAAUGUAAUAACAAUCUGUAGGUUCACCCUGUUUUAAUGAUUCUCCAUUAGAUUGUUUGGCUGGCCAUGUAAGGUUUCAGUAUGUUUGCCAGGUGUUCUGGUUUUUAUGACUGACAGGCUCCUAUCUUCAUUUUCAGUGUCUAGCAACAUUACAGAAAAGAUCCCUGUAGAGAAAUUUUCAAGAUCAAGACAAUUAUAUGCAUUGGUCUCCUUAAACCCAUCAGACUCCACUGACAAAAACAGUAAUUUACCCUACAGACUGAGGUGGGAGUUGUUGGUUUACCGCUGCAACAACUGCAUAAUAGUUGAAUGACAUGUCCAGACUGUUAUUAAAGUCAUUUAGUGAAUAAAAUAAGUUGAUUGGUAUUAAAAAUGUGCCCCAGACAAACUCUUCUAAAGAGACUGUAGAGUGUAUUGUGUAAUACUGGGGCGUAAUCUAUCACAUUGUAUUGUACCGUAUCAUAUAUUUUAAUAUUGUUCUGUUUCAUGUCAUAAUUUCCCCCUACAUCCUCCCUUCUCUUUCAGUAUCUACUGGGACUACGCCCUGACUGUCCCUCUACGCCAAAUAGUCUGCAUCCACUGUCACCAACGCCGUAAGUCCACUGCUUCUUCCCCACUACACAAAGUCCCAGUUGUGGCAUACAAAGUCAUUUCAUACUGUACUUACUACCUUUAUAAUGUCAUCCAAGUUAACAAGUCUUCAUGUUUUCUCACCCUGUCCCAGCUGAUUGUGGUGGGACGCUGGUUCUGGUCAGUCAGGAUGGGAUCCAGCGGCCACCCCUCCACUUCCCCCCUGGUGGUCACCUCCUGGCUUUCCUCUCUUGUUUGGAAACAGGCCUUUUACCACGGGGUCAGCUGGAGCCCCCGCUCUGGUCCCAGAAAGGCAAGGUAUGUAAGUGCUGAGAUUCAGCAGUAGUACUUUUGCUUUGUGAAUCAGAUAACAACACAUCCGAUCUUUUUGCCAUGUAUCAUUCAUGCUGAAGUCAUGUUUUGAGUCACCUGAACAUAGAAGGAAAACUCUUUUCUACUCUGUGUUUUGUUUGUAGGGAAAAGUGUUCCCUAAACUGAGGAAGAGGAACAGCAGCGCCCGACUUAUUGACCAAGAUAGGAACAGCGAGGAGGAGACAGCAGCAGACUAUGUGUUUCGUAUCGUCUACCCUGGAUACAGAUAUGAUGCCAGUAAGUCAGGCGUAUAAAUUGUACAAAAAGACAUUUUCACAAAUCUUGUCUUCCCUCUAUGGUUAACACAAGUUCAUGUUGAGCGUUUUUGCUUGAGUAUGUUCUUCCCUGAUAUAUUUUGAAAGUGUGGGUGUACCCGUUUUCCCCCUAAUCCCCGGGAUGUGCAGGGUGGCUCUGUUCUAACUGUGUUCUCUGUCGUCCUCCUGGUGCGAGCAGUCACCAUAAACUACCACCACACCACGGGCAGUCGCGCUCCGUCGCUGGACGAUGACGAGGAAGAGGAAGAUAGGCUCCAUGCAAUGAUCUCAAUGAUCUGCUCGCGGAACCUCACAGACCCUAAUGUCAUGAAAGGUUUUUAUCACCUUAACACACCCACCCAACCCCCUCCCACUCCUGUCCUGAGAAAUCACCCCGGCUUCAGACAUCCCCUUGCAUCCUUAUCUGUAACCUCCUUCCCUUUGGCCCCCUGACUGCUUUCCUUUUCCCUCCCUCUGCCCAGCUUGGUCUGCCUGUGUGUUUGCUGCCUGAGGUGGAGCCCAACAUUGCGGAGUUGGGGGGAGUUUGCUCUGUGUUCAUAGACACAGGGGAGAUCAUUUUGCCCAGGGCAGACAUUAGCAAGUGUUGCGGUGCUCAUUGUGGUCAAAAGGGGCUGAGAUGCUUGCUGCCAUCUAUUCUGAAAUAAAACUUCAAGCAUUCAUGAGCUACAUUAAUUUCUUAAGAUGCUCCAAACAUGGCAUAGCUGCUUACUUUAUGUUGUGUGUGAACAAAACAACAACCAUAUUUCUACUCAGCCAGUUUUUUAACACCGUCGAAGUUCAUACCGUGUUUUGUGAUGUGGUUACUUCAGACCUGUUUUCUUCACUUUAGUCGACGUCUCUGUCAGUCAGCUCCUUAAGUCUUUUCACCUUCUCUCCUCUUUUCACCUGCUGUUUCUGAGCUGCUUUUUCUUUUUCCUCCUCUUCUUUUCUCCGCUGGUUAUUGAUCAGCCAUGACACUUAAGUUUUAAAAUUGUUUGAAAUGUCAUCCAUGUUGUUUCCUGAGUUUGGAUGCUAGCAGAAGCCUUCAUUUCUGCCACAGUGUCAACAGACAGAGCUAAAAUCCUUUUUUGCAGUUUGAUUUAAUGUCCUCUGAGAAUACUUUGACAAUUUUGUGACAGAGGUUAGACCAAUCAGAAUUAAGUAUCCAACUCAGUGAAAAACUAUUUUUUCAAUCAAUGAUAUUCAAACAAAUCAACAACAACCACAUGUACUGGCACGAUAGUAAUGUCAGACAAAAACACUCCUCCCCCAAAAAAGUUUUUUUUCAUUUUCCAAUACAUUAUUUCACCUGUGAAGCUCCUGUGGGGACUUUGAAUCUGGCAGUGAAACAAACUAAAAUUAACAUCGAUGCCUCUAUAUGACUGACAAAAACACACCAAGCCAUCCAAGAUUCAACCUAUCAACCAAUGCUGGAGCUCCAAACACAAUGAAGUUGUUAUUGAUGUGUUUAUUUGAGCUUCAAAAGCAAAUCAGACCACCUGCAUGAAGAUUUAUUAUUCUGUGUACAAUCCCAAUUUCAGAAUAAUGGAGAGUUAAUGUUCAUAAAAACAGAAUUUGAUGGUUUGAAAAUCAUUUAAACUCUACACUUAAUCAACAAUACUGCACAGAAAGCAAAUCAGUUGUUGGAACUGAACCAUUUUAUUGUUUUCUGAAAAAUGUACACAUUUAAAUUUCAUGUCAGCAGCACUUUUGGGACAGGAGCAUGUUAACCAAUGUGUCACAGCACACUUUUUAAAUGUUUCGCACCCAGACUCCUCUACAAUGAAGCCGUGCUGCUGUAGUGCAUGCAAACCAAAGUUCAUGCAAGGUCUUUCUUGGAGAAGGCCUUGUGUAGAUGUCAACAUGUAACACUCCAACACUUGUAUAUAUUUCCUCCAGAUGUCUAAGCUGCCUGUGCCGUAUUCUUGUGCCCAGAGGAGUCACAGGCGUUUCUAGAUCAUGUUCCUUCUCUUUAUAAUGUCCUAUCCAGUUUUAACCUGCAUUUUUUAAUGCAGCCACAUUCUCUGUUAACAGAGUUGGGAGGGAUUUUAGCCAUUGUAGUGAUUUUAACUAUCGAGUCAUUUCUGUUAAUAAUGCGGUAGGACCUGAGGGCCUGAGCAUCAUGACCUGCUGUCUCUUAAUUUUAGGCUGAGGAACAUUGAGCCAAAUUGUUGAACUAUUUGCUCACACAGUCUCACUGAGUAGUGAACCCAUAGACUGUAUAUAGAAUAGACGUCGUCUGCUGGGUGAAGCCACUGCAAGAACAGCACCCUCUGGUGACGGGCUGUAGGCUGCAGUAUAGGUCAUAAAUCCCGCCUCCUCCAACAAUCCCUAUGGAGCCGUGGACAAACUUUAGAAAUUUGUUACACAGAACAUAAUUUUUUCUCCCCCCUGCUUGCGAUGUUGACAUGUAGUUACAGUAAGACUAGUUUGUGCUUAGGUCCUCUUUUUUUCUGUGCAGCUCAUUUUUUAAAAGUUAUUAGAGGGUUCAUGUUUUCUAUGAUUGACACUUGAUACAGCCUAUGGGUGUACAAAGAUUGCGUAGCUCACCCAGGGGAUACGCUGUUUGAGCUGAGUGUCAUUACAGCGACUCUCGGCGACUCUCCCGCAGAAUGCGCACAAUGCCUCUGCACAAGUAGUGGAUUGCGUACAAGGCUACUGCGCAAUGUUGGCUUCAGGAAGUGGCGAGAAAAAAACUGAAAUACUGAGAGCUUUUCGGCUUUAAAUCCAUAUACUGGUGAAAGGCGGAGCCAAGUUGUCCAUAGUUUAUACAGACUAUGGGUGAAACUCUUCCUAUUUUAACUUUCCAGAGACUCAGCCUCUCUAGAUUUUUUUUUUUUUUUUACACUAUCUUGUUACUAACCUGUCACAGGUUAACCGCAUCAACUGGGAGAUGCUUCUCCUGGUGUGUUUUUAUUUUAGCAUUUCAAAACUUUUUCAACAGUUUGGGUUCACUUAACCAACUUUUUUGUGCCAAAUUGAUAAAGACCAAAAGUUUACAGCUUUAUGCUCAUAACACAGUAAAGAGAAAAAAAACACAUCACCUGUUUUCAGUAAGUUUGAAGAUCUUUUGCGUAGCUCCUUUUAAACUGAUCACAUCAAACAUUAGUUAAGAUUGGGAGUCCCUUCACUUUGCGCUGUAAUCUUGAAAAUUAUGUCCCCUCUUUUGUUUCAUGAUAAAAUGAAUUUGUCAUAGACACUGUGAGUCAUCCAUUGAAGCCCCAGCAGCUGUUGACACACUCCACUUACACUCUUUCUGCUUAAUCCCAUCUCACACUCUGUCUCUUUUCCCUCUUCCAGCCCCUCACAACACUUUAAUCCACAUGCUUAGUGGGAAUCCUGACUCGAGCCUGUGAGACACAAACACAUGCUGCAUAAACAUCAGACUUGUUUAAUUCAGACUGACUGCUCCCUCUGUCACCGGGUUUCAUCACCGAACCUCCUCAGGCUUCUUCACGGCCCUUGGGGCUGCUGUGCAUUCUGGGAUUUACAGUGCUGACUGCCUCAUGGAGUUAAGCUGGAGUUUAGCAUGACUCUGCAGUGUUGGGUUUCCGCUGUUGUGGCAAAGAAUCGCUUUGAUAAUUCUCUCUGUUUCUGCACUCCUUUAAUUUGACUUAACUCUGUUUCCUCCUUUUUGUACGUUCAUUUCACACUUGCAACAUGCUUGACAGUUUUUGCAUGGGAAAUAUGCACCUGUUUCUUUGUUUUUCAAGAGAACAACUCUGUGUUUCUUCGUAUUUGUGAUGGAAAAUACUCUCUCCCACUCUCCUCUUCUGUUCUUUUUGGUUUUCUCUCUCUCUCUCUCUUACCUUAAGUUGUUUCUCCUCAUGUUUGUGCAGUCGUUUGCUGCGAUGCUGUUCACUGUAAUUCUUCACUAACCCCCCUGUCACCUCCUUCCCCUCCCUAAUCUCCUCGCCCCCCUCCUCACCCCUCUCAUUACGGUCCUGUGGGGUUCCGCAGUAGUAGAGACGUGGAGUCCUUGUGUGAGCAGGCAAAAACACUUGUUGAUCACAUCUAGUCCUUAAGUAAAAAGGGGGAGGCAACAUGUCGGUCUCGCUCCAGGAGCAUUUUUCUGUUUUGUUCUAAGUAUUUUUGGUUUUGGGGGUAUUGAACGAGCAAAGCGCAGCUUCAUAUUUAUGACAGGUCAUCAGCUCCAACCUGAAGAAUUAAGGUGAAGAGCAUUUGUUUGAUGUUGAAGUUUUAUGAUUUUCCUCCUCUUUGUGUGUUCUUUGCUGGUGUCCAUUUCUUUUUGCUGUGUUUGAGAUAUUUUCUUCUGGUGUCUUGUUCUGGCUUUUUGCAUCCUGCAUGGCCUGAGCGUCAGCCUCGUCCCCGCCUCCUUUUCUUCUUUCAGUCUCUCCUCUUCUCUCCUCCUCCUCCUCCUCCUCCUCUUCCUCUUCUCCUGUUUGUCUAGAGCGUCCCUGAGCUCUGCUGUCUCCUCUGCUCCCCCCUCUGAAUGAGCUGAAACCAGCAUGGCUUCCCAGCAUCCUCUCUGCCUGUCUCCCCUCCUCCCCUCUCCACUUUUGGUUUCCUCUCUUCUUGGCUUGUUUUACCAGCUCUCACAUGUAACAUGAGUGUAAAACUUUCCAUCCAUCUCCUCAUCUCUUGAUGUUAUGAAGAAGAAUACAUGGAAAGAUGUAUUUAUGGUUGAGCUGAGGGGCCGAUGUCAUAAUAUGUAAGAGCAGAGAACACAGACAGUGUGAGCGCCCAGUUUGUCUCCGAUCACAGAGACUCUCUCUGUCUUCUCACCUCUUCACUUCUCUCUGGUUUUCAGACCACGGGGAGAUGAUGGAGAUGCAAGGUUUCGGAGGCAGCCCGUCGUUGUGGCAACAGACCGAAGUGACCGCUCACGAUCCGUCGUGUCAGUCUUGCACCACAGCUGGGACCAACCUCUCAUUCGACCUCCAGUCAGGCUGUACCUGCAUACAUGACCCGUCCGACAUUCACACGUACGUCUUCAUAACAAACUUCUUAACCUGUGAAAAAGUGCAGCGAGGUGUAUUUCGUGAUGAAAAGCAAUCACCAGUUGCUUUAAACUUGGAAAAUAGUCAAGGUUGCACUGAAUCUUUUCCAUAUUUAAAGGCUCCAACUACAGAGCCAUACUGUUGUAAAAUAUGAAAAAAUAUGUUGCCGUCUUUUUGUUGUAUUGCUCGAGGUUUUCUUCUGAAGAGUCAUUGUCUAGACUGCAGUAGAUGUUGCACCAAAAUUUGGAUUUGGCAAUAGUGGAGCCUUCCCAGAUGUUUUACGCUAUCCCCAUCAUUGCAACCCCAAAGCACUAGGGGGUGCUGGCUUUAAAAAGUGUUCACUUGAUAGAAAGCUGGGUGUUCCCUGUCCUCACAGAUAUAUGUAGAAGACUUAAUACGCCAGCAUGCUCUAGCAGCCCGCCAAGCGACGUGCCUACGUGGCAGCCAUGUUGGCGGGGGCAACAUUUCCAUAAAAGGCAUUAGAUUUACAUGAAAAAUUCAUCAUAACUUCCUCAUUUCAUUUUAUUUUCAACGCCAAAAUAUGUGCUUUUCAUGCAGAGCAUUUGAUUAAACAUUUGUUUUAUUUACCCUUUUAAAAUCAAAUGUUAUGUAUUAAGAGCACAUUUUGGUGUUGGCAAUAAAGUAAACUGCUGGAAAAUUAGUUGAGAAAUGAGCAAGUUGUGAUUUUUUUUCAUUGUACAUGCAUUGCCUUUAAUGGGAAUCAUGCCUUCACCAAAAUGGCUGCCACAUAGACGCGCAGCUCAAAGAGGCAUGUCGUAUCUACUAUACAUAUCUAUGCCUUUCCUCCCUAGAGCAGGGGAUGGAGCAUCUACACUCUCCAAAAAAUGCCAAAUCUUUCACAGACUCACCAGUGAUUCUGGAUCAUGUUUGUACACAGUUUCCUCUUAACAUGGUAGAGAUCAACUCUACAUUUAUCCAUGUCCAUUAUUUCCAUGAUUUCACUGAUGUUAUUCAGAGAUAUCUUCAAAUUUAUGAUUCUGAAUUGAAAAAUCAAAUGUGCUUGCUUACACAGUCUCUCACAGAGUGGUAAACUACUUCCUACUUUCACUUCUGAGAGACUCAGCCUCUGUAGCAUCCUCUUUUUAUAUCUAUUCACGUCAUAAACCUGUUGCACACCAACAUUUUUCAUUUAGAAAAGUUCCCCACAUGUUUUAAAACCAUUUAUAAGCAUUGUAAAAAUAGAAAAUAAAAAUCUGAGAAUAUAUUUUCAAUGCAACAAAAAGUCAGACAUUUGACAUGUUGUUUGUGCACCAUCUACAUUUGACAUGUUGUUUGUGCACCAUCUGUACAUGAAGUGUUUUGCAAACACUGAACUCCUUGACGUUUUACCCAGCAUCCUGUCCUUUUUGGUCUUGGGGUUGUAGAUUUUCCUAAAUCUUUUCACUCAGAGUUAAACCGAUCUGUGGGAGUUGAGCUUAGGGUCAGACAGUUUCUGAACAAAGAGGAUCCCCUGUGGGUAAUAGACUUAGACAACCCCGCGUCAAAAAUUCUAGACUAUCCUUUAUCAUUAGAUAUCUCAUGCAUGAGUAAUGUACAAAAACUGCCUCAUAUAUUUUUUCUGCUGAAUAAAAGUUAAUAUGCAUCUACAUAUUAUUUAUUAAAAAGUCUGAGACAACACCAGGUCCAUCUAUUCAAUAAAGAAAUCGCUUUUUGCUUUGACUUUUACCUAUGUUGUUGAUUCCUCCAUUAAAAACUAAUAUUUCAAAGGUUUUGAUGUUUUUCGGUGGCUCAGUCAUAAUAACUGCUUUCUUUGUCUCCUGCAGUGUUCCUCUUAAGAUGCUCUGCCAGAACAUGAAGAGGCAGAUAGUGUCCCGAGCCUUUUAUGGAUGUAAGUGCAUCAUGUUCCUCUGCACAGUGACCAGACAGUCAUGUUAUACGUUAUAAGAUUAGAACUCAUGUUAUAAUAAUAUUACAUCUGCAGAAACAGAAGCUGAAUGUGAUGUGCUUUUGAACCGUCAUCAGCAUAAGCCAAAAGUUCCUCAAAGGAGCUCGAGUGAAACAAGAAUAAAGAAAACACAGAAAAAUUGUACUUGUCAUUCUUAAUAUAUUCUUUUGUGUUUAUUUGUUUCUGUGACAUUUAUGAAACCUGUCCCCAUAGUAAGCCUCACAGAAGUUGUUUGUUUUGUGAUUUUGAACUUUGUGUAAUAUUAUCUGUCCUGACCUGACGUUACUGAUGUUUGGUGUCCCUUGCACGUCUCUGUCCAUGUCUCACCUGUCCAUCAGGGCUGGCUUACUGCCGACAUCUGUCCACUGUGAGGACUCACCUGUCAGCUCUGGUCAAUCACAACAUCGUCCCUCCUGAUAGACCCUGUGAGGCCUCUGGAGGUCUCAGCAAGGAAGUGUGGAGCAAGUACCAGAAAGACUGCAAGGUGGGUGUAAAGCGGGGAGGACCGAAACAAACACAUCAAUUUUAACAGGAGUGUGAUCGACAAGUGACAGCGUCAAAAGUAUUUUAAUUUUUCUUCUGUCACUGACUGACAACAUCAAAACCUCUUCAUCAGUGAGCAAGUGAGUUAAAAAGCUACAAAUCACAGCAGAUUGCAGAGUCAUCAUUGAGUAAGUGUUUGUAUUGAUCAAGCCAAGUGACAAAUCUUUGUAAUUGAUGCUGCAGUACAGGUAUUAAUCACGGUAAUAAUUUUAAAAGGAGAUAUGGUAAGACAGCCUGUGAGUCACAAUGAGCAAACUACUCUAGCCAGACGUUAGACAAUAUGACAUAAUUUUACCCUUCAACGCUGUCUGAAAACUUUAAUCUGUCACUAAAUUAUUUUCUACUUUUGUAGGAAAGUAAAACAGGAUGAUAUUUCUCUUUGGCGUUUGGUGUUUCAAAGAUAUGGAGCACAAACUUUUCUAUCACUUUUUUGGAGGUCUUUAAAUGUCAAAUCAAACUGCUAUGGAGUUAUUACCUGAAUAAAGAUUUUAUACGUUUAUAAUGAAGUCAAGAGUUUCUGCUCUAUCCUCCCUCAUAUAGGAGUCACCUUCUCCUCUUCUCUGUAGGUGUAUAUUUAAUGUAAGUUAUGGAACAGAUACUGGUCCUCAGCCUCUCUGCUCUCAUUUUGACUUUAAUGAAAUUUUAAUGAGUUUUACUGAGAUGAGGUCUCAUUACAGAGUGCUAUUUAAGCGUCCUCUGUAAUCAUUCACCUGCUCUGAUAAAAUCAUCAUAACUAAUUCACACUCUAUUCAUAUCUGUGUCCUUUAUUAUCCGCACUCGGUCAUGUCUUCCUCUGAACAGAUCCCUGUCAUUCUGUCUCUUUCCUCAUUAUUUAUGCAUUUUCUCGUACCCUUGUCCUCCCACUCCUCACAGUGGGUAUCUCCUAUCUGUCAGCUUUGGUCUUCUUUUUUGCUUCAUAUGCAUAAAAACCUGUCUCUCUCUCUCUCUGUGUUGGUAGAACUACAAAGAGCUGGAGCUGCUGCGGCUGGUGUAUUAUGGUGGAGUGCAGCAUGAAAUCAGGAAGGAGGUCUGGCCUUUCUUGCUGGGACACUACAAAUUUGGCAUGGGCAAAAAGGACAUGAGUCAGGUACCUCAAAUAUUAUCAGUUUUUUCAUCAUUUAUCGUGAAUAUUUCACGUUGAAGUUGUGAAAAGAGGGCUGUUUCCUCAGCUGCAAGGCUGGUACCUCCCCUUUCUUUUCAUUAAAAAGGGAGUGAUUUGAAUUUAAGUCUGUUUCAUAAAAGUUAAAGUUUAAAGGAACUUUACAUUUCUGUGUCAUUGUGGGUCACUCAGAUAUUGAAAAGUUAGAAAACUAACUGUUUUAGUCAGUAGUCUGCAUUUUAAAGUUGCUGUUUUUAAUCAGUUUAGUCUGCUGACUUGGAAGAGAGAAAAUGAAAAAGGUCUUGAUUGCAAGAACUCAAGUUUUAAGGUGAUUUUCUCUUAUUACUUUUCAAAAUAUGUCAUUACACUCAAUUUAAAUCACACUGACCUAACUAGUCUAGUCUUGUCUCAAGACACCACAGGUCAAAAUGAGGACUUUGUUGAUUUUAAUAGGGAGAAAUGGCUGCCAGCGCAACAAGCAAAAUGGCCUUGAAAAGUUUCUUCAAACAAAAUCUGUAUUUCCCUAAUCUAGGAAGGUUUUUUCUGAUAUGCAUUUGUGAAUAACAAUUAUAUUUGGGGUAAACUAUGAAUUGUUUUGCAUCUCAUGAGUUGCUGAUCUACUUAUGCUGGGAGUGGUCAAGCUUCCUGAAGUAUCUGUAAAACACUAAUAUUGUGGUUAAUUCAGACUUAACAUUCAAAACACAAUAACUGAGAUAGUACAGACCAUAGCAGCAACAUACCAGCAACUUGUGCAAAGACGUAAACUACCUGUUUUUGGCAAUAGAGUCUGGUGGCUUUGAAGAGAACUACAUAAAGGCUUUUUCCUCUGAAGAUAUUGAGCUUAAUAUAAUAAUGAACCAGAAGUUCUUCUUUUGUAUGGAUCCUUCCUCUCCUGUUUUCACAGGAGAACAUGAAAUAAUAACUUGAGCUUUUUUGUAAAAUUGGUGAAUACACCGUAAGUUUGGCCCAUUUCAUUGCUGUGAGCUGAAGCAAUCCACUGGUGAAAAUCUCAUAUUUGGCACUUUUAAGUAAUUCAGACCCCAAAAUGGGCGAACACAUGGCUCAGGUUUAACUACACCAGAUUCCCCUGUUAAUUUGCUAGAGGGCUGUUUCUCUUCCAGAUUGAUGUGAAGAUCAGUGAGCGCUACCAGCAGGUGAUGAGGGAGUGGAAGGCUUGUGAGGUGAUCGUCAAGCAGAGGGAGAAGGAGAUGCAGUCGGCCAUCUUUGCCAAGCUCUCCUCAGGCAGUAGCAUUGACAGCCACGUCCUGAGACUCGUUCACAGAGACUCUACGCUUAGCAAUGAGGUGAAGAAGCCUGACGUAAUAUUCCUCCAUUCAGCAAAUGUCUUUUCCCUGUAACUGCAUGGUGUUCUGCUUUCAGCAGGUUAUUAACAUUAUUAACGCUGUGCAUGAUAUUAAUAAUGUAAAUCUGCUUUUCUUAAUAUUUACACAUUUCAUUGUUCAAGAAAACAUGUCUCUGUUUGACAUGUUUCCCCAUAACUCUGUGCUUUACAUUUCAACUUCAUCUGCAUUCAGAGGGUGAGUUAUUUUUUUUGUUCCAAAUAACUAAAGUUAUGUCGCUGCACCAGUCUUAACAGCAGGGGGGCCUGUUGAGUAACCAUCUCUUUAUUUCGUUAGAAGGGAAAGUGAGUUUUUUUUUUCUAGCAGGGAAGCUACUGGGACAACCAGAGACCAAUAAAGUUGACCAUCUUUUGCAUGCAAACAUUGCCAUAAUUUCUCUUUCCCAUAUUUUAAGACAAGAGUUUAAGAGUAUCACCCUUGCAAAAUAUUACCUUUAUUAUUCUAUAUGUAUAAUCAGUGGACCAAAAGUUGGUACUAGCUCUGUUGUUAGCCACACUUGAAAAGCUAACUUGGCGAGUUUAGCUCAGAGACUCAGUGAUCCCGUGUUUAGCUGUUGAUCAGUUGUGCUAAAAGAUUUAAAAAUAAGUCACCAACAAUAUAGAUCCCACGUUUCUUGAUCUAGUUUAGAUGUUCAACACAGCUAACAUGAGAAUUAUAAACAGUAAAAGUUAUAUGUAUUCCAAACAGGCAGAUAAUUGAUUCAUGUUAUAUUUCCAGGAGAGAGAGCAAUGUGUGAAAGUAAAUAAAGGCAAGUCCCCCUUUUUAAAACAACAGAUAUGGUGUUCCCCAGGGUUCAGUAAUCGGCCCUCUGUUUUUCAGUGUGUUUAUUCAUGACCUGUCCUGAGGGCAGCUUCAGGCUUUAUGCUCAUGAUGCAGUCAUGCAUAUUCUAACUAAGUCACCUGUGAAGGUGGCUGAGAUCCUAAUUUGUGCUCAAAUGACACUAUUUCAUAUUCAUAAUCAGUUUUUUCAAUUUUGGAAAAAACUUUUCAAUCAAAGUUACAUAUUGCCUAAAAUGGACAACUGCUUUCCUGUCUUUACUCAUUUAAGUUUGAAUUAUUAACAAGCAUUUAGUAAUAAUUUCGGUCUUGUGUUUUUAUACUUUGUUUUGAAAUUGUGGUUUUAUAAAACUAAAAGUAAAAUGUUAACGUUAUGCUGCUCAUAUAUUGGUCCAAAAAGCUUUAAAACUUUCUUGGCAGAAAAUAAGUUUCAAGUUGCAUCCUUCUUCAGGUGUUUAUGUCGGUGGAUGAGCCAGACGCAGGGAGCCAGGAGACCCCCAGCGGAGAAGACAGUACCCCCACCAUGACCACCCUGGUUCCCCCUGCAGCCCUGCCUCAAGAGGAGCGCCCUCUGGUGGAGUUUGACUCCCCCGACUCGGGCCUCCCCUCCUCCAGAAACUACUCAGUGACCUCUGCUCAUUCCCAGAUCCUGUCCAGCAUAGACGACGGGCAGAGUACGGAGGAGGAAGGGGGGGGCGGGGAGGAGGUCAGGACUCCAGGUGUGCUGGGGGGUGGUCAGGAGUCUCUGACUGAGGACAAACUGUGCAGUGAGCUGGACAAACUGGUGACCAAUGGAGCUGCUGCAGAGGAGAUCUUACCUUCACUCUCUUCCUAUACGGUGGGUUUUCAUAAGUCUUUAUUAAAACUCGCUUACCUGAGGGCUUAAAAUGUGACUCAAAGCCUGAAUGAAUAUCGGAGAAUAUUUGAGAUUCUUUGCUAUGAACCAAAGUCACACAUGGGCAGAUUCAAGCUGCUAUUGGAAAGAGAGAAAUAAAAGCAAAGGUGACUUAUGAGGGAGAAAAUUUAGGACAAUCUUUGGCAUUCAUGCUUGCCGAUAGCCCCAGAAUAAGAACAAUUGUUGCAGUGAAGUGUUCAGGCCCAAUAUAAUGUCUAUCCACAGAGCUAAAAAUCCUCGGUGGCGCCCCUGAAAAGAGGACUUCAUUUACAUUUCACACUCUCACAUAAACAACACAAUUUUCUUCCUGCAGAUUGAGCUGUUGGACACUGUAGCUCUAAACCUCCACAGGAUAGACAAAGACGUACAGCGCUGCGACCGCAACUAUUAUUACUUUACCACAGGGAACCUGGAGAAACUACGAAACAUCAUGUGCAGGUAUGAAAAAGGGGCACUGAUUUUUUACUGAGUUUUUUACACAGAUUAUACAGGGCAAAGAUAAUGUUUAAAAACAGUAAGUUGUUUCUCAUAGUGUGCAUAUCAAAGGGGGAUAGUAUCAUGACUUGGGAUAAAUGCUUAUGUUGAUCAGACCAGCUUUAAAAGUGAUGUCAGAGCUGUGUGGUUUGUUAGUGCUGCCUCCAAGUGGCAGUAACGAAAUUAUGAAAUAUUUUUUAUCUCAAGAGCAACGGCUGCAUUCAAAAGGCACUAAGUGCUUCAAGAGCAAUUCACACCGACUCCCUGUCUGCCUGGGAAUAGAGUUUGAAAUAAAAUGACUAAAUCUGACAGUGUAUUGUUAAGAGUAGCCAGUUUUUUAUACCUGGCAAAAUUACCACUAAGGUUAUUUACAUCUAAAUCUGUCAGCAGUCAUCAUCUGAACACCCACACCCGCAGUAACAUGAAAUCCAUGAAGCUGCAUUUAAUUUAUUCGCUUUUGUGUCUCUCCUUCUUCCUCCCAGCUACGUGUGGGAGCAUUUAGAGGUCGGCUAUGUUCAGGGCAUGUGCGAUCUCCUCGCUCCACUCAUGGUCAUCCUGGACGAUGGUGAGAACAAAGGAUCAUUAUGACUAACUCCUGACUUACUCUUUUUAAAAGAAACACCAACUUAGUCAUAAAAGCCUUUACCAAGGUUAUGCGCAUCAUUAAAUCAGGAUUUUGUGCAUUAAGCUCAUUUUAGGGCCUCUGUCCACUGUCAACAUUUUCUGUACCAGGCAGUAGCCCUCACAACACUCAAAAUGCACUCACUGUUGCUAGGUUACAAAGUUGUCUCAUGGCAAUUCUGCCUACUUGACCAUUAAGCGUGGUAUAGUUGUUCUGUGUACAGGACAUUUGAUUCUGCCAACGGAUAUUUUAUAAAUCAAACUAUUAAGGACAAAAAGAAGCAGCUGCAGACCUUGAAACUGCAACAUCGAAAAAUGUUCGCUUUUCCUCUGCCAUUGUUGUUGUCAAGUGCAGUUUCUGAAACCCUGAGAUCCCACCCCUCCUUUGUUUCAACUAUCUGGUGAUGGAGAAGUGAUUAUCUGUAGCGCAGCAAUGUUUUAAAAAUGUUGUGAGUGGACACAGGCCCUUAUGAAUUUAAUAGUGACCAAAAAGUUUCAAGGUUUAAAAUCCGGCUCUAGAGAGGUUCUCUUUUCAUAUUCCACAGUUGGGGUAUCUGUUUGUGUUGUUAUUUAAUUCAUGAUAAUGUACAGGGUGGAGAUAAGACAAACGGCGGCUCCUCACUGGGUUACUUAGUGUUUCUGUGUGGGUUUCAGAGUGCCUGGCAUACAGUUGUUUCACUCAGCUAAUGAAGAGGAUGAGUCAGAACUUCCCUAAUGGUGGAGCCAUGGACACACACUUUGCCAAUAUGAGGUCACUGAUUCAGGUGACGAAUAACUCUCACUUCUCUUGCGUGUGUGUGUGUGUGUGUGUGUGUGUGUGUGUGUGUGUGUGUGUGUGUGUGUGUGUGUGUGUGUGUGUGUGUGUGUGUGUGUGUGUGUGUUUUAAUUAAUGAUCUCUGUGCUCUCUCUCUCUCUCUCUCUCUUUCUCUGAUGUCAGAUCUUGGACUCUGAGCUGUUUGAACUGAUGCAGCAGAACGGAGAUUACACUCACUUCUACUUCUGUUACCGUUGGUUCCUGCUGGACUUCAAGAGAGGUGAAUGACUGAUCUUUGACUCUCUCUGGGUUUGAUUGUCAUUGUACUCCUGCAGCUUGAAACUGCAGUUCCUCCAGUGGGAAGUGAGCCCUGUGUUAAAACACCAAACUCAGUUCGCAUCUCUGAGCCCACUGAUUAUUGUCUGACAAUGUGUGCCUCUGGGACAGUCAGGAAACCUCCAAAUCAGAAGCGAAGCCAAAGAUUUGUCUGCAAGUUAAAUGAUGUCAUUCCUUGGUUCAUUAUAUCCAUGAUAGUAAAAAUGUUUGUCUGUUUUCGGUAAGUUUUAGUUUAACUGUGAAUAGUAAAUGCGGUUUCUGACACACAACAGAUUUUGUGUGAUUUCAACCCAAAAACAUGUAAAAAAAAUUACUUUGAUUUGUCUCAUGAGUGAAUUGCUUAAUUUCUACCUAUUUUUUUUUACACCAGAGACCAUCUAAAUUAAUCCUUGAACUCUUUUUGAAAGUCUACAUGAGAGUUUCUAAGCUCAAAAAAGAUUAAAAACUUUCAGUUAUUAAAAAACAACAGACUCAAAAAGUUUGGGUUUUUUUUGUGUGUGUGUUUGUGUGCAGAGCUUCUGUACGAGGACGUGUUCGCGGUGUGGGAGGUGAUCUGGGUGGCUCCCAAGAUUUCCUCCAAGCACUUUGUUCUCUUUCUGGCCUUGGCCCUGGUCACAGUGUACCGUGAGAUCAUCGUGGACAACAAUAUGGAUUUCACUGACAUUAUCAAGUUCUUUAACGGUGAGAGAGAGAGAGAGAGAGAGAGAGAGACAAACACAAACUGAGUAAUCAAUGGUUGAUUAUUGACUAUUAUCUUGCCAAAGUUUUCGAUUUGUUAUUUUUAAAAAAAUUCACAAGACUGUGGAGAAAAAUAUCAUUUUGACCAAAUAUAAGAAUUUGUUUUUCCAUCAUACUACAGCUAGAAAAUGCGCUUGUCUUAGAUUCAGGAUUUAGUAAUAAUAAGAAAAUGUCAAGAUCCAUUACAACAGAGGACAGACCCAUUUAUGAAAAAUGGUUUUGAAUGCAGCAGAGAUAUUAUACAGUUGUCAAACAACCAAGAGAUAUGGUGUCAUCAGGGAGUAAUAAUGGUGAGCACAAAAAGAUCAUUUUAAAAAACAAGAGUCCAUCACUUGAACUACCUUCCAUCUGAUAAACAGCAAAAUAUUUCAAUAUUUAUGGUAUUUAAGUAAAUGACAGUCAUACAGUUCAUUUAAACAUUACAAUUUCAUUUUUAAAGGCAGAAACAAGUGACUUUAUUCAAAAUGUGUUAAAAAAUAGCCUCCUUGGUUCAUUUGUCAUAAUUUCAAGUUCAUUUUUCUAGAAUUUGGACCUGAAAUCAUCUAUUUCUUUAAAUUAUCCUUAAAAGGGAUGUCAUUUGAUUAACAGGGUCGUCUUAUAUUCUGUCCAUCUGGUAUGAAAAUGUGGUUAAAAAUGAGAUUCACAGGGAAAGAUGAGUGGUUAAUUUUUUAAAUACAAAGUACGAAUAAAUCAGUGAAUUUAUUAGAUAAAUAAAUCAAUGGGUAGUCUUUUGGAAAUGUCGACUAAAAAUUAAAAAUGUGUUUCUAGAAUAGUAAAAUAGUUGACUGGAAUGGGAUAAAAUGAGAAGAAUUCUGGUCUUAAAGGAUAUGUGGUAAAAAUUUUGGCUUAGAGUUUUGUUGAGUGGAUAAAAUGGUUUCAAUAGCCUAGUUGAAAACUGCAAAACUGUGUAAGUAAACGCUGAAUAAUCAUCAAGACUGUGAUAAUGCUUUAAGUUAAGGAAAUGAAGUGAUGUGCCAAAAGUAAGGCUAAAGAAAUGGUCAAAGGUAAGUCAAAGUGGUGGAUACGGUGUGUUUAUUAAUGCCUAAAAGAAGGCACUGUCGGUGCAGGUGUUGCAGUUUGCAGAUUCACUGUCUGAAUCAGUAGCUGCCUUCUAACACUAUAUCUGAUCUGCAGAGAUGGCUGAACGUCAUGACGUCCAUCAUAUCCUGAAGAUAGCACGUGAGCUGGUGCACAGAGUCCAGUCUCUGAUGGAUAACAAGUGACUGUAAAGGAAGAGGAGGGGGAGGAGGAGGAGGAGGAAGAGGGUGCAGAGGGGGAGAAAAUCUACAGGAGACUCUUCUCCUCCUCCCAUCUCUCACAGACUCAGAGUGUUUCCAGGCUUCCACCCAUCUGGAGCUGGUCCAGGGGUCUUGGUCUCCUCUCUGCCCAGGUGAAGGCCCUGUGAGUGGGGCAGGAGUGCUGCUGUGGGGGCCCAGCUCUAGAGCUCGGCCUCAGUCUGUUUACAUUUAACCUUCACAUGGAAUGCCCAUGGUGUCCGUUCAGACAUGUGGAUUUGUCUGCAUGCUUGUGAGUUUGAUCACACUGUGAACGCAUUCUCGAGUCUCCCUAGUCUGACAAGAGCUUGUGUGCGUGCAUGAAAACAAACACACACACACACAUUCACACACACAACAUUGGCUCUAACACUGCAGUUUCUUCAAGUGUUCCCUUUUCCUGACUCUGAACCAGAACAUGUUUGAUGCCUGUCAGGAAGUGUUGCUAGUGUCCCUCCGUGCAGUUCCAGCGGAGGCCACCAGAGUGCAGGAUUUACACACAGAGGAGCAGAAGACUACGCCACGAAGUUUUCAUUAGUGACCAAAUGGACUGUGCCAACUACCUUUUCAUGAGUGUUUUCUAUGACAAGCAUGUGAGUUUUCAACCUGUCUUCUUCCUCUCUUCUCUUUAUUUUUGUCGGAGUGUUCAUUAUCACACAAAUGUUGCCUUCAUCAGUGACAGCCCAAGGUACUGAGUUGCACUUUUUGAGUGGAGUUUCCUUCGCGGUGCCAGUGAAAAAUGCCAGUCUAUGGGGUUUGGAGGCGCCAUAGGAGACCAGUCUAUUAAAGGAUUGCAGCCACCUUUCCCUGGCAUGUGAGUGAGUUUUUGAUCCUGGUUGCAACAUUAGAAAAAAGAGCAGCAGAGCACAAAAGCACAUAUCAAAGCACACAGGCCUUUCCCUUUUUGAAAGUAACUAAAGUACCUUUAUUUUGAAAUACCAUGUGUUUAAUUCAGGGCUGUUGAUUUCAGUCAGCUCAUAUCUUUUGGAAAAUUUCUGAAAAACAAAUUAUUUAUUGCAGAAAAUAUUAAAAUAGAUGACUUUUACUUAACAUCUGCUGUUCUUCAGAUGAUUAAAAAAAGACUAUUCCUGCCAUAAUCAAGAGCACUGGUUAUUUUCUCAUCCACACGUGAACAUAACAAUUAUGAUCAAGAGUGCACUGCAGAUUUUUUUGUACACUGUGGUGCAUACAUGUCAUUUCUAAGCGCACAUUAUGUUAUCAGAGUUUUCCAUGUGUGCACAAGAUAAUAUCUGUGCACAAAAAUUUACCUGCGCACAAGGUUGGUGUCUUAUCCACAUAAGAAAAUAACCUGUACGCACUUAAUACAGACUUGUGUAUAACAGUUGUUAUCAAGUGCCCACCAGAGAAUUUCUUGUGCAUAGAAUAUAACAACUUAUGCAUACUAGUUAUUGUAAAGUGUGAACUAGUUAUUCACUUGUGAGCACACACAGAUUCCAAAAUGUCAUACUGUGCACAAAAAAAUCUAUCAACACAAAAUAAGUUGUGCACAAGAAAACAAUGUGUGCAUGAGAUGAUUUGUGUCACUUCUGUGGGACUUUAGUAGCUUUUUCUAUUUAUCUGGUUUGAGUGACCAUGUCCCAUUUUUACUACACAGCUUAUACAUAAAGUGCCGCUUUAACACAAACAGUUUUUAGCUAGCAGUUUGGGGAACACACACACUGUGUAGUUGUGGGACCAUGUUGUUGCUGUUUGAGAUUUGUUCAACAUUAGGGAAACAUUAGAGCCUCAAUUCCUUUUUUUCUGUUUAAUACUGGAAUCAAACAUGCUCACUGAUCUGAAGCACUGAGCUUUAUUGUCAGGAAAAGUGGCUGUAAUCCUUUCUGAUGUCCAGCCUUUGAAAGUAGAAGUACUUGGACCAGGUUUGUCUGAAAACAAGAUUUCGUUUGGUCCUGAAUUUUAAAAAGAAGCUGCUUUUUGAUGCCAAACUCUUUAGUAUUCUAUGAGUCAGCAUUCAGUCGGUUUCGGGCUUCACAGUUUCAGCACAGAGUCCAUUCAUGUUUGUAUCUAGAGGACAAUUUUUGAUACUGUUUCUGAUCCUGCUCAUCAGUGUGACCCUUUAUCUCCUCACCUCCUUAAAAACAUCCAACACGGCUGCAUCUGAUUGGUCAUCCAGCACAGAGCUCCGAUAGCAGAGCUUCUUCUUCCAAUCAGGACAUGAUGUACCAAAGCCUUGAAACAGUCCCCUCUGUGGCAUGACGACAAUGUGCAAUUUCAUACCGCAUCUUGAAGACUGACUGUUUACUAUGUGUGUAAAAUAUUUUUGAAUUUUGUGAUUCUUUAUCUACUGUGCAAUUUCUGUCGUUUGAGAAGAUCCAUUAAAGUCUAUAUUGCUGUAAAUACGGAACAGAAAGCCCAAUAUUUCUAUGAAGACCGUGGGAACAUAAAUAUAACUUAUUUUGAGAUCUAUUUUUUAUGUUGGUUUUAGCAGCACUAGUCGGAGAUGCAGAAUGUGUGCAGGCAUUGUUACACGUUGACUGUUAAGUGUUCUUUCUCAAUGUUGUGCACUGACUUCAAAUUUCUAUUUAUUUGAAAGAGCAGACUGACUGAUUGAUUGCAUUGCUGAUAUGUAUUGGUAAGGAUGUAUCAUUUGCCUUGAAUGUAAUGUAUUAUUAAAUAACAGUUUGUUCAAUAGUGG